Messenger RNA from Pelobates cultripes (western spadefoot toad), 92140 nucleotides. The record is from the annotation of a GenBank genome assembly. NCBI's taxonomy places the organism in Eukaryota, Metazoa, Chordata, Amphibia, Anura, Pelobatidae.
AUGGCACUGAAAGGGUUAACGGUACUAGUACUGUUCAACCCAUUGAAACCUCAGCACUUGUAACCGCAAAACCAUUUAGUAAACAGCAAAAUGGCAUUGCAGUUUGUGUAUUUUCCUAUGACAUAAUGUUGUCCCAUUCCGAUUUACUGUUUAUUUAUUACUACAAUAUUAGGUAGGUAGCUAAGAUUUGAACAAGUGCAUUGCUAAAAUUGUUACUUUGUUUCAACAUUAUUUACUUGCUUGUUCCUUGUUCUUAUGAUUAUUGAUAUACAGAGCUUACAUGCUAGUAUAGCAUGUUUUGUUUAAACGUUAUUGGUUGGUAUCAUUUGGCUUUACUUAUUGCAUAACAUAUACAAAAUCUGGCUGUCUUAUUUACUAAUCAGGAAUUGGUGAGAAGCUUGAAAUUGUAGGCCAAAAUACCUGAAUUCAUGGCUAUUUUGUUCUAAAAUUUGUAAUUCCCUGAUCAAUUAACAAUUCCAAAUUUAGUUUUACAUACGGUGUAUAAUUAAAAGGAUCCAUCUUGCUUGUAAGAUUAAUUUGGAGUAAAUGUAUUGCUAUUAAAAGGUGGUCUAAUGAAUAUAAGUAAUUUUUUUUUUCUUUUCGUAAUCCUAAUGUACAUUAAUUUGCUAGAUAAUUAAGAUCCCUACUCCACGAAGUUAACGUGCAGUCAUGAUGUCUAUAUUUUUUUUUAAUUCAAACUGAAGGCUCUAUUUUCAUAACCCCUCAUUUAAAUCAUUAUAUGUCAACCGUAGCAACUUUAUCUACUGUUACAAAACCAAUAAAAAAAGAUUAUAUCUGGAAAUUUAGUUGCAGAAAAAAAAAGACAGCAUAAGCUGCCAUAUAUAACUAAACAGAAUCAAUUACGGAAAUAAUUAGGUGAUAAUGUCCACUUAAGGAAUAUUGUUGCCUCGAUUGAGCUGAUAGUUAAUGUCAUUAUUUCACCCAAUCCCAUGAGCACCACAAAUAACUGUAAAUUAUAAGGGUUUUAUGAAUUUGUUAUGUAAUAAAAUAAUAUAAAUAAUUCUUAAAAUGAUACAUCCAGAUUUGAUUUAAAUAAUUACAUUUGAAGUAAUAUAUAUUUUUCUCUUUACAGUCGGCAGAGUUUUUUGAAAUGUUGGAGAAAAUGCAGGUAAAAAUAGAUAAUUAAUUCAGACUAUCUUAAUUGAAAUAAUCACAUAAGGCAUUAAACUAUUAGUUUAUUCCAAAAAAUGAUAACUGUAGUUCCCCUCCCUGCUCAUAUGAAUAGAGGAUUAUAUAACCAGGCUUAAUCUCAUUUUACCUAGAUAUUACUUUCUCUUGCAAAUCCUAAACUCAUAGUCCUCUAUCAAAGCACAAAUCAUUUUUCCACGAUAGAGCAGAAUUGAAAACCUUUACCAUUCACCACUACUGCCACCUGGAGGCAGCUAGGAAGAUAGUACUUGCCCUUUUCUUAAUGACUUUGAAUUCUCGAUAAUGAAUUGCCCCUUGGACCACUUUAAAAGCUAUAUUUAUCAAGUGGAAAGAGUGCUAUUAGAGGAAAAGUGCUUAGUAAAAAAUAAACAAUCACCAUGGAAACCAAUUAAGUGUUUCACAUCAUUUAACCCAUAGUGGACCUUGUGCUUUUUCUGUUGGUCUCCAUGGGUUGGCACAUCAUGUAACCUACACGUUUGGUAGCUGUCCACAUUUUUUUGCCAAAAUUGCUAUGCAACCACCUCCCUUUUGAUGCUGGGAAAAGUCUAAGAAAAGUAUUUUGCAGAUCUAACUUUAGUAUAUAUUAUGGUUGAUCUUAUGUCACUGAGAUAAUCUUGUAAUUUUGCCAUCACACUUUGUAGAUUAUGUGUAUACUUGAAACUGGUUUAAAUCUGAAGCAGGUAGCUUAAAAGUAGAGGUGUGUCCAUAUUUUCUAUAAAAUCCCAUUAAUCACCAUUCAUUGUUUCUAUCUAUAAUAAAAAAUCUAACUGGUAUAUAUAUGUUUUUUUUUUAUUUAUUUUUUAUUUUAACUUAGGCUCCCAAGCUGGAAGAACAGAAAACUGGAAGUCAGAAGAAUAAGGUAAGUCAAAGGUGCAAACUAGCCUGGUUAUCAAAAUUAAUAGUCAAUAAUUACCCAAAAAUUGAACAUUUCUCUAUUCAUAAAAUGUCCUGAUGAGAUUUUUUAUUUUUUUUGCAUUUAAUUAAUAUCUAUCUUAAUUAUUUUUAUUAUUUCCUUUUCCCAUGAUUUUGGUAGGCAUACCCCACCAUUUUGAAGAACUUGAAUCUAUGAAAUUAACUUUUAUCAUAGUAUUUUUAUAUGUAUAAGCAUCAUUUCAGGCAAUGCUAUAAGCUUUAGAAUUCUCUGAGAAUAUAAAUGUUCUAACAAUAGCCGAAAUAGACUGAAUGUGAAAUUACAUUCUAGAUAAUAUCCCCUCCACACACAACCUAUUAUAGAAACAUUACAGGCAGCCAUACAGCAUUCCACGGCCAGAUACUAAUCAAACGUCCAUUAUCUGAGAUACUUGCAUAUAACUUGGAAAAAAAUCCAAUUUGUUUUUGAAAGAAGCAGUUUAUAAUAACAAAUAAUUGAUGUAAUGCCCCUGUCGUGUUUGUCCAUGCACCAUUUAGUAUCCCAAGAAUUAUUUUGUAUUGUACAGUCAAUACAGAUUUGAUACUGAUUUUUUUGCGGAAACAUAUCUACUUUUCAUAUUUAAAGUCAUUUCCACAUUUUUUCUGUUUCUCUUUUUGGAAGUAAACCACUAUAUGUUAGCAUACCAUUACCUAAGCAACAUCCCACAAUUGGACAAUUAUGUUCUUUACAUGACUUAUGUUGAUGGUAUGUUUCUACAUUUAUAGAGCGGUUUCCCCCUUUACUUGACUUUUUUGAUGUAUUUGUGUCUAUACUAGUUUGUCUUAGUAUGAACAAAAAAACCAAACACUUCCACUUUUACAACAGUGUAUUAUAAGAAAGUAUAUAACUUUUCUUCUAACAUGACUCUAAUACAAUAGAUUUGCAAAAUAAAUAUAGAAAAUUAUUUGGUGAUCAAUGCUUCAUCUGACAUAACUCACACAAAUAUCUAAAAAAUAUAGUCUUCUUCAAAAUCAAAGUUAGCUAAAAACAGGACCCGAUUAAAGUUUUUAGUUAAACUGUAAUAUUGACAAUAAAAGUUGCGCACACACACACACACACACACACACACACACACACACACACACAAUCACCAAGCAUCAUAAUUCUGCAAAUUUCAGCUGUAUAAAUACUUUUCUCAGCAUGGAUAGUGAUGGCUAAUAAAGUCAUGGCAAUGAAUUCCAAAGGGAAUGAAGUAUGAGUCCAUCAUGCCAUGUAGAAUUUAAAUUAGCAUGUGUCCUAGAUAUUGUAAGUCAAUUUGCAAAUCCUAUUAUAUCUGUAGUGAAUUUACUCCUGAGCUCAUUUGGUUUUGUUACGCUAUUCGAUGUUUUCACUGUUAUUUAAAAUUCAGAUAAAUGAAUCAUUUGUCACUAAAUUACCCUGCAAAUGCAUGCAACUCAAAUUGUUUAUGAACAUGUAGUCUGUCUGGCUGAGAAGUUCUGCUAAUUAUUUAUCUAGUUUAUUUAUGAGAGACUCUUGUUUCAAAGUGUUCAGCAUAUUGUAAUCAUGGCAGUAAUUGAGUUUUGAAAGGGAAAAUGGAGUUGGGACUUAAGAGCCUGCAAGCUUUAGUUUUAAAUUUAAUAUAAUGUUUCUUAGAUAGGUAGAUAGAAAUAGAGAGAUAGAUAGAAUAGAUAGAUAGAUAGAAUAGAAAGAUAGAUAGAUAGAUAGAUAGAUAGAUAGAUAUUGAUAAAGAUAUGCAUAUAUAGAUUUUUCUGGGACAUUCAAAACCUUAUUUGAAUGGGUUUUCUUUAAAAAAAAAAAAGGACAUUUCUUAAAAAUGGAAACUAACUUAUUAUAAAAAUGCAUAUAAUGGUAUAUAAGAAAUACAAGUACUAAUACUUAAUCUAAUAUGAUACUGGUACUGUAUUAACCCUAUACCACACUGCAUUUUAAUCCUGCACCCACAGCAAUACAUCCUGACUACUUCCUUAAAAGGACAGUCCAGACUCCUAAAGCACUUUAGCUUGCUAAAAUUCUUCACAUGUAAAGGGCGUGCCAUCUUUAUGUCAUUUUACAAAAAGUGUAACUUUUAAUACAAAUUAGCACUUCUAUAAAUUAAAAAGAAAGGAGAUUGGAAGGGAAAAUCCACCAUCAAUCUCCUAAAUGGAGCGCUAAUAUUAAACACACUUACCCCUAAUUCUUAAAUAAUCCCGUAUAUGACAUAGAGUAAGAAGGAGAAAAAAAUCUAAUGGUGUAACAUGAACAGGAUUAAUUGGUGCUAAAAAAUAUAAAUAAACAAACUCACAAAGAAAGAGUCAUAUGGGAGGACUAGCUAAAAUUACAGGCACAUUGGUGUACUAAGGUGACACCUUUCCCUCUUCUUGGUUCUUCCUAUAAAACUCGAGAUAAAACUCAGGAGAUAAUAUUGUGUAGGAUAUUAAAAAGCAAGUGAUAAAUAAUCCAGAUUAAAAAACUACUCACCUUGGUCAGAUAGGGAUACCCCCCUGUGGUGGGUUAACAGCUUAAUACCCAGAGCCAGGUUUCUUUUAUUGGCUCUGACCAAAGUGAGCAGUUAUUUCAUUUGGUUUAUUUAUCACUUGGUUUUUAAUAUACCACACAAUAUUAUCACCUGUGUUUUUUCUUGCGUUAUCUCGAAAAGCUGAGAUCAAGGGUUUUGUAUAUACUCAAACCAUCACAUCUGGCAACAAAAAUCAACCCAUGGUCAAAGCCAUUUAGCCAUAGCCAAAUUAUCCAUAAGGUGGCAUAGGUUGCCGCCUAGGGCACUGGCUCAGAUAGAGACCAGGAAUAGGGACUGUGUCUGGGCCUGAAGCUCUGGUUCAGAUUGUGGGUUCCUUCCUUGAGACAGUAUGGAGAGCAACAAAUCACCCCAUUCAGCCCUGUACUCCUUUAUCUAUUCAAGGGAGCAGUGUGGUCUGCACCUCGGUUUGGCGCAUAUUAUUUUAAGAUCUCCCUCGUGGUCUCCUGGUUCUUCUCACUGACUCAGACCACUGCAGCUGGCAAUCAAAGUCAUUGACAGAGUAAGGGACCAUGAGGGAGCUCAUAAAGUGAGUUGCAUUCAAUACUAGUGUAGAUCUUAAUGCAUCAGCACUGGACCACCUGUGACCUAGUCCAGAAUGUUCUCCAUUGGGCGACCAGGAAUAGCAACCCAUCCAGCCAAAAGGUAAAGCAGUAAGGGUGCAAAAUAACUACUUCCUCACACACUUAGACACUAAACACAGAUAAUACCCAGACUCUCCCACACACGAAAAACACUUAAACUCCUUCACAUACAAAACUCGACUACCACUCACAAAACACUUAGCCAGAACACACAGGCACACUCAGCUUAUCCCCCUCCACAUACAGCCACUACAAGCACACCCAUCACUCAGUCUACCUCACUCACAUACAAUACUCAGCCCCAACACAUACAAACCAUUCACAGAACAGAGCUGGGAGCUCUAGACGUUCUGUCAUCCUGCCUAGGGCCUUUGGGUAACCUUAAUUCAGUUCUGCAUUAAGAUCACAUUUCUACCACAUGAUUAGCUGAUUAAAAACAUUUCAUUAAAGGACCACUAUAGGCACCCAGAAUACUUCAGCUUAAUGAAGUGUUCUGGGUGCCAGGUCCAUCUAGGGUUAACCCUGCAGCUGUAAACAUAGCAGUUUCAGAGAAACUGCUAUGUUUACAUAUGGGUUAAUCCAGUCUCUAGAGGCUGUCUCAUUGACAGCCACUAGAGGCACUUCCGUGUUUCUUACUGUGAUUUUCACAAUGAGAAGACGCCAGCGUCCAUAGGAAAGCAUUGAGAAUGCUUUCCUAUGGACUGAUAUGGACUGACUGAAUGCCGCGUAUGCACAUUCAGCCGAUGACGUUGGAAGGAGGAGGAGAGUCCCCAGCGCCGAGGGAGCCUGGCGCUGGAGAAAAGUAAGUGAUUUAACCCCUUCCUCUCCCCUCAGCCCAGUGGGAGGGGGGCCAUGAGGGUGGGGGGGGGGGGGCCCUAUUAAUACUAUAGUGCCAUGAAAAUGAGUCUGUUUAUCCUGGCACUAUAGUGGUCCUUUAUUGCUCAUUACAUUAAUUAGCAGAUGUGCAAGCAUACUUAAUAAAGUGGCCAUUGAGUGUAUGAGAUGCAUUUCAGGGACAUACUAAAUGCCAGUUAAACUUUUAUUGUCAACCUUCACUUGAUUUAUCUUCUAAACUGUCCUGAGGUCAUGAUGCUGCAUGGAAGAGAGUCAUCAUGUCUAGAGCAGGCCUAUAGUCCCUUUAAACCAUUUUAGCAUCUGCAAAUCUUAUUGUAGAUGAUCAUUUUGCAGUAAAGUGACUUCUUAUCUUCUGGGACUUUCUUUAAUAUAGGUCUAAAGUAAAGUUUGGUCUAGCUUUCCCUAAAUACAUUUUAUAACAUCGCAGAUAUGUCCUUGCUAUUUGAGUUGUACCAGUUUAAUGUGUGCAUGAUGCAAAGUUAAGAGUUCGUUUGUGCAUUGGGAUUGUGAUUAGUUCUCCAUAUCAACAACAUAUUUAAUAAAAACAAAGUUUAUCUUCAUAAUCUCAGUCAUACAGAUCUUAAAUGUCUGUCCCUCUUGCACAAUCACUCACCUCUCCCAAACUGUAAACUGUGUGUGUGAUGUUCCCUGAAACCUCAAGAGAGCAAACCAAUAGACAGGCAAUAGUUCUUUCUCUUCAAAUGUUGCACUGCAGAAACAAUAUGAAGGCGAUAAAUUGUAAUCUUCAUUAUAUUUGACAAACAGACAGUUACACCUGAGUUCAUCACAGUUUUCAAGUUUUAUCUGGAUAUCUACGUAUCUAGAAAAACAACAGAAAAUUAGAACAAGAGGUAAGCUUCACUUUUAGGUAGCACAGCCUAAUAACGAGCUUAUAUUAGAAGAUCAUGGAUAUCUUAUCUUUCCUAUGUGCUUUGUUAUCUGAUCUUGUUAAACACAGAUAAUUGUAAUAUCUUUCUGGAAGAUUCUUGGUUGUGCAUAGUAUUAUUUUUUAUUUUUAUAGCAAUGCAUGCAGGGUAAUAAAAUGGGAAUAUUUGGAUGCAGACAUUGUUGAGACUCAAGUAAUAUGGGACGAGUAACUAGCUCAUAAAAAAUAGAAAAAAAGAGGAGGAGGAGAGUCCCCCGCUCGGCACUGGAGAAAGAGGUAAAUUUAACCCCUUCCUCCGCCUAGAGCCCGGCAGGAGGGGGACCGCGCUAUAGUGCCAGGAAAACGAGUAUGUUUUCCUGGCACUAUAGUGGUCCUUUAAGUCACCCUGUGUUCAUCGUAGGCACAGGGUGUGUGUGUAAUGAGGUUGUUUGGUGUUAAAUGUUAGUGUGCUCUUUUGUCUUGCUAAUGCUUGCAAUCAACUAGGUGGAUUUGGCUGUGGAGCCUGUACAGCGCCACCUGUUGGCUGCAAGGAUCUAGCAGCAGCUAUAUGCAAUAUGCACUACCUGAAUAGCAAGACUUGCUAAUUUGCAUUUUCAGGUAGAUAUGCAUAUUGCUAAUUCUGUUAGUUGUUGUCUUCCCCAGCCCUUUAUAAAUAUGAUAUUAUGCUAUCAUAAUGUCCUGUAUAUUUUGUGACAUGUUUUGGUUAUUUGAAUUUUAUUAUGCUUGUCACAUAUGUGAUGAAUGUAUGGGCUAGUCCCCCCAAAAAAGUAAUGUAUGUUAGUUUCAUUUGGAACUGGGUGUCCUGUGGGGAUUUUUAGAGGUCCCAGUGACAGAGUCUUCGGACCUGUUGGCUGGCUGCAUGAUCCCUCUAGCCCUGGGAUAAAUCAAUAGACCUAGGAGAGACGAAAGUCCCUUUGUAAAGGCAAUAGCAAUCAUUCCUAGCAGAGCUGCGGAGGAAUAGACAGUUGGGACAAUACCUGCCUUAAAGAAGGGCUGCAGCGGAAUAGGCAGAUGGGAUGAUACCUGCCUGGAAGCAGAGCUUCUGCCUGGUCGAGCAGAAAAGCUCCAGAAGGACCCUAGUCAAGCUGCGGAUUGGGUGGAGGUACUCGGUCAGAGUACAGGAGCCCAGUCACAUUUAUGAUUCCCAAAGUAUUUUUUUAUGAAUGAUAAAUUGUAGUGGAUGAACAAGGGAAUUAAAACAAAGGGCCACAUUUGCAUAAUGAAAACAAGGUUCACACUAUAACAGUUUACUUACAGUAAAUGAGGAGAAUUGAUCAGGAAUUGCAGAGUUUAGAGAAAAAUAUUUUUCAAAAUAGCUGAAUUUUUGAUUUUUUAAAAUUUGCUUUUAUUGGCUUAAAUUUGCAAUUCCCUUUUCCACAAUCAUCCACUUAUUGCGUAAACCAGUUUCAUGUUUUCAGUUUGAAUAUUGUGUCCUUUUAUAUAUUUUCUAAAUCCUUUAAUUUUCAGUCCAGAAAUCUGUGCUUUGGCUAUAGUUUUUCAUUAGUAGUCUCUAAAGAGAUUUUUUUAAGAGUUAUAAUGUUUUCACUACUUGCAUCAAGUCGUAUAUAUUAAAUUCUCAUUGAUCAAAACUAAUUUUCGAUAGUAUUACAUUUUAGCAUUGUCUUUAAGAUUCAGAUAUCAUCUCAAAAUAGUGAUUUCAAUUUUGUAUCACUAUCUGGUUUAAUAAAUGUGGCAUUGUCCUUUUACAAUGUGUUUUACACUUUCACAAUGAGAGUAAGACUGUGCCCCGUGGAGUUUUUAUUUCUGUAGAAGAUAUAGUAAGGCAUAGUGAAAUAACAUUCACAUCUUCUUCGCAGUAAGUCUGUUUGCCAUAUAGUUUAUUAAAGCUGCUGAAGUGCUAUCCCCAUUACAAAAAUAAAAAUAAUUUAUUCCAUUGAGAAUCUCAUAAAAAUUUGUACAGAAACAGAGAUUAUUUUUAAUGUAUUAAAAUUUUGCAGAUUUAACAGAUUUUUUUUGCUGUGCUUUUUUUUAUUAUUUACAUUUUUGUUUGGUUUUAAACAUAUACAUAGACAUGUGUAGCAUUUAUAUACUUUGAAUGAAAUUCACAAAGUGCAUAUUUUGUUCACAAGAUAGAAAAUGAAAUUCUAAUAGUAAUAUUAGGCGCAUAAAUGACUAGCGUUAUGACAAAAAAUAUUCAACAUAAAUUAAAAGCAUAUAAUAAUAACAACAAAAAAAAACACGAAAGAAAGAAGUAUAAACGUACAUACAUUUUUUUACAUUGCUAUGAAAGACACUAACAUUGAAUACCUCAAAGGUAGUGAGACACCUGAAGGAAGAACUUGUCCUGACCUUAGAAAAAAUAAUUUAUAAUAAAAGUUGUUCUUAUAGAAGUUCUUAUAGGGGACCAGCUUCUGGGAAGUUACAGAGAGUAGUAUUAUAUACCAAUGCCAGGAUUAUACGUAGUACACAUACGGAAUUUCAGCUCCUAUAAUAUGCAAACCAAACAUCCCAGAUCGUAUUGUAUGUCGAAAUAUUGUGAUUUAGAUCAAAGAAAACUUUGAUUAUUUGUCUAUCUACUCCUUCCAAAUUGAUUAAUUAAUGCGUGCACACUCUUCCUAGAAGUAAUUCACACCGGAGACAAAGUUUCUGAUUAGUGAAAAACCUGAGGAAUCCUUUAUUCCCCGGAGUGGGAGCCCCUUUUAAAGCAGAAAUACGUCAUGUACAGAGUCACAGUUAACAUACAGUAUUCAUUCAACAAUUGGUUAACAGUCUAAGGGGUCUUGUCAUUACAGAGUUCUCCCACCCAUAUUCCAGCUCCAUCUUGGUUACACGAUGGGAGGGGGAGUGAGUAGUACUUACUGAACAGAGAAGGGCUGAAGAGGAAACAGUUACUUUAACAGCGAUUCUCCAUUUUGUUACACGUGGCACAUAGCUGUUAAUUUGCACAAAGGAAGUGGGGGAGGAGUUUAAUAAAGGAAGCUAUUCUUUUAACACAGGAAUUUGUUACACGAGGCUUGCUCGAUGGGAAGGGGGGAGGCUAGCAGGAUGGGAGGAAUUUGCAGAGAAAAUAGUUACUGAACACAUUGUAGGGGGGGAAGGGAAGGUUUACUCUAGCAGCCAGUUUAACAUAGUGAACAAAGAAUAAAUAGACAUUAGUAAAUAGCCAUUUUAUUUUAAUUCUUUUGUCCAUAACAAUUGCAAUUGCUAUAAUAAAUAGCUUUUUCUAUUACUUCUUGCUAGUUAAUCUGAGCCCUUAUUUCUUCUAUAUUGGGGGACUCCUCCUUUCUCCAAUAUCUAGCCAUACAAAGUUUUACUGGCAUUAACAUAUGAACGGCUGGAUAUAACAUUGAUUUAGAUAGAGAAGGGAGAUCAAGAUGGAAAAGAAACCUCUGUUGAGUUAGAGUGAUAUCUAGUUUCUAGUCUAUAAAAACUUUUAGUAACUUCUGAUUUAGGGUAAUAAUUAUCAAAAUUUUAGACAAAAAUAGCUGAAUUUGAAAAAUUCUCCAAGCCAGCUGUUUCCAUUUUUGUUUCUUUGGCCUUAAAUUUUAAUUUCAAAAUGAAUUCUCUUUGAAUUCCAGACAAUUGUCACUUUCAGUAAAUAACCCUGCCAGUUACACAGUGAUGGAUAUUUGUGUCAAUGGCACUUCGGAUAUUUGUGGGCUGCACUUCCCAUAAUUCUCAGCUAGCUUUUAAGCCAUACAUAUGUGUGGGUUUAAUAGUCACCACUGUUUUUUAUAUUCCUAUCUCAGCACAUAAUGUAGCUUGAUUUGAGCAUAUAUUAUUUAGUUAUUUUAAUUAACAAGUGUUAUAAAUUAUGCAUAAUUAAUAAUGAGAAAUAAUGUUUAUUUUUAUAUAUUUUUUCCUCUAUGACAGGAUGAUUACAUACCGUACCCCAGCAUUGAUGAGGUAACUUUAUUUCUAUUAAUCUUUUUUUUAUAAAUAGAUUUUCUUAUCAACUAAUUUGUCAUCAGCAACAUGUGUAACUAGCACAGUGCAUGUGUUUCAUAAAGUGCAAUAAAAGUAAAUAUUAACAUGAUCAAAGGUUCCAGUCAGAAGACUACCAGUUUCAGGAACUUAUGCCAAAAUGUUAAAAAAUCCAAUGACUUAAAUUUUCCGGUAACUAAGUAAUGGACUGAAUCAAAGUGAAUAAUCUAUUAGUUUCUACGGUGAUUGCGCGAUGCUUAGGUAUUUCCGCUGAAUUGCUACAACUUUGUCUUAAACUCGAUAUGGGUCCUUAUUUACCAAUGUUUGAAAACUACUUGGUCUUUACCAUCAAGGCAACUUUGGAAUUACUGGAUAAGUUACAUAGCGACAAAUAAUGUAAAUGUUACCAGUCUGAGUAUCUCCUCCAAGUAUUCCCUUUCCCUGGUACAGAGAAAAGGUUUAUAGUUUGGGUUGCAAUAGCUAUAAAAAAUGUAGUAAAGGCAAAGAGGAGGUUUAUAGUGAUUGUAGCGAUGAUCCCAAACAUCAGCCAAGGCUUGAUGAAGGGUAAAGCAUGAACAUUCUUUAUUCAGCAACAGGCCAGUUUAUAUACACCUGUCCCCAACAAGGGGUCAUCACGGCACACAAAACAUUCCCCAGUGCCUUGGUGUCUGGAUAUAGCUGAAUCACAACCACAUAAUUUAAUUAACUACAAGACAUCAGGGUGCCUUACAGCAGUAUCCUCAAAAUGAUACAAUUUCCUCCAGGUUAUCCCCAAACAGUGCAUGCAAACAGGAAGCUCUUGACCUGAGAGGCAAACUGUCCAAAAAGCAAUCAUUAUGGGAAUUUUGACUGGGCCGUGACCAUUCUCCAAUUCAACUCUCAGUUCCAGGCCUUUUGAGUGGAAGUUGUGGUCACAGAUGGGGUAGGAAGCUCCAUUGAGUCCUCAGGUACAUUGGAUGCCUUGUCACCUCCCUGAUUACAUCUCCAAAUUGUGUCCUGUUUGAUGAUCGUGGGACCAAGUACUACCCAAGUAAAGGAUUUCACAAGACUGUGGCAUCUUGAAAUCUGAAACACAGUUCUAUGCUGUUUUCGGUGCCUAAACAAACCUCUUGCUAGUUCUCAAUGGUAGAGGGUUGACCGAUUGAACUCCAAAAUGUCCAGUAGAGUAAAGGUACAGUGUGGAAGGGACACAUAGGACUAAAUAGUACUAAAUGGCUAUCAACUGGAGGGCUUUCCUUGCUGUAUUGCUCAAUGAUGCUAACUCUUGAGCUUGGAGAUGAGGUACCAGUAGAGUAAUAUUAGUGUUUUAGCAAUAUUAGUAUGUACAUUUUACUUGCCAUAUGUUUCUUGCUUGACUGCUCAGUAGAGAAGCACACUCAGUGUUGAUAUGUUUGUACAGAAUCCUUCAAUAUCAAGUGUUUCACUAUAACUGUAUUACUUUUGUUAUAACAACACAUUCAGUCAUUAGUUUAGCCAAGAUAAGGUUGCCUAUCAUACAGAGAUUUUAACCCAUGAUUCAUGGCAUACCAAGACUGUUGUGAUAUACUAACCACUGUAGGCUCAAGGCUACGUACAAUAUGAAUACCGAUACCUAACCUCUUGCCAUCACAAAGAGUUAAAAGAUUGACACUAUCCCUUUAAAAAGAAAAAAUAUAUGUUUGCUUCUACUUAGUAUUUGUACAUUUUAGUGUAUUGUGCAUUAUCAUUAUUUAUUAUUAAUAUCUUCUGCAAGUAAUUAGUAUUACAGCUUACUUUUAUAAUAUUAAUAUUAUAUUGUUUUGAGUACUACUGAGGUAUAAAUAAUAUGCAAUUUAUAACGAAUAAGAACUAUGAGAUCUAAAACACCAGCUUGGAUUGCUAAAAAUACCAUGAAAACUCAGUUUUAUCCCAUGGAAAUAUGUAGACGUCUUCCAUAUUGUUAAAGUCUCCCAUGUACUCAUGAUUGUUUUCUCUACAGAUUUUAGAGAAAGACACAGUUUACCCACUGAUCAUCCUACCACAGUUUGGAGGAUACUGGAUAGAAGAUCCUGAAAAUCUAAGCACCCCAACAUCUUCGGACAGUAGCAUUUGUGAAGAUGAAGAGCCAACAAGCCCGAGCACGUAUGGUUAUAAACUGGAAUAUAAAGGCUCUGCUAGGGCCUACAGAAAACACUUCUUGGGGAAGGUUUGUUUAUCUUUAUUUCAAAUUAUAUAUAUUCUAAUUCACUGGUGGUAAUGUCUUAUUAUUUAAAAGAUAAGUGUUUGAAAAACCCUUCCCCUGCCAAGCCUUCUUUCUUAAUGAAAAUGUAUUUUAAACAUUAACAUUUCCUUGAGACCAUAUCAGCAGCUUUUUUUGUUGCUAUGUAUGGUUGUACGAAUGAUUUGCUUAAUUCUUUAUAAAUCAGACAAUAUAAAAAAGUAAUGAUUACCACUCAAUAGGUUGAGUUUUACUAUUAUUAUAAAUACGGAAUUCUGUAUUCCCAUCUUAUAUGUAUAAUGUAUACACUCAGAUAGAAAUAUAGUAUUCUGAAUGAUUUUCUGAAGGUUAAAAGGGCACUCCAGACCCAUAAAGAACUUCAAACUUGGCAAUGCGCAAGCGUAAUCUCGCCAUCAUGAGUAUGGCUGUGGUUUCAAAUGAACUGUCAGCCAGUCUCUAAACUUCAGAAGAACUCUUAACAUCUUGUACAGCCUGUCAUAUUUUAGAACGCAAACUGCUCCUACCUAAAGUAAACUUAUAUGUAAAUAUCUUCACAGUACACAAUCCUGAUUCUGAUUUCUGAGCAAUUGAAGAGAAAUUAUUUGUUUUUUGGUAGUAAAUGCUUUUUUGAGAUAAGGUGAUUCUGGGCUUGAAUAUAUGUGUAUACACCUAACAGCUGGUAACCCAGUAAAUCCAGAGAAUUGUUACAUAAAUCCAUCAGAAAUAUAUUGCAACUCACCUCCUUCUCUCAAAAAAACAAGACAGGUUGGUGUAAAUCAAGCUCAUAUAUCAAUCGGCUUCAUUCUAACUGCAUGUAGGAUAACAAAACUAGAAUUCCGUAUUGCCGUGUACCCAUUACAGAAAAGUAAAUCUUCUAUCUUGUGGAUGUCUGAAUAACCAUGAAUUAUUUUCACUCUCAUCCUAGGAUCAUCUGAAUUUUUACUGCACUGCAAGUAGCUUGGGGAACCUAAUCCUAUCUAUUAAAUGGGAAGAAGCUGACAGCAUUGAAUAUUUGAGAAUUAUACUCAGGUGUGCAUAAUAAAUACAAUAAUCCUUGAACAUUUCUUCAGCUUUGAUGCAACAUUCUGAUUUCUGCUUCAAAAUAUAUUUUAUAAACUUAUAUGUUAUGGCUUACUAUAUAUCAUUUUAAAGAGGAACUGAUUUGUUUUCUAAAAAGAGGUCUUCUAAUUCUCACCCCAACAUUUACUGGACUUGUAUAUGGAGAGAAUUGAAAAUAUAAAAAUAUAUUAUUUCCCUGAUCUCAACAUGUAUAGGAAGCAAACUCUCUAACACGCCAAACUAUCUCCUACUGAUGUCCCUCCUGACAGACCUCUCCAAAACCCAUAGAUAUUUAGCCUUUCAUAUCUAGCAGGUUUCACAUUGAUAGGAAGAAAAUGGGCGGCAACCACACCACCAGUGAUACCUGACGUUCUUUAUCUAAAAUCUUUAAUUUGUAAAUAUGAAAGCAGGAUUAGGGUAGUUACGAACACUAGGGGCUGCUGGGAAGAAGCAGGGGACAUCUGGUCAACUUAAUCUAACCUCAAAAUUUUUUUUUGAACCCAAUAAGCCAUGUUGAGCUUCUGAUCCAUCAGCUGUGCUCGCCCAGAAAACCAACACAUUUCAUUUGCCUUCAAAUGUCUGUGGUUGACUUGUUUUACCUGCAAUCUACAUACAUGACUUGAUAAACUUGAAAUUCAUGUAUGCUUCCUGAUUGCCACUGUACAAUGAGCUGCUUCCUGACUCGCCCGCCCCUCUUCCCCUUCUUACCUAUCCACUUUCUACUUUACUCAUUUUUUGUACGUUCAUCACUUUUAUUUUUCUAGUUCUCCCUUUUCCUGCUACAAAGGAGCGUAAUGAUAUUCAGUAAAUAUCACAAUACUGUAUAAAACUUUCCGUAACUCACACAUUUUACAUCAUUCUGUAUAACAUUGUUUUUCUGCAGUCAUCUCCCCAAUAAUUUGUAUUGUGAACUACGACCUGUCAUGUUGUAGCAUAUGCUCCUAUAUGAAACUGUUUUAAAAAAAUAUAUAUACAUUUGAUAAAAUGGCGAAAAAACAAACAGAAAAAAUGAGCCGAAAAUGGACACUGGUAUAACAUUAUAUAUUUUAAAAAGUGACAGUGCUGUUUUUUUAUUUUAAUUUUGCUGCACGAUCUUGAUGAAGAAGCCUAACUUUGGCUUUGUUUUAAUAAGCUUCCCAAAUGAUUAAUACUGUUAGGAAUGUUACCAAGUGAUUUAUUAGCGUCUAUGGGAAUUUUUGUAGAUAAAUCACUUGGAAAUGUUUCUUGCAGUAUUGAUUCAUUUGGAAAGCUUUGUAAAUUGAGGCCUUUGUCAUAUUGCGAUCUUUCUCCUUGAAAUGUCCUAGAAAUGACAACACCAUUUUUUCACUUCUUACAGUAGAUUUAUGUUUAGAAGACUGGUUUUUAAUUUUCAUAGUGGUUUCACUAACAAACCGCAUUCCUAAAGGGCACUUUAGAUGAUAUAUCACAAAUGAAGAAUGUUGUGUGUAAAAUAUCUUACCCUGAACUGUUUGCCAGUUCUGAUAAAAUAAAACACAUGAUUUCUAUUGAGGAAAUAGCAGAUAACACAUGUAGAGAGAAAAGUUCCAAACUUUAAAACUUCUGAAUAUGAAUAUAUUUAUUCUUUAAAAUGUUUUUUUCCCAUAAAAUUUUAUUUAAGGGUGUAUAUGUGAGAUAUAAGACAACCUCCACCCCCCCAAAAAAAUAAAUAAAAAAAACAUAAUCGCAACAUUAAACUAGCAUCAUUUUAAAGAAUAAAAGCACAAUUUUAAUAAUUGUAUGUUUUCGGAACAGCUUCACUUGAGAGUAAGGGCAUUUAGAAUUUUCGGUAUGUUUCGGUAACUUUGUUCAAGACAACGUGUCAACAAAAUCCCCUCAUUAUUUCAAUUCUUUAGAACAUUCUGUUUUUAAAAUUAUACAGUUUAUUAUUAGUAUAUUAAUUUAUGUUGAAGCAAUGUUUUCAUAUUACAUGAGAAUUAUUUUCCUGCACAAACUAAAUGAAAAGGUUCCCUAUUUGAAUUCAACCAGUCUAUAUCAUAAAUGUCAUAUUACACCAACUUAAACACGCAACGUGUUCCUGUUUCAUCUACGAGGAAUAAGAAGUUGUGGUGUAUCUAUUUCAGUUGUGUUUGGAAUAUGUAAUGACCAUGUAAUAACCUGUUUUGGAUCAUGUGAUAUUGUUUGGAUCAUUUCAGUAUUCAGAAUUGGGAACUCCGUACCACGCAUGAUUCGGGUGACUAUAGUGUCCCUUUAAGUAAGGGUUGUCCAUAGUGUGGUCUGCCACAUGUUGCUGAACUACAACUUGCAUGAUACUCUGGCUAUUUAUUUCAUUUAGAAGUAUUAUGGGAGUUGUAGUUCAGCAACAUCUGAACCGUGGUUUAAUUAAAUGCAGAGUGUAUCCCAUAAGCUUCUGCUUAACUAGAGUUUGUCAUAUAACAAAACAUAUCACACAAACAAACAAACAAACAAAAAAAUGAAUGAAACUGGCAGAAUAAGUUAACUGAAGACUGAUAUGUGGUUCUGUCAGCAUGUGACUUUAUUUUGGGAAUAGAGCUUUCGAAAUCUAUACUGCAUGCAACUAUGUCACGUUCUCCCUUAUAGAAAUCUAUGUGGGAACCCAACCUGUGUUUUUAAACCUGCAUUGCCAGGUUUAAUUAGUGAAUUCAAAGUGAAUCACAAAUUUAAGGAAAGGUUGACUUAGACAAGUUUUCCAUCUUCACUUUAAAUUAUCACCUUAGUAAAUACACCUGUAAAUGCUCUGCAGGCCCUUAAGCCUUCCAGUGAAAUUCUGGAUUCUCACAUGUGAAUGUGACUAACACAAGAUCUGCAAGUUUUUUUUUUCGUUUUUUCAUUGAUGUUACUUUCAUUGCAUUGUUUUAUGGAAAUGUAAAUUCCCUUUCAUGUAUGUUCCAUUUAGAACACAAGAGUUUUUUUAUUUUGGAAACUAUGCUGAACUUUUUGUGCAGUUUUAUAAUUUCAUCCACCUCCGUCUGACAUCUAAAAUGAAAUAUGGCUUCUUUAAUUAUGAUAUUGCUUUAUCUUUACACAUUUAUCUAUUAUUUUUUUAGAAAUUAUUUCUGUUGUCACUGUUUCAGGUCCAAAGCAAAAACACUACAUGAACGAAUACCACUGUCUGGAUUUAGUAAGCUCCCCAGCAUUCCUCAAAUUGCAAAGGUAAGCAAUACAGUCAUAAUAAGCUCUGCGAGGGCUUAGGGACACAACCAUUAAAUAUCAGCUGUCUCUUGUCACAUAGCCAUGGGCAUAACCUUUAUUUUUCUAUAUAUAUUAAAUCCCUUAUAGUAUAUUUAUAUACUCAAGGUGAAUAGCGUUAUCCUUAUUUUUCAAUGUGCUAUGGAAAUAAAAAAUAAUUAAUAUGUAUCUCAUCAUUCAACAAAAUGAUUUUCAAAAAUAAAUGUAAAAAAUAAAUAAAUAAAUUAUAUAUAUGUGUGUGUGUUUAUAUAUAUAUAUAUACAUAUAUAUAUAUAUAUAUAUAUAUAUAUAUAUAUGCCUAGAAUUUAUUUAUUUUUUAUAUUUAUUUGUGAAAAUCAUUUUGUUGAAUGAUGAGUUACAUAUUAAUUAUUUUUUUUAUUUCCAUAGCACAUAUAUAUUGUAUUAAUUCCUACAUAUUUCACUGUCCCUUUCUUUAACUGUUUUGUACUGCCAUGUUUUGUACUGUUCCCUUUUGUUUAUUGGAAGUUUUAGUGAUCUCGGUUAUUGCGGAGCUUUGCAGAAGAAUCAAAUAAUUACAUAAUAUCACAGGGAGCCUGGUUGCUGCUAGGGGAAAGCUGGGUAACUGUAAUACUGGAAAUGCUCAUGAAAUACAUUUCUCUUGAGGAAACUGAGGAAAUGUAAUUCACAGAUAUCUUAUGUGUUAAAGGAUAGUCAUUGCUGGCAUAGAAUGGUUGGGUAUUCUGGGAGAGAUGCUUCCAUAUCCAUGUUUUAAUUAACAAAAUGAAAUGAAUCUUGGGUAUCUUUAUUGCACUACACAUUGCCCUAAUGUAAAGCUAACUUCAAUAAUAUAUAACUGUUUAAAUACCCGAAACAUCCAAAAAUCGGCUAACUGUUUUAUACAUUACCUGUGUUGGGGUUGGCAAUGCCACGUUCUAUUUAAUUCUAUGGAUUUGAUGAAUCAAUACCAAGCACCGCCAUUUGAAACUAUUUCAAUAUGUUAUUCACUAAACUGAGAAUUUUCAGGACUUAAAAUUGAGUUUCAAAUUGGAUGUUGAAGAAGCCGAAUUAGAAAAAUAAUUCCUCUAACUCAGAUCGGCUUCCAGUUUAGCUAUUUCGGCUUUAAAUUUGAAAUUUACUUUGAGUUCACUUUGAAUUCCUACAAUUCUCAAUAUAGUGAAUAACCCUGUUUACCGAUCACUUUCAGGGUUAUACCCCUAACAAGCUGACAUAACUAUUAUUUAUUAUACAAAUCAGUCCGCAUCUUUUUUUUUUUUUGCCUUCCUCAGAAAAAAUGUGUUAAUAUAUCUCAUGUACAAUACCAACCUGUGAGUGUCAUUAAAGGGAUACUUCGAGCUUGGCUUGCCCCAUCAUUUUUAAUGCCUUAUAUAGAUAACAUACAAUAUAUAUGCAAAAUAAUAUAUUACAAUUAGGAAAAGAUUAUCACAUUUAACUACAUGUGCUGUAAAUUCACAAAUUUUGCAUCAUCUGCAGUGAGCAAUAAUUUAUAAAUUACAGAAAAUAUAGGGGUAGAUUUAUCAAUGUUCUGUAAAACAGAUGUUAUUCUGGGUACAAAAUGCUAAAUGCUGAGAGGCAUUGGUUUCUAUGGUGAUUGCACUUGGUAGCAGUUUGCCCCGAAAUAGCCCCGAAAUUUUUUACCUUGAUAAAUCUCCUCGAGAAUGUAUGAUGCAAUAUUUACUCUUAUUGAUGACAAUAAAGUACCUUUGUCUUCCUCUCUAGGCAUUAUGUGAUGAUGCCACUGGACUUAAAUUUAAUCCUGUUCUGUACCCAAAGGUAAAGUACAUUUUCUACAUUUUACAAAUUCAUGUAUACUUUCUUAUAUUUAUCACAUCAGGAUUGACAGUAUAGCUUAACUAGAUGUAUUCCUUAAUAUGUACCUUUUCAGUUAUUUGGACCUAGAAUUUCCAGGAAGAUCAGCCGGCCAUGUGCACUCUACUUGUCUUUUAAGAUGAUUGCUGAGCAUCAGGGCCACCAUGCGAAAUUUUGGGGCCCCUAACUCAGCUCAGUGUCUGGGACCCCGGGGCCACACUCCAAGCCCACCUCUAAAUCACGCCCACAGGAGUACACACACAGACACAAACACACACACCAAUACAAAAGGACACAGAUACACACACACACAAAGAUACACACAUACUAACAAACACACAUAAUGAAACAGACAUGCAUACAUACUGACACACACAAUCUGAGACAUAAACACAUAUACAGACACAUACUAACAUACAUACAGACACACACACAUAAGGACAUACAGACACAUACAUACAUACGAUAAAAGUGUAUUUUAGCAUAUUUUAUUAUCGUUUCGUUUAUGUGUAGGUUGUGUAAGGUUUUGACCAAAACAAAACAUUGAUAAAAAAAAUUUAAUAGUCAAACAAUCAGGUGUUCCUUCUUAAUAGUACAUUCUAUUACUGACAUACAUACAUACAGACACUGACAUACAUACAGACACAUACGGUAUACACUACAGCCUGGUCACCUAAUACAGAUAUAAUAUAUACAGUACAAUCUGGUAACCUAAUACAGGUAUAAUAUAUACAGUACAAUCUGGUCACCUAAUACAGAUAUAUAUUGUAUAAAAUAUACAAAAUAUACAGUACAGUCUGGUCACCUAAUACAGAUAUAAUAUAUAAUAUAUGGUACAUACAUACACACAUUCAUAUAGACAUACAUACUGACACAUACAUACAUACAGACUGACAUAUAUACAGACUGACAUACAUUCAUACAGACAUGCAUGAAUACUGACAUACAGACUGACAUACAGACUGACAGACACAAACAUCUGAUUUUUUAGCCACCCUCCUGUUUCUUACCUUUUCCUUGCAGGAGGGUGGUUGGGGCUGAUGGGAGUCGGCAUGGCUUUCCAUCUUCAAGGCCUCCACGCUGUCUCUCCUCUCACACAGAGUGAACUGGGGGGAAGUGAACGGCCGUCACUUCCUCCAAGCAGCAGUUGCGUUGCUGCUGCAAUUUUUUUAAAAGGGAUCCGGUCGCGCUAUUACAAGGCCGCAGUGCUGAACGGGUGACCCUAAGUGCAUGAGCUACCCAAUGGGCCCCGUCAGCGUGCGGGCCCAUGUGCAGCUGUACUGGUGGCAGUUCCACCGCUACAUGUGGGGCAUGAGUGGCUGAGCCCUGUGACAACCGUCAACGUUGUCACCCGCUGAUGGCGGCCCUUCUGAGCAUUAUGGGACUUGUAAUUUCCCCUAUCACUGGAUAGGUAACUAAUGAAUUCUCCAGAUCUAAAUCUGUACUUUAAAAAAACUUUUUUUUCAAUCUGUUUCAGGCCUUUCAAAUGAUUGUUGCUUAUGAUGAACAUGAAAUUAAUAAUACCUUCAAGUUUGGUGUUAUAUAUCAAACCUUUAAGCAGGUAAGUAACUAGUACAAUACUUAUGGUUUGCUCAAUAACAUGCAUGAAAGUUUUUAUUUUGAAAAUAUGUAAUGAUGUAUAAUAAAUGAAUUAAGACAUAGUUCAUCCAAAUAUCACAGUUUUCUGAUACCCUAAGCCUGACAACAUCUGUAUACAAAAUACUUUUUUUUUUUGUAAUUUCAUGUUAGUCUAGACCAGGGGUUGGCAACCUUUGGCACUCCAGAUGUUGUGGACUACAGCUACCUUGAUGCUUUGUGAGCGUGAUCCACAACAUCUGAAGUGCCAAAGGUUGCCUAACCCUGCCCACAGUACCCAUGCAGCCUCUUAAUAUUUGUUUCUCUAGACAAUGUUGUGCCCCUAAGCCAGUGUGUGGCCCCAAUUUUCAUCCCACCAUCUAGUUUUGGGGCCUGUUUUCCCUCAACUUGUGCAUGUUUCUUUCCUAUGUCCUUAGACAGGUCUAAUUUCUAUCCCCACCCUGCAAGCCCCGAGGUACAGAAUUAGCCUGUUCCAUUCAGUAGCUUUCCAAACAGAAAGUUCAUGCUUCUAUAUAUCUGUGGUCCUACCAUUUUGCCCUCAAAUAGUCUGUGUCUCUAGUUUUUCCUACUCAGUUAUUUCAUAACCCACUCCUAAUGAAAACAUCCAAGCUCCUGAAGUGUUCCAGCUUUUCCUUCAGUGCACAUCACUUAAACAUAUCUAGACAACUGUCGCUGAAAAAUAGGCAAUUGGAAUACUAGCCCUCUCAAUGCAAUACCGAAAAAAAGGCGGAAAGUGUAAAGAAAAGAGAAAAAUCUAAAACUGCAUAAACUUUUUUUUGGUGGAACAAUCCCACCUAGGCUUUAAUAAUUUUAAUGUAAUCAGAGUAAGAAAGGGUAAAACUAAUUAUUCAUUGAAAAUAAAGUUAUGUUUUUCAAAUUGUUAAAUGUAUAUAAAGUACGAAAACCAACUGUCUGAAUAUAUAGGAGAAUGUUGAUAAAAAAUAAAUAAAUAAAUAAAUAAAUAAAAAAAAUCUACUAACACAUUUCACAAAGUACAUUCCAAAGGAAGCUUAUAUUUUUGGUCAUUUUUUUUUUUUUAAAUCAAUGUAUAAUACACCUAUGUAUAUGCAUAUAUGUAGAUAUACUUUGAAUAUAUGUUUCUGAAAUAUAUGAGCUAAUGUGUGUAAGAUGUACACUUUUCAUUCAUUUUUUCCUUUUUAGGCUUUUAUUGAGGCCACAUUGAAUGUUUAUAACUUUUACAAUUCUCAUAUUCAUAUAUCUUUUCUAAUAAAAUAUAAACAGAGCAAAUCUGCUAAGAAGGGACUUUCCUUAAAUGCAUGUAAUGGCAUUGAGGCAGGAUGGUGCCAUAUUGUUCAUUAUUUUAAACAAUUCCACAUAAAAUUGCCUAUAUUCUAAAUAUGAUCAUUCUGUGUGACUACUUGUAAAUGCCACUUGAUCUAUGAAUCUGAUAAACACUGAAUGAAGUAUUUAAUUUUCCUGCAAUCUACUUUCCCUGAUACUUUAUAGAGUGACACGAUUGGUGCUAAGAAGGAAAUUGUUGCUGUCAACUGGAUGGCAUGUGUCAACAUAGUGAAUUUGCUUCCUUAUAUUUGCAAGCCAGGGGACAUCUGCUUCCAUGCCUUAGACAAACAGAUAUGUUUUACUGUUAAAUCAAUUAAAAAAUUAUACAAGUAUAAUUUCUGUGAUAUAAAAGGAUACCUGGGAGCUCAAUCAACUUGUGAACCCUGUAAAUAUUUUCUCUGGUUACUCCUAAAGGGCUUGGCCAUUUCAGUCUGCAACAUUUUUUAUAAGUGUAAAGUCUGAGUUUUUAUUGUUUUACAAAGAAGAAGGUUCCAGGCAAUCAGCAUACUUUACACAGCAUAGAAGACCCUAUGAAGACGCACAGCAUCUUAGUAUAUACUUUACAUAAACGGACAGCUUCCCUUAGAAUCUUCCCCUUCAUUCUACUAGACAUGCAUAUACACAUUGAAAAAAGAGGGGAUCCAGCCAAUCCUAUAAGGAAAACAAUUGCAAAUAAUAGUGUCACACCCCUCCCCCCAAAAAUGGAUACACUCACAACAAUUGCGUAAAAAAGGGCCUUGAAUUUAAAUGACAGUGUAUACUCAACUCCAUUCAUGGGUCUUGCAGUUUCCAAGAGGGAACUGAUUGGAUAUACUUCCAAAACAUGGAAAAAAAUAUAAUCGUGCAGGGCACUUUUACAUUUUAAAGCCAAGCCAAGACCCAUUCCGGAUGCCAAUAGGAUCAGCUCUGGGUAACAUUAUCUGUGCUUAUUAAGGCAGACAGACAAUGAUGAGACAGUGUGUCAGUGUGUGUGUGUGUGUCAAAGUAAUAUUGGAAUGCCAUCUUCCACAAUCCAUGCCAUAUUGGAAUGCCAUCUUCCAGAAUCAGUAAGGAGGAACUGUCAAUCUUUUGGGAUUUUCUCCCCACCCCGUGGGCUGUUCUAUUGUUACCCCAAAAUAUUGCUGUUAAUUUUGUUAUUUUUGUAUGUUAUGUGUAAGGCUGCAAGGAUACAGCCCUGCAAACAGUAUACAUUUUCUGGUAUUUCAUGAUGCCCUGGGUGUAGCAUUCAAGCAGGUUUGUACAUGGUGCAUCACUGGCAGAAACAUGUGCCCUUGUGCAUGCAUAAUAUAAUAACAAAAUUAUGUCCAUGGUAAUACAGGAAGAUAUUGUAAGUACAACGGGGGUAAGAGAACUGCAAAGGUGUCAAUGUGUUAAUUAAUCUUUCUUAAUUCGUGGCAUGUUAAUCCCAUAUAUCAUUACCAUCACAGAGGUAAAAUAAAUUGUUAAACUGGCCUAUUCUAAUUGAAACCAUGUUCAGUAUAAAGAUUGAAUUUCAUUUAAUUCUCUCUGAUAUCAAAUACUGUUUGACCUACUUAGCUGUAAUUUUAGGAACAGAAUAUUAAUUAUGAGAAGAUAAAGACAUUUUUGGAGCUCUUUCGGACAAAUUGUGCAAGAUCUUUAUUAACGUUUAAUAUCUGGAAGACGUUGUGUUUGAGUCUCACUAGGCUUCAACAUCAAGAUUAUAUUCUUUCUAAAAAUAUUACUUGAUAAAACCAUACAUAUGUACUGGAAAUGUAAUUGGAAAAAGAGUUCAGAUUGUGAAAGGAGAGAAAUGAAUCCACUAAUUUAUCACACAAAAUUCUGACAGGCAUCUUAAUUAUCUGGCCAUAUUUUGUGACUCUCCAUGGUGCCAGAACUGUUUAGCUGCAAAUUGGGAUAAUGUGUAAAUAAUGUGAAAUGCAGGGCAAGAAAUAGCAAAAAGGAUUCGAACACCAAUUUCCAAAUAACUGCGCAAUUACAUUCGGUUCCUUUUCAAUGCUAUUCAUUUUCUUUUUGUUAUCUUAUCAUUCUAUAAUUGUUUGUUCUCGUUGCUUUCAGUUAUUUGCAGAAUAUUUCUUAUGGGGAUAUUCACAUAUAAAAAUGACCAGUUCCUCUUUAAAAAACUAUGGUAGACAGCAUGGGAGAGUAUGUCUACUAAUUUAAGCCUAUUGGAGCAUAAAUUUUCCAAGUUAAAGAAUUAGUUAUAUAGUUAUAGUUAUAUGUAGAUAUAUAUGUAAUAUCUGCAGCAAAAGUGCAGUUAGAUUUUUGGGUGGAGUUAUGUUUGGGAAAUCAAAUUACAUAUUAGUCAUAGAUAUUGGGGCUUUAUUUAAUAAUUUGUAAGUAAUGUCAAACCCUUGUCAAAAACAUUAUGCUACAGGACAUUUACAUUUAUAAAGUUGUUUAGACACAGCGAUGGCUACUAAUUCAUAUUCUAUGGUUAAACUCAAGACAUGCUACUGAUCCCCAACAUACUGCAGACUUUUACGUUUGUGUGUCUGUGUGUGAAAUGUCUGCUUUUCCUUUUCUUGGCCGAUAUGACAUACAUUUGGUUUUUAAACCAUGAUGUAUACAUUUGUUUCAUUGUGAAACCAUUCAUGGUUCUGGAUAUCUUGCAAGCUGGUUUUUUUUUUUCAUAUAACCCCCAAGAAAACACAUAAGAAAAACAAAAAUGACAUGCAUGUUUCUUUUGGGGUUAAAUCUACUAAAUAAUAGAAACAUAUUUUCAAUGGAGUUUUCUUUUAAGUAUAUUUUAAAAUUCAUGAUAAAAAUAUCUUACACUUGUCAGCUCUGCCAAACCAUUUUUACUGGAAAUAAAAAAGAUUUUUGGACCCCUAAAUUUCAGCCCUGUGUUUGUAUGAAAACACUACUUGGGAGCCAAAUACGAUGAACCAAAAAGGAGGAAAAAAUGGCUCAAUCACUGCAAAAUAUAUUCAUAAUAUAGAACAAUAUGUAUAUAUUUCCCACCAUUUGGUCCACAGAUCAAGUGAGAAAAGUAACAAGUAGAGGGAAACAGAAGGAGCAGUAAAAAGUAUUUUGCUUAUCUAUAGCAUAUUUAUUAAAUAUAUGUUUAUAUGUAGAUUUUUUUUGUUACCUCUGUUCCACCUCUAUUGGUCACUUCUCACUUAAUCUGUAAAAAAAAAAAAAAAAUGUAGUAACUAGCCAUCAAUCAUCUUUUUAUCGCCCCAUCUCUUUUUUUUUGGUACGUUGGGCAAAAUCUAAAAUCACAAACCGAAGAUGCUUGACUAUUCUUAAUUUUGGUUGGUUUGUGAUUUGGGUAUAUUUUGUAUUGGAGUUUGAGUAUUUAGCCAAUCACCAGAUCUGCCUACAUUUGAAUGAAUUUCAGUUUGAAACAAAACAAAUCUCCAAGGCUAGCAUUUAUUUUUUUUAUCAUAUUUAUAUAGCUUCACAAAUAGUAUGUAUGGGAUUUCAUUUCAAUACACUUUAUAUAUCUUCAAAAAAAGAAAGCAAAAUGGUACAGACUAGCUAACAAAACAUACUUAAAUUAUUUAAAUGAAUAAAUAUAUCUUAUAUAGGACCAUUGAUGCUGUAGGGUGAAGUAAUGGUUAGGGAGAUGGUUACACAGCUAAGGAGCAGCGAAUAUGAAAAUAAAGGUGUGUUUGAUGCAGAAGCAAACCUAGGUUACCACAACAAGAGGACAUCAUCUUAAAUUAGAGGGGCAAAGGUUUAAAAAUAAGGAAGUAUUACUUUACUGAGAGGGUAGUGGAUACAUGGAAUAGCCUUCCAGCUGAAGUGGUAGAGGUUAACACAGCAAAGGAGUUUAAGCAGGCGUGGGAUAGGCAUAAGGCUAUCCUAACUACAGGGAGUGCAGAAUUAUUAGGCAAAUGAGUAUUUUGACCACAUCAUCCUCUUUAUGCAUGUUGUCUUACUCCAAGCUGUAUAGGCUCAAAAGCCUACUACCAAUUAAGCAUAUUAGGUGAUGUGCAUCUCUGUAAUGAGAAGGGGUGUGGUCUAAUGACAUCAACACCCUAUAUCAGGUGUGCAUAAUUAUUAGGCAACUUCCUUUCCUUUGGCAAAAUGGGUCAAAAGAAGGACUUGACAGGCUCAGAAAAGUCAAAAAUAGUGAGAUAUCUUGCAGAGGAUGCAGCACUCUUAAAAUUGCAAAGCUUCUGAAGCGUGAUCAUCGAACAAUCAAGCGUUUCAUUCAAAAUAGUCAACAGGGUCGCAAGAAGCGUGUGGAAAAACCAAGGCGCAAAAUAACUGCCCAUGAACUGAGAAAAGUCAAGCGUGCAGCUGCCACGAUGCCACUUGCCACCAGUUUGGCCAUAUUUCAGAGCUGCAACAUCACUGAGUGCCCAAAAGCACAAGGUGUGCAAUACUCAGAGACAUGGCCAAGGUAAGAAAGGCUGAAAGACGACCACCACUGAACAAGACACACAAGCUGAAACGUCAAGACUGGGCCAAGAAAUAUCUCAAGACUGAUUUUUCUAGGGUUUUAUGGACUGAUGAAAUGAGAGUGAGUCUUGAUGGGCCAGAUGGAUGGGCCCGUGGCUGGAUUGGUAAAGGGCAGAGAGCUCCAGUCCGACUCAGACGCCAGCAAGGUGGAGGUGGAGUACUGGUUUGGGCUGGUAUCAUCAAAGAUGAGCUUGUGGGGCCUUUUCGGGUUGAGGAUGGAGUCAAGCUCAACUCCCAGUCCUACUGCCAGUUCCUGGAAGACACCUUCUUCAAGCAGUGGUACAGGAAGAAGUCUGCAUCCUUCAAGAAAAACAUGAUUUUCAUGCAGGACAAUGCUCCAUCACACGCGUCCAAGUACUCCACAGCGUGGCUGGCAAGAAAGGGUAUAAAAGAAGAAAAUCUAAUGACAUGGCCUCCUUGUUCACCUGAUCUGAACCCCAUUGAGAACCUGUGGUCCAUCAUCAAAUGUGAGAUUUACAAGGAGGGAAAACAGUACACCUCUCUGAACAGUGUCUGGGAGGUUGUGGUUGCUGCUGCACGCAAUGUUGAUGGUGAACAGAUCAAAACACUGACAGAAUCCAUGGAUGGCAGGCUUUUGAGUGUCCUUGCAAAGAAAGGUGGCUAUAUUGGUCACUGAUUUGUUUUGUUUUGUUUUUGAAUGUCAGAAAUGUAUAUUUGUGAAUAUUGAGAUGUUAUAUUGGUUUCACUGGUAAUAAUAAAUAAUUGAAAUGGGUAUAUAUUUGUUUUUUGUUAAGUUGCCUAAUAAUUAUGCACAGUAAUAGUCACCUGCACACACAGAUAUCCCCCUAACACAGCUAUAACUAAAAACAAACUAAAAACUACUUCCAAAAAUAUUCAGCUUUGAUAUUAAUGAGUUUUUUGGGUUCAUUGAGAACAUGGUUGUUGUUCAAUAAUAAAAUUAAUCCUCAAAAAUACAACUUGCCUAAUAAUUCUGCACUCCCUGUAUAAGAUAAGGCUAAUGAAAGUAUUUAGAACAUUGGGCAGACUAGAUGGGCCGAAUGGUUCUUAUCUGCCGUCACAUUCUAUGUUUCUAUGUUUCUAUGUUACCCAGGGCAAAACUGUAUGUUGGCUAACCCCCUUGCAAAUGUCAUUUUUUGUGCCUCUUGUAAUCCCUUUGCUCGUCUCUCAAUUCGCCUAAUCCCUUUGUGUAUUUCAACCCUGUCAGUUCUUUUGACCAUUUUAGUGCCAAUUACCCCUUGUCCAGUUUGGUUGUCAUCCAACUUGCAGUAUAAUUCUCAUUGGUAAAGAAAAAAGAAAAUAAUUUGUUACGUCUUACCGAUCCAUAAAGUGUCCGUGCUUCACAUGCAAAUCACAGAUAAUAGCAUAGAGAAAAAUUAGCAAAAGUCAAGGAUAAUAGAAGUACAUGGAAUCAAUAAUCUAUCUGAAUUAAGGUAAACAGAAAUUAUAUUAGUCGAGACAAGCCAAGAUCAAUUAUCCAGGAAACAGAUAAGCAAAAUAACUUUCGGAUCACCAAAAUGGAAACCACAACAGAGCAAGGACUGGAUCAAGAGGGGGGGUUUAUAUAGGCAACAGACACCUCGCCUAGCGUUGAGCCAAUGACAUCAUCUUGCUGGUAGCAAUGCUCACACAAUCAGAAGUGGCAGGGCCGCAGCGUUUCAUGCGUAUAUUGAUGCCAGAAGGUACAGAAGAUGCCCUAGAGGCUUGGGGCUUUCAAAGAUGAUGGAAGACUGGCACAACUAUAACUAAAAUGGGGGAAGAGACAAAAGAAGGUAUAAGAGCGGCUAAAUUAUGUAAGUUGGGCAAGAGUUGGGCAAAAUGUCUCUUCCCCCAUUUUGUUCUUUCUAGAGCCUAGUUAAUACCAGGUGUGUGGUUUUACUCCAGUGUUUGAUUUGACACACUAAGCACAUCACUUUAUCACCAUGAGUUCCUAUUAUCCACAAUAAACUGGGUCAUAGUAUUAAUAUCCUACUCUUCUCUCUCUUCUUUAGAAGUGGGCUGGCAGGAACUAAACUAGUAAAUAGUCAAAAUGCAUUCUUCAUGAUAGCAAAAUUGAACUUGCUGGUUCUAAUACAGUAAAACAAAAUAGCAAUUCAUCAUUGAGCAUACACCUACAAUAUCAGCCUACAUACACAGUGUGAAUCUGAUUCUUGUGAAAAAAAAUAAGAAUUGUAAAUUGAUUAUAUUUAGGUAUAUUCAGUAUUAGAUACUGUACAGUAUUUAGAUAAUCAAACACAAAUCAACCAGCUGCUAUGUUUACAAAGUUAAAGCUUUUUUUUUUUAACAACAAAAUAACAUUUAAAUAAACAGAAAGGUUUAAAAAUAGAAUAAAAGCAGUACAGGGCUGAUUUAUCUCUCCCGUUGCUCCUCUCACACCUCGCCCCUCUGUCAAUCCUUACAUUGACUUUCAGUACCUUAUAGAAAUCAAUCCAAAAGACUAAUCCUUGAAAUUAAAGAUGAUUUUAUUAGAUGGAAUUUACCACAACUUUCUAUACUCGGACGUAUUAAUAUUAUAAAAAUGAUGGUUCUCCCGAAAACAUUAUAUUUAUUUCAGACGUUGCCUAUCCUCCUGCAACAUUCAAUAUUUAUAAAGUAUAGGAAAAUCUUUGUAUCGUUUAUUUGGAGUAAUAAACAUUCUCGCUUGGCCUAUCAAAUUUUAACGAGUUAUAAAGAUCACUACCCAAUUUAUAUCAUUAUUAUGCUGCAGCAUUAUUGAUUAGAUUAAGAAAAUGGACCAAUAUGGAAAUGCGACGAUCUUGGUAUUUCCCCCAAGCAAAGUUGUUCUAUCUAUAAACUUAAUCCCACAUACCACCCUCUCUUAUUAAGUGUAUUAAAUUUGUGGAGGAAAUAUAAAAAUAAGUGGCAUCUAUCUCCAGGAAAUUAACCUCUAUAUCCAUUGGUAGGAAAUCCUGACUUCCAUAAGGGAGAUGGAGGUCCAUUGUUAGCUCGUCUGAUAGGUGAAUCUGGGUAAAAUUUAGAUUCAUUAUUAUGAGAUAAUAUAACUCCAACUCUAACUGAGUUGCUAGGCCCCUCUAUAACACCAUGUUGUUGGACAUUUUAAUAUAUUCCCCACUUGUUAAUUUCUUACAAAAGGAAGUUUUUCCAAAUUGGACAUCGAGAAAAAAGGUUUCUUCUUUCGAACAUUUUUGUAUUUCAAAUUCACAAGGUGCCCACUCCCUGUCUAAGAUAUAUGCUAUGAUUCAAAUUUUUUUUAAUGGAUAAGGCACAUGCCCAUUUUCAGAGUAAAUGGACAGCUGUCCUACAUAUACAAUUAAUGGCUGAUGAUUGGUCUUAUAUUUUUCAAAAAGUUAUGAUGAACUUGGUUAGUCAGAUUAAAAGGAAAUCCUUCUAUAAAUAGGUAACACGGUGGUACAGAGCCCCAUCAUUAAUGCACCACUAUUUCCCAAAAGUAAAUAUUAAGUGUUGGGGAUGUGUGUUGGAAGAAGGCACCCUUGGACAUAUUUGGCUGUUUUGUUCAAAUAUUCAGCAGUAUUGGAAACAAAUAUUAUAUAUUUCUAUCAAACAAUUUUUACCUUUAUCAUAUGAUCUAACCCCUUUGCAGAUCUUACUUGGAUGGCUUAAUGCCUUUACUGUUAUAAAUCAACAAACAUUAUUGUGUUUUUUAAUUAAUGAGACUAAUACACUAAUCCCAUUCUUUUGGGAAAAAAAACCAAUAUAUCGACGGUAGAAAAUUGGGUAGAGAGGUUUGAAGAUACCAGGGUUAUGGAGGAAUUACAUUGGGGAGCAGAUAAUAAAAAGGAAAAAUAUUUUAAAAUAUGGAAACCUUGGAUAAACUAUUGGUUAUCGAAGGUAGAGGUUGUAUGAUUUAAGUGCAAUAUAUUUAGUUGCUUUGUUAUAAUUAAGAUGUUACACCGCCAUGCAGAAACUGAAAUUUCAACUGGAAUUUUUGCAGUAACUGAAAACUUAAUGAAACAAAUUUCAUUUACAGUCGGUCUAAAGAUACUAAUUUAUCUUAAUUUGAAUUAUGUUUAGGCUUAUCUUGAAUACUAGAAGAAGGGACUGAUUAUUAGUGGUAUAGUGAUACUUAAGAACCAGAGGAAUGGUACAUUCAUUUGUUUUACUUUAAAAAUGAGGCUGUUUGUUCUCUCAUAAGCACCUAUUGCCACUCAGUAAAAUUAUUUCUCUAUUUCACUGCCUCUUCUCUUCCUUCUCCUUUUUAUAACAGACCUGAACGAAUUUCUAUUUAGAGCUGAUGCAAUAUGCUGUUUGUUUUUAUUUAUUUAUUUUUGUAUAUUUUGUGUUUUCUUGAGCAAUUAUGGCGAUUGGAAUAUGUUUGUAUAAAUGUAUGCUAUAAGUUUAAGAAAUAACUUAACUGGGAUGUUAUAAACAAUUACAGAAUAUGAAACUCAGAAGUAGUAUCUGUAAUCUGCUGUAUAUAUAAAAAAAAAUAUUAUAUAUAUAUAUGAAAAAAUAAAAAAAAGACUAAUCCUUACCUAUAAAGCAAUAAAUAACUCUAGCCCCCAUUACAUUUCUUAACUAAUUUAUAGGUAGGUACGCCACUUCUCGGUUUCUCCUCUUUGUGCGAGAUUACAGCAUAGAGGUCUAUGGGGGAUCCCUUGAGACUGUGAGAUCCUCCAUAGAUAAAGCCAAUUCCCUGCAGCUCCACCCAGUGUCUAGAAGUGUCAGGCAUAGGAAAUAUACAGAGACAAAGUAAUCCCUACUUUGUCUCAGUAUAUCUCUUGACAGGGUUGGAAUUUCAGUGAAAUUCCAACAAAGUUAAAAUGAGUAUCUUAUAAAGAUUCUAUCUUUAUGAAAUACAUAUUUUUCAGGAGAGAAGGGGGGCCAGUGCUGCUUUAAGAAAUCCCUCAAAACACAUCUCUUCAGAAGAGCAUACGGCCUCCUAGAGUGACUUAUUUCACAAACCUAUAUCUUGCUUGAUCUUAGGGGCCACACUUAACUCCACUCUGCCCCUCCUGGUAUAUUCAUACCUCACAUCCUCUAGAUUGUAAGCUUGUUUGAACAGGGUCCUCAUCAACCUAUUGUUUCUGUAACAUUUUUAUUAAAUUUCCCCAAAAUUAAUAUUGUAAAGGGCUGGUGAAUAAACUGGCACAAUGCAAAUUCAAAUAAUAAUCAUAUUCUAAUAACACUAUAAUAAAGGUUCCCACCAAAUACCACCAACAUAUCAUUUUAGAGCUAUUUUAAGGCAUUCAUUGGGGUUCAGUUGUUUCCCUACAUACAAUGAAAAUUCUACGGAGGAGCUGAGAUCUCUUCAAAGUCAAGAGUCUCCAAGCUAACAAACUGUCUUAUUCAGGGAAUUACGUUUUAAGCCAAAACAACUACACUGGACAAUAGUUAAAUAGGCCAAUUCUAUACUAUUGAUGAUUUAGUCACUAAAUCAUCAAUAGUCAGGAAUUAGCCUUUUUUAGCUAUUUUCCAGCUUUUUUUGGUCUAUAAUAUAACUCCCUGCUGAAUGCUAGGCUAUACCCAGUUCAAUCAAUAAACUAGGCCGAGCUUCACUGUGCCUUUUCAAAAUGCAAGUAUGACGUAUCUAGAGAGAAGGGAUAAAUACCCAUUGAGUUCAAAUUAUGACAAAACAUUAUUCAAACUAAUCGGAAAUGUCAGCUCUUGGUGACAAAUCAGAAUAAUGCAUUGAUAUUUCUAUACAAUAGUAUAUAUUGAAAGAUUUCAAGGUCUCGUGAAUAUCAGGUUUGCUGCGGAUUAUUAUUCUUCAGUUUAUAAUUCAGUGCAGCUGAACACAUGGGCAAUUUAAUGUUUACAAAGUACCAAAAAUGAGUAAUGCAUUGGUUGCUAACGUACUUUGUUGGUGUUCCUAAAUUUACUUUCUCUUUCAAGCAUCUACAAGACUGAUCUAAAUUUGAAUUACAAAACUAAUCCAGCUUGCUUUUUGUUGUUUGUUUUCAGACGUUAGAAGAAGAAUUGUUUAGCAACAAUGAAGAAAGUGCUGCAUUUAAAGAGUUCUUGGCUUUACUGGGUGACACUGUCUUGCUCCAGGACUUCAAAGGGUAGGACAUCAAAAUGAUGAACUCAUACAUUGAUGUGCUAAGCCACAUAUAUUUUAAUAGCUUAUGUGCAGGCCCUACAAAUAGCAUUUUUUAGGAUCCUGUAAAACACAAACUCUAUUUCACAAUUAAUUUCAUAUCAAUCUGAAACACAUUUCUUUUUUAUCACUAAGAAGCUGUCACUGUGAAAUAAAAUUUGAUAAAUGAAGAAUUUAAAAAAUAAAUGAAAAUGAUUACAACUUUUAUGUAAUCCAUCCUGCAAAGUCAGUAUUUCUUAAUUGUUAUAAAGUAUCAUCAGCAAAGUACAUUUAAAGAAAUGUAGUUAAAAAUAGAAAGACUUUCUAUGUGUUCGCAACCUCUCCCACUUGACCCUUGGUCCUUCCUUGUACCAAAACCCAUUGUGGAAUUUAAGCCUUUUGAAAAAAAAUAUAUUGUUUAGAAUUAUAAUCUCUAGAAAAACCAUGACCAUGUACGGUAGCCCCAUGCUCAAAAGGGGUACUAAACCCACUAAAAUAUAAUGUAUAAAAAGAAACACAAGAAUAAUAAGGUUAGUCACUAAAUACCAAAUGGCCCCAUACUAAAUGACUGCAAAGUCUGGACAUUGAUGACGGAUUUUGUAAUUCAGGCCUCGAACUGGUUUGAAUUUGGACCAAAUUUCAGCCAAGCAGAUCUCUACUGGAUGGCAGAAAUCUGGGCUGAAUGAAUCAAAUCUGGGCCUAUAUUAAAAAAAAAAAAAAAAGACCAAUUUGCCCACUGGCAGCGCUAACAGCCAACGGAAUAUUAGUGGGGAAAAAAACCUUGACAGCACAGGGGUUAUAUAUGUGGUGGCUGGACUAGUCAGCCACCACAUUAAAAAAGUAAGUAAAAAAAAAUAAAAAAUAGAAGUAAUUAAAAACCUAUGGGCAUUAGCAUAUUACUGUGAAGAAGAUAAUGUACCUCCAUACUGGAGGAAAGAUGACAAUUUUUUGGGAUUUGUCUAUGUUUGAUCUAUAGAUCAUCUUUAUACAUACAUAAUGUAAACCUUGAUAUUCACACAUUUUGUCCCUUUUAGUGCAUUACACUAUUGAAAUCACAUCCCAGGAUCAUUCAGUGUCUUGACACUUCUUGCUUCCAUCACAAAGAGCAUAAGGGACAUUUUAAUUCAGUUGUGCAAUAUGUACACUGUCCAUUCUCUCUGUUAUUCAUAUGUUGAUGCAUUUUUUGUAGGUUCCGUGGGGGACUUGAUGUUGCACAUGGCCAGACAGGCACUGAAUCCAUUUACACAGUUUUCAGAGACAAGGAGAUAAUGUUCCAUGUAUCCACCAAGCUACCAUUUACUGAAGGAGAUACCCAGCAGGUAAAGAUGAUUUUUUAUAAAUAAUGGAUUUAUAUAUAUAUAUAUAUAUUCCACGUGUCCUGCACUCACUGCUCCCGGUCUUGUUAAUGCCUCGGUGCAAACUCCGACCAUAAGUAUAUAUAGGUUCUUGUUGAAGUGCACUCACAGGACUCAAUAAUAUUUCUAAUCGUGCUGUUUAUUCAAGCAUCAAGUAAUACAAAGAAGUGUCGAUGUUUCAGUCCUUGCCGGACUUUUUUCAAGAAAACGUCAACAAGAACAUAUAUAUAUAUAUAUACAUAUAUAUAUAUAUAUAUAUUAAAAAAAUUAUUUUUUAUUUAUUCUUCUUUCUCAUGCGACAUAUUUAGCAAUUAGUGUUCAAGUAUACUGAAAUAAAAUGGGAAUAUUUGAAGAUACUCUGAAGGAAUGUGUUUACGAACCCUUAUCCUCAGCAAUCAAAUAUUUAUUUACACUAUCGACUCUUGUAAUGAAAGAUAAUUUGUAUCCAGUGUAGAACAGGUGUGAUAGGGGAUGAUAUUUCAAUUCAAAAUGUAUACACAUACACAUAGAAAAUGCAAAAAAACUCGUUAUUCAGUAAGUAGACUCUUAAAUCUUUGCAUGAGAAUUGCUAUUUAUAACAGUUUUGUUUUAGGUUAGUUUGACCAAAUUCCUUGGUGAAGUAACUGUAAUACUACAAUAUUGCUGUAACUGUAAUAUUUAGUAGCAUUGGGAGUCUAGCACGCUGUGCUGCACCAAUCAAAUACUCCCUAUGAGCUGCAAUUGAUUAAGAACUGAAUCUGACUCAGUCCUCAGGAGUAGUGAUGUCACGAACCGUUCGCGAACUUGCCGUGAACGGUUCGCUGCGGUUCGCCACGAACCGUUCGCGGCGAACUCCGGUCAGCUGACACAACCCUGCCAAUCUCCGGCAGACCCUCCCUCCCAGACCCUCCCACCUCCUGGACAGCAUCCAUGUUGAAGCUGCCUUCAACAUGGAUGCUGUCCAUGAAGUAGGAGGGUCUGGGAGGGAGGGUCUGCCGGAGAUUGGCAGGGAUGUGUAAGCUGACCGGAGUUCGCCGCGAACGGUUCGUGGCUAACCGUGGCGAACCGUUCGCGGCAAGUUCGCGAACGGUUCGCGACAUCACUACUCAGGAGGACCGCUACUACAGUUGUGUUUAACAUUGUAGUUCCUACAAAAUGACAAGGUUUUACAUUGAAGGGGCUCUGCACCCAGACCACUUAAUUAAGAUGAAGUGUUUUGGGUACCUUUAAGGGCAAUUGUUUGUUUUUGUCAUAAGUUUGAAUUAAAGUGGUUCUUGGUGAUUGUCAGCGAUGGUAAUAGACUGCGAGUGUCUGAUUUUUAACGAAUUGCAUAUGAGUGAAAUAUUUUUUUAUCAUAAACAUAUUUUACAAAGAAGACAACUACUAUGACCUAGGACAAGCAAACAAUUCAAUCUUCUUACAAGUAUGCAAAAAAUAAUCAUAGAUUUGCUGUCACAACUGAAGGGCACUUGAUGCCCCCCCAAUGAAAUAUAUAUAUUUUUUUAUAGUUUUGCUUUGAUAUGCCUAAGAGGGACCGGGUCGAUAAACUAAAAUUAAGUGCAGCUGUUAUAAAGAAGAUAGUGAAAUAAAUAAAUGAUCAAAGUAAAAUGAGUGACUGAUAACAUGGAACAAGAGAGUGCCAGCCCAUCAAUGCUUACUAAUGACAUUUACUAUAUUGAUGAUCACAAAUUGUUAUCUGCCCAUAGAUAUAUGUGAGAUAUUGAAAGGCUAUAUUCAUGCACAGAGCAGAGGGCUAGGAAGGAAGACAUUUAUUAUAUAAGAGUUUGUGAAACAAUGGGAUUCUAAGGAUUUGUUGCAAAUGCAAUCAUCAAGGGAAUCGGACUUAACAUGACACCCAUAUUCGGAGGUAUGCUACUUUGCAAUGGAGCUUAAUGGCCAUGUGAGGACACGCUGUCUGGCACUGCAAAGUUUUUCAGCUUAAUUAAUUUCCUGACAUGUGGAUCUUGUUAGGGGGCAACUGCAAUUCUCAGCAGGGAGUCACACUCUGGCUUUUCAGACAUUUUGGUACAUGAAUAAGUUGAUUUUAAUCAACACCUGGACAGAUUUAUAUGUUUUCCAAAAGUUAGAGUUAGCUGGUAAGCAGUUUGCUUUUUAUAACAUUGCUUGGCUCCCAAAGGUAAAGAUAUCCUGAAAUGUGUGGUCCAUCACGUAUAUGUCUUAAUAAGGACAACACGAUAAAUAGCAUGGCAAGCGACCACACAACAAGCAGUUUUGGAAUUGGGUUUUUAGGAGACAUUCUCCUGUAUCAGUAAAAAUUUUUCUUAUUUUGCUUAGUUAAUUAUUAGACAUGAUUAAUUGCUUCGCUAACUUGCAAAUGGAACUUGUGUUUGCCGCAUAAAGUCAUUACCUGCCAGUACCCCUGCUGUGCAGGCCUGAUAACGAUAUAUAUAUAUAUAUAUAUAUAUAUAUAUGUUGGACUUAUUACUUGUAAUUCUAUAUUUUCAUUUCAUGUUCGACUUUAUCUGUCAUUUAUAGAUUCUAUUUUUGAGAUGUUUGUCAUUAUAGUCAUGGAUUUAUAUCACUUGGGGUAACCCUGUUAUGGGUUAAUGCCAUUUGCAAUCCCUUUCUUUCCAUAUGCUUGUUAACUUGUUACUGUUAACUCUGCAUAAAUAUGGACAUACUUAGCAAACUUGAAAACGAGAGAAAUCUUAAUGUAUCUAUUCUGGUAAAAUAUUUUAUAAAUAAAUAAAUAAAAUAACAGUUUAUGUGUAUCUUUAUUUCGAUGUAUAUGUCUUAGUGUAUAAAUCUAUGUGUUACAUGUAUCUAAAUAUCUGCAUGUAGCACACGUUGUUGUAGAGCACAGUUCAUGCACUGUUUAUUAUCUCUGCUUUUCCUGUUGCAAUAGUUUCCUAAUCUCUUAUUUAUUUAUUUAUUGAUUGAUUCAUUGAUUGAUUACUGUUGCCGAUCUUACAUGGAAACCACAGGCAUCACAAAUUCCUAGCUCCUCUUUCACUAUAAUUUAGCCUCAGUUUCACAUCUUCUUGGCCUCUUUUUUACAUCUGCACUCUCUUUUUGAUCUCUCUAUUUUACCUGUUCCUUGUAUAUUGUACACUUAACCUGAUGAAACUACCUGUGUGUACUGAAACGUUGAACCCACUAUUAUAUUAAAAAAGGACAAAAACUUAUUUAAAGCAUAAUCCGGCUGAGGUUAAGUGAAUAACUGAUUAUAUUGUUACAAAGUCACCUGUUAAGGGAUCUGGUAUAUUAGGUAGCAAGUGAACAGUCAGUUCUUAGAUUUCAUGUCAUGUUUUGAGAGGAGGAAAAAUUGACUAGGGAAAUGAUCUGAGUGACUUUGACAUGGGCCAAGUAAUGAUGGCCUAGACAACUGGGUCAGAGGUUUUCCAAAACGGAAGUCUUGUGGGGUGUUCCCGGUAUACUGUGCUUAUUAUCUAUCAAAAGUGGUGCAAGGAAGGACUACUGGUGAACAGGCCUCGUGGUCAUGGGUGCCCAAUGCUUAGUAAUGCACAUGGGAAACAAAGUCUAGUCUGUCUGAUCUGAUCACAAAGAAGAGCUACUUUGGUUCAUAUUGCUGAGAACCUUAAUGUUGGCCAUAAUAAAAAGGUGUCACAAGAAAAAAGUGCAUCCCUGUAUGCUUUGUAUGGGGCUGCAUAGCUGCAAACCAGUAAAAGUAACCAUGGUGAGCUCUGUCCGCUGCUGAAAGCGCCUUCGAUGGGGAUGUGAGAAUAAGAAUUGGACCAUGGAGCAAUGGAAGAAGGUUGCCUCAUUUGAUGAAUCACAUUUUAUUUUAGAUUAGGUGGAUGGCCGGGUGUGUGUGAGUUAUUUACCUGGGGAAGAGAUGGCAGCAGGAUGCACUAUGGGAAGAAGGCAGACCGGCAGAAGCAGUGUUAUGCUCUGGGCAAAGUCCUGCUGGGUAACCUUGGGUCCUAGCUAUCAUGUGGAUAUUACUUUGACAUGUACUACCUAGCGAAUGUUGCAGACCACAUAGACCCCUUCAUGCAAAUGAUGAUACCUGAUGGCAGUGGCCGUUUUCAGCAGGAUAUUGCACCCUGCCACACUGCAAAAGAUUCUCAUGAAUGGUUUGAGGAACAUGACAGAGAAAUCAAGGUUUUGCCUUGGCAUGCAACUUCCCCAGAUCUCCAAUUGAGCAUCUGUAUGAUGUGCUGGAAAACAAAUCUGAUCAAUGGUGCCCCCAUCUUGCAGCUUGCAGGACUUAAAGAAUCUGCUGCUAAUGUCUUUAAGCCAGAUACCACAGGACAUUGUGGCUGUGACUGAUCAGUGUAUUCAAGUUGUGAGACUGUUGACCGGUCGAGUGCAGCAACCCACAGAAUGUGUAUGUGUAUAUAUAUAUAUAUGCACAGAGUUGAAGGAAGGGAGCACUCAGUGGUAUUUCAACGAUAAUUGUAGUGUUUAUUGAAAUAUUACAUCGCAAAAGUGCUGGUCGACCUUUGUCCCAUGCAGGUCUUUCUCAAGAUCCUUGAGAAAAACCUGAAUGGGCCAAAAUGUCAAUGAUGUUUUGUGAUGUAAUAUUUCAAUAAACACUACUAUUAUCGUUAAAAGACCUCUGAGUGCUCCCUUCCUUCAACUUUGUGUAUAUAAUCAACCAAGGCACCUAUUCUGGAAGUAAUGAUGAACGGGUGAGUGCCAAGCAUUUAUGUGUAUAUAUAUAGUGUAGAUUGGAUUAGCCGUAUUAGUCCAGUAUAAAUGCCAAAAUACCAGCGUAUUGCAGUAUGCUGUAUGUUGUAUAUGUGAUCUCUGCAUGAAGCAAAAAAAAAAAAAAAAGAACUGUUAAUUUUCUAGCGGUUACCUUUCACUCCAUGCACAUUUUUGGUGGGAAUAAACAAUAUUGAGAUGUUACUUUUAUUUGAUUUAAAUUGGUUAUAUUCAUCAUGUACUGUAGGUUUACUUUAAAAUAAAUGCAUUCUAGCAUCACUUUUUACAAUCAUUAUAUGUGACCAUCACAGUGAUUUCUUUUCACUCAGUAGCCCCAAAGAGAGUGCUUUAUAAUGGGUGUAUGACCUUUUCUAACUCUGAGUUUGACACAUCAAAGACUAGAGAGAGAUGUUUCUAUACAUUAGGAUCAGCCCUUGUUAAUGGCUGAGAUAUUUCAGAAAUGUUAUUGGUUUUGCAACCUCACAAAGUGAUCUAAAUUGUUCACUUUCUUUCCAAAUUUAUUCCAUUUACAACCCCAGCUCAGCAAUCCAUAGAAAAUAUAUAUGUUCCAUAUUGAUUCUGACACUUUACAGUUGGUACCCAUAAGGUAUGUCCUUUAUCUCAUCUUUGCCAUGAGUAUUCUAAAUGACUCACUGUAACCAAAAUAUUUCAUAUAUAAUGUAUGUCUACAGGAGCACAGGAACACUCACCCUCUCCCAAACUUACCAGACUUCGGCUGACUUUCUUAUUGAUGCUUCCUCAAUGCUCUAAUACAAUGGGGACAUGCAUACCAUUGAAAAGAGUCUGCGGAUGGUGGUGUAUGGAAUGCAUUUUAGUACAAUUAAAGAAUGGCUCACUGAACCAUAUUUUAUGUUUGAAGAAUGCCAAUGCCACCCUAAUGCCAGAUACAUAAUAUAGGUGUCUGGUUUAGGUAAAAAUGUUCAGAACCAGUAGUUUAAUGUACUCUGUUUGUGUUAUUCUGUCAAAUACAAGUUAAUCUUAAAUGUUAAUCAAAUUUCAUCUAUACAUUAUGCUUGCUAUUAAAUGUGUCAGUUUCUCUAAAUUCAGAGGGUAUACGACAGCCCUUUCCCCUCCUCUCAGUCCAUUCAGCCUGUGCCAAUCAGUGCAGAGAUAAGAAGGUUGUGCAUCAUGGAUACUCUCCACUAGGCAUCUCUCCCGCUUGAAUUCAACCUAGAGGAAAGCAAUACCUGCAAGAAGGAGUGUCAGACAGUGUGAGAGCAACAGCAGUAGCAGCUUGGAGAAAGGAAAGAAACAGCAAUAAUAAUGUAUUGCUGGAGCUUUGAACAGACAAUCUAAGAAUGGAGAGUGUUGGAUACAGUUUACCUUUUAUGUGAAGCAGAUUUUUACCUACCAAACAGGGGUAUGUAGGAGAGGUAUGUCUUACAAGAGAGGUGUGUCUUAAUUGUAUGACACGAGUCAAGCCAAAUGGCUUGAAUACUGCAAACCUAUAUCUGUCAUGGCAGGCUCACUUUAAAAUACACAUGGGCUAUGCAAAUUUUAAUGUAAUGAGACAAUUAUGUUGAUCUUGACAAAUAUAUUUUUAACACAUUUUGUUCUUUCAGUUACAAAGGAAAAGACAUAUUGGUAAUGACAUUGUGGCUAUUAUCUUUCAAGAAGAUAACACCCCCUUUGUCCCAGAUAUGAUUGCGUCAAACUUUCUGCAUGCUUACAUCGUCGUUCAGGUGGAAAACCCAGGAACAGAUUGCACAACAUAUAAGGUAUGGAAGGAAUUGAUGUUUAAGUGUGUAUACUGUAUAUCUUGGCUAGUAUAGAAACAUAGAAACAUAGAAUGUGACGGCAGAUAAGAACCAUUCGGCCCAUCUAGUCUGCCCAAUUUUCUAAAAACUUUCAUUAGUCCCUAGCCUUAUCUUAUAGUUAGGAUAGCCUUAUGCCUAUCCCAUGCAUGCUUAAACUCCUUUACUGUGUUAACCUCUACCACUUCAGCUGGAAGGCUAUUCCAUGCAUCCACUACCCUCUCAGUAAAGUAAUACUUCCUGAUAUUAUUUUUAAACCUUUGUCCCUCUAAUUUAAGACUAUGUCCUCUUGUUGUGGUAGUUUUUCUUCUUUUAAAUAUAGUCUCCUCCUUUACUGUGUUGAUUCCCUUUAUAUAUUUAAAUGUUUCUAUCAUAUCCCCCCUGUCUCGUCUUUCCUCCAAGCUAUACAUGUUAAGAUCCUUUAACCUUUCCUGGUAAGUUUUAUCCCGCAAUCCAUGAACCAGUUUAGUAGCCCUUCUCUGAACCCUCUCUAAGGUAUCAAUAUCCUUCUGAAGAUACGGUCUCCAGUACUGUGUACAAUACUCCAAGUGAGGUCUCACCAGUGUUCUGUACAAUGGCAUGAGCACUUCCCUCUUUCUACUGCUAAUACCUCUCCAUAUACAACCAAGCAUUCUGCUAGCAUUUCCUGCUGCUCUAUUACAUUGUCUGCCUACCUUUAAGUCAUCAGAAAUAAUCACCCCUAAAUCCCUUUCCUCAGAUGUUGAGGUUAGGACUCUAUCAAAUAUUCUGUACUCUGCCCUUGGGUUUUUACGUCCAAGAUGCAUUAUCUUGCACUUAUCCACAUUAAAUGUCAGUUGCCACAAUUCUGACCAUUUUUCUAGUUUACCUAAAUCAUUUGCCAUUUGGCUUAUCCCUCCUGGAACAUCAACCCUGUUACAUAUCUUAGUAUCAUCAGCAAAAAGACAUACCUUACCAUCAAGACCUUCUGCAAUAUCACUAAUAAAAAUAUUAAAGAGAAUGGGUCCAAGUACAGAUCCCUGAGGUACCCCACUGGUGACAAGUCCAAGCUUCGAAUAUAUUCCAUUAACUACAACCCUCUGUUGCCUGUCACUCAGCCACUGCCUUACCCAUUCAACAAUAUUUGAAUCCAAACUUAAAGAUUGCAGUUUAUUGAUAAGCCUUCUAUGUGCAACAGUGUCAAAAGCCUUACUGAAAUCUAGGUAAGCACCACCCUGAUCUAUAAUUUUAGUUACCCAAUCAAAAAUCAAUAAGAUUAGUUUGGCAUGAUCUCCCUGAAGUAAACCCAUGUUGUCUCUGAUCUUGAAAUCCAUGUGUUUUUAGAUGUUUAUCAAUCCUAUCCUUUAACAUGGUUUCCAUCACUUUCCCCACUACUGAAGUAAGGCUUACUGGCCUAUAGUUGCCCGACUCCUCCCUAUUACCUUUCUUGUAAAUGGGCACAACAUUAGCUAAUUUCCAAUCUUCUGGGACUACUCCUGUUAACAAUGAUUGGUUAAAUAAAUCUGUUAAUGGUUUUGCUAGUACACCACUAAGCUCUUUUAAUAGCUUUGGGUGUAUUCCAUCAGGUCCCAUUGACUUAUUUGUCUUUUACUUUUGACAGUUGAAAUAGAACCUCUUCCUCUGUAAACUCACGUGUAAUAAAUGACCCAUUUAUCCUUUUUCUCAACUGAGGUCCCUUUCCUUCAUUUUCUUCUGUAAAUACAGAACAAAAAUAUUCAUUGAGGCAGUCAGCCUGACCUUUAUCCUCUUCUACAUACCUUCCUUCUUUUGUUUUUAAUCUAACUAAUCCUUGUUUUACUUUUCUUUUCUCAUUUAUGUAUCUAAAAAAUGUUUUAUCCCCCCUUUUUACUGACUGUGCUAUUUUCUCUUCUGUGUGUGAUUUGGAAGCUCUUAUAACUUGCUUAGCCUCUUUCUGCCUAAUCUUAUAGAUCAUUUUGUCUCCCUCACUCUGGGUUUUUUUAUAAUUCCUAAAUGCUAACUUUUUGUUUUUAACUAUUUUGGCCACAUCUGCGGAGUACCACAGUGGUUUCUUGAAUUUUUUGCUUUUACUGACAAGCCUAAUGCAAUUAUAUAGAUAAUGUAUUGCUUUUAAAUAAAAAAUGUAAAAUAUAAAAAAUUAUAGCAACCAUUGGUGAAUUGCAUCAAGAAUAUCCAUCAAUUUGCCAAAAAUUCCAUCAUGUUAGUUUUACAGGGUAAUAAAGUAAUCCAUUAAAUGCCUAUGAAAUCUGUAUUGUGUAGGAAACCAAAUUAUAUACAUACGUAAUUUCAGCUUUAAAUACACAAAGUAAAGUUACUCUUAGUCCAGUUAAGGUCUGUGAGGAGUUUUCUUUUUAAAUGCCAUGUGACAGCAUAAUGGAUAUGGAUCAGAAUUUAGGUCCACUAGUAAAUUAUUCAUAUAAAUUACUUACAAGUCCGAUUUCUUUUUCCACAGUACAUCGUGUAAGCAAGUGCAUGCCUGCUGGUGCAUGUACUUUGAGAACUUCUGAACAUUUGCUGAUAAUGUUCAUAUCUUUUCUGUGAAAAAUGUGUCGAUUUUAUUGACUACAUAAGUGUAACGCAGGACAAUAGAGUGGUCCCUGAACUUACCCUUAUGUCAUCCAUGAAGUGAGUGAUGGAUUUGCAUCCCUGCUGAGAAUUUUUUUUUUAUUGCAUCCCUGCUCAAUAAAUCAUGGUGGCAAGUGCCAUAUAUUGUGAGAUGAGGCAAAUCCAUCUAAAUUUAAAUCCAAUUUUUUUUACUCAAAAUUCAAACAGCAUUUAUUCACGUGUUAAACUAGGCUACCUUUGAGAUCAGGUCUAUAAUGCUUUUACUUUACAAAAAUCUAUGGUUGUAACAUAUGUUUAGUUCAUACUAUAUUAGUUAAGGCAGCGUUUAAAUCAGCAACUAAUGAUACAUAUGGUUACAGUGCAAUAUAAAUGAAAGUAGUUAUGGUCCUGAUAUUUAUCAGUUGUGUAAACCAUACAUUUGCUGAAAAAAACAUGUUAAUCUAAGUGACUUUCAGAAUGUUAGAAACUGCAAAACUUUCUACAAUUUCUACUUAUUUUACAAUAUAUAAUAUAUAUAAUAUAAUAUAUAAUUUUAUGUACCACAUCAUCUAUAAUUACUACAAAACUUGCCUUUAUCAAUACAAAUUAAAUAUCCUAUAGUUUAAAAUAUAAAUAUGAGAUAGGAGUGGUGAUGUUGGACUAGUCAACGUCAGAACCCCCAAAUAGGUUACAGGAGUCAACAAGUCAAAUAACUACAAACUGAAAGAAUGGGAUAGGAAAAGACCACUCACUCAAAAGUGAAUGGAAUUCGAUCUCAUUUUAAAAGAUUACCUUCUAAAGUACUUAACUUAACAAAGAAAAUAGUAAUAACCUUUAUUAAACUAGAAAUAAGCAAAAUAUAAUAAAUAGGUAUGAAAACUACCCUGAAUAGAAACACCAUAGAAAUUGUGUUAGUGAAAAUCAUGUGAAGGUAAAGGGUUAAAAGCCUGGGAAUAUGCUCCUUAGUGUCAUCGAGAAAUAUAUAUAUAUUGUAUAUGCACAUACAUGUAAAGUCCACUAAGAUAAAUAGUAGUAAAGCCUCUAAAGAGGACAUAGUUAAGCUAUAGGGACAUACAAUAUGUGAACCAAUAUAAAAGAGAGAAGGAGCAUAAGUGCAGACUGUUCCGUACAGAAAAUUAAAUGAUAAACCAAAUCACGCUAAAAAACGGUAAUCACACUAAACAACUUGGCUGGGACGGAGAAUCCCAACAGGGACUUAUGUUUGUGGAAAAUGUGUGGCCUGUAAAUAUAUCCUUAGGGAUUCUAAGAAAGUGAGUAAUCGCGAAGGUACACAAUCUUUCCAUAUAAACCAUUUCUUCAACUGUAAUUCUGCAGGGGUAGUUUAUCUCCUUACCUGCAGUUGCAGUUUGAUAUAUGUAGGGAAAACCCUCCGUCCCUUCAAACAACGUAUUAAGGAACACCUUAGAUCCACUAAAAAUCGUCUCGAGACUCCAAUCUCCAGGCAUCUUAAGGAAAGACAUGGAGGGUCCUCAAGGGACAUACGUUUCUGUGGACUGGAGUUGGUUCAACGACAACAAAGGCAGGUGACAAAAUCCUGCGUCAAAAAGAAUGCAGGUGGAUUUACAAACUAAAUACUUUAAACCCCAGAGGCCUUAAUGAAGGUUUCUCUUUUUCUCCUUAUAUUUGAAGUAUGAGACAUUCCCUUGCAACCUAUGUAUAUAUCUUUCUGUAUAUAUUUCUCUGUAUAUAUUUCCCUGUUUUUCUGUACAUAAUUUUUCUGGCAAUAUUUAAUAACAGUGAUCAUUAUAAGUACACAAUUUCUUGGUAAAUAAUAACCUGUUUGUUAAAUUGACCCUAGGAGCCUUAUACCGUCAGAAGCACAUUAGACAGUGCGAUCACAAUACUUGUCUUAAUAUCUUGGCUGACCUCUUCACUAUAUCUUCACUAUAUUCUGGUCACAGUACAUAAUAUCUACCACUUAGUUUCCAUCUAUUUAUACCAAUUGCUAAGUAUUUCGGCGUAUUUACUAUUGUAUCUAAUAUCCCCUAGCCCACUUUCAUUGCUGGGCUAGUGAUACACAUUGCCCGAUAUACAGACACCUAAGUUUUAUGAUUCUCUCUAUCAUACAAUGUUCACCCCUUGGAUAUUUAGCUUUAUAUCUUAAUUUAUAUCGAUAUGGAUAGAUUGUGUUUAAGCGCACUCUUGGAUCAUAGUUGGAUGCAUGAAGUGUGUCCACCUACUGAUAUAUAUGUAGCCAUUGUGUUACAAGUGACUUAACAUACUUUCCUCCUCCUUUACAGAAUGAAAGGCAACAUUAUUAUGGUUGCAGUUCAUUUGAAGGGUGUGAUGGCAUCGGAGGAGUUUAUGAUAGUAAUGACGACUAAUUCAGUGAUGAUCAGCAUUCAUGGAUUGGCGUUUGAUGAUCUAGGGGGCGUGCUGAGACUGCAAAGGUGUAUGAAAACGCCGAAACGCGCGUUGAGCACUUUGCCGAUGCAUUUACUUUAAUUAAGCUUUUCUUAAUUUCUUCUUUUUUAUUUCUACCUGGAUACGACUGAUGUCCGUUUCAUUACUAAUCUUUCCCACUAUGUGCUUAUAUAAGUUUAUAGGGACUUGUUAGGCUGCCUCGAAGCAGCAGUUAGUAUCUAUGGCCUGCCUGUGGGCUAGGCAGUAAGUCCAGGGUUUUCUAGAAUACUGUCUCCUUUCCUCUCCAGUUACGAAUUUUAGAGGGGGCCUUUUUGAUUUAAAGUACUGUUGUUAUAUGCAUCUACUUACCGCUGUGGAUUCUAUGUGCUUUUAUGUCUCAUAUUAGGGGAUAUAUCACUAUUGGAUAUCCCCUAAUUUAUAUAGUUUAUACUGCUAAGCGAGACAUAGUGCCUCCCAGAGAGUCUGCACAGCAGGGUCGGCUACAUAUUCUAACACCCGUUUGUGCUCCUCUGGGACUCCAGUUUCCACUAGUGAGCUAUCUCAAUAUACUUUUUUGAGGCACCAUCAAUAGCGACGAGAGUUUAGCUCCACCACUAUACUGGCAUUGUAACUACUGCUAGGCACCACGAUCCCAUUUAUAUAUAUAUAGUACGGAUUUUACAGUUUUUAGCGUAAUUUGGUUUAUUAUUUAAUUUUCUGUGCGGAGCAGUCUGCACUUAUGCUCCUUCUCUCUUUUAUAUUGGUUCACAUAUUGUAUGUCCCUAUAGCUUAACUAUGUCCUCUUUAGAGGCUUUACUACUAUUUAUCUUAGUGGACUUUACAUGUAUGUGCAUAUACAAUAUAUAUAUAUUUCUCUAUGAGACUAAGGAGCAUAUUCCCAGGCUUUUAACCCUUUACCCACACGUGAUUUUCACUAACACAAUUUUUAUGGUGUUUCUAUUCAGGGUAGUUUUCAUACCUAUUUAUUGUUUUUUGUUUAUUUAUAGUUUAAUAAAGGUUAUUACUAUUUUCUUUGUUACGUUUACUUUAGUUUAAAAUAUAUAUUGUCCAUAGAAAUAAUUCAAAACUCCUGUGUGUAUGCUGACAGAGAUAUCUACUAAAGUGAAAAUUGCUGAGAGAUCAAAUAGAACUCACAGUGAAUUUAAAAUAUCAGACCAAAGUAGCUGAACUGGAGGAAUUCACCCAGUCAGCUGUACUACCAGCUCAGCUACUUUGGUCUGAAAUUUGAAAUUUGAAUUUUAACUUUAAUAAGUAACCCUGUAUGACAUGUUUACUAGUGUAAAGGGAUCAAUACUUAGCGAACUAAUAAUUCUGCAAAAUGUAAAUCUUUAAUUAAAAUGUUUCCAUUAAACAAAGAAUCAUUUGAUCAAAGAGCUAGUAGUGUAUAUAAUUAAAAAAAAAAUCAAACUUAUAAGACCCACCUUACAUGCUAUUAAACCCUGAAUUAACCUUUUGUCUGUGUGGAUGUAAAUUGCUAUUAUGAAAAUAAUUACUUAGGUAGCAGAUUGUGAAAAAAGGGAUAUUAAAGCAGUAAUAUUACAGCAGUUAUUUUUUGGACCAUAUUAAUGUAAAAAAAUAUACAUUUCAUUUUCUUUUUUGACAAGUGUCAAUUAUUAAUUAAAAUGGUUCAGAAGAUGAAUACCUGUGGAUGCUGGGAAAUCAGCCCUGCUGAAAUAAAACAAUAUAUGCCUGCGGAUAAGACGGGCUAUUAAAGUUUUACACAGGUUUAUACUAUGGGCAAUUCUGCUUCAGCUGCCAGUUUCAGUGAAUAAAUACAAAAUGUGCUAUUUGAUAAAGCAUCCUUAAAAGAACAGAUUGGCUCAUGCAGUGCUGCUAAUUGUUUCCAAGAAACAGCUUGCUUUAUCCAGACAUUAUACUAAUGCAAAUAUUAUUAGAGGACCGGAACUUCCCUCCUCUGAUGAUUGUUACUAGGCAAAUGCUCAGCCACAGCUAUUAUAGAAGAAUUAUUGUUUUGUGGAAUAAUAAAGUAGAUACUUUAUUGACCAAGGCAAUGUGUGGGUUCACUAUAUACAUGGUAAUGGUCUGUGAAUCCAUAAACCUGGUUUACAUGCUUUGAAACCAUGUGGGAAAAUAGCCCCUAUUUACUACGAUUUGAAAAAUAUUCCUACUUUGGUUCCAGUGGCUUAUCUCUGAGAUUCACCCGUAUAGACCUUUACUGGACGUUUGGUUAAAACACUAGUCCAUGGGUAGGCAACCAUCGGCACUCCAGAUGUUGUGGACUUCAUCUCCCAUAAUGCUAUUCUAGCCAUUAUGUCCCGGACUGAUCUCUGGCUCUGAAUGUCAGUGGCCAUGGUGAUUAGCUGCCAACAGGAUUCAAAGCCUAUUAGUAAACAUAAUGAUGAUCCAUUCUAAAAUCAAAAUAACACAAUGGUAAUAUGUAUCUAUGUAUACAAUACUGUCCAUAAUUUUUCACCCCACAUUUCCACAUUUUGUAGUGAUACAAUCUAUAAUUGAUGAAGAAACAGCACUGAAGUGUAUAAUAUCUUUUAAUUGAACUAACAAUAUAUUGCAUUAGUGAACUCUGGAAGUUUCUUAUUAUUCAAUAUAAUCAAGAGAAUGGUUUUGAAAGGACCUUCCAAAACAUUAGCUCUGUAACUUAAUGAUUAAAUAUAUAUAACAGGCAAUUCACUAUUUUUUUGCAUCUACAUGCAGGCCUCCCAAUGGUCCCAAUUUCGUCAGAACAGUCCAUAUUUUAAGGUCCUGUCCUGCUGUGCUGACUUUGUUUCCUGGUGUCUCACUUUUGGGGACACUAGGGUACUGUCCUAUAAAAAGUAUAGAGCACUAGGAUCCUGCAGAGAGCACUGACAUAGUGCUCCCUGCCUGGUCUGUCCUCAGUGGGCUGGGCCUCAGUAGUCUGUCCUCAGUGGGCUGUCCCUCAGUGGGCUGGCCCUUUUUGUCUGUCCUCACUGGGCUGGCUCUUUUUUGUCUGUCCUCAGUGGGCUGGAUCUUUUUUGUCUGUCCUCAGUGGGCUGGCCCUCAGUGGUCUGUCAUCAGUGGGCUGGCACUUUUUGUCUGUCCUCAGUGGGCUGUCCCUCAGUGGUCUGUCCUCAGUGGACAGGCCCUUUUUGUCUGUCCUCAGUGGGCUGUCCCUCAGUGGGCUGGCCCUUUUUGUCUGUCCUCAGUGGGCUGGCCCUUUUUGUCUGUCCUCAGUGGGCUGGCCUCAGUGGGCUGGCCCUUAUUUGUUUGUCCUCAGUGGGCUGGCCCUCAGUGGUUUGUCCUCAGUAGGCUGGGAAGCAGCUUGGUGUGCACUCAUGCCAGACCUACCUGCCAGAUCCACCUCCUUUGGGACACACCAGUGACAUUAUUCACACCACUGGCCUGUUCAUUUUAAGCUUCACCUAAGCAAUUUCUAUGUCUUGCACAAUGUUUUGCACAGUGUUUCCAGUAGCACCCCAAAUAAUAUGCGCUGAUUUAGAUGUGCGCCCUUCUUCUGUUUUUCUGUUUUCGUCUGUUUUAUUUUAUUUUAAUAAAAUAAUUUAUAUUUUUAUUUAUUUUUAAAACUUACACAUGCAAAUUUUACAAAGGUAUAGAUCAUUUAACAUGACCAUGAAUUGUAGGAAGAGGAUGAUAGCUCACAAUCUGAAAAGACACAAAAGGGCAAUGUCAUUGUCUGCAAUUUGCUUUUCUUUUUUUAAUCUUUAACUGAUGGAUUGUCAGUAAGUUACAUCGGCAUCUGAAAUGGAAUCUUGUCCAAGCUCUGUCCAUUGCUAAAGAUUGCCAAAAUCAUGCAAAAAAAAAAAAAAAAUCCCUUUUUUAUAUUAUGCAUAGCUAAACAUCUAAGAUGAAUUAAAAUUAAGGGGAAACAGAGAGACAAAGAUAAUGUAUUUAGGAAAAAAAACUGAAAAGUGACAAUGCUGCUUUAAAUUAGGAAAUCCCCAGAAAGUGAUAGGGGUGACUGAAGAUUGGAAAGUUAGGUGAUUAUUUUUGUAAUAUGUAACAGAGAACAGGGCAAAAAUUAUUCACUAAAAUUUUAAUGACUGAUAAAAGUUGACCAUUUCAAUUUGGCAAAAAAAAAUCUAAAAUAUACAAACACUUAAACUGAUCCUUAAUGAUUCCUAAAUGUGCUAAUUACAUUUGCUUAUAGUACAUGGAAGACCCUUCCUUAUUUAGUAUUCUGUACCAUUACACACAGAUAAAUUAAGCAUACUUAUCUUUAGGGUUUCACCGACAGUCAGAACAAACAAAGAAUAUUAUCUGCUCAUAAUUAUAUUUUAGAAAUUUGAUAUCCUUCAAAUUCUGAUUUAUUUAAAAAUUCUAGAAAUUAAAAUGUUGAGUUAAAUAGUUGCUGUUUUUUAUAGCAGCACAAUUACAUUGUUAGGCUACAUUUUGCAGGCAGAUAGCCGCUUAAACAUUACUUAACCCAAAGCCUCACUCACCAUAUUCUCUUAAUGUUAUAACAACACACCAACUCAUUCAAAGUCUGGACCUAUCUUUCAUCUGUGAAAAUGUAAGGAACAAUUAGCUCUAAUAAUUUUUUUUUUCAUUAUUUUAUUUCUAUGUUUUGUUUAUACUAAGGUGUCCGUGACUGCUCGGGAAGAUGUCCCAUCUUUUGGACCUCCUCUGCCAAACCCACCAGUAUUUCAAAAAGUAAGUGUCUGGUAAGAAAUUGUUCAAACAAAGGCUUGGAACAUGAAAGCUUUGUCUUAUCUUUUUCAGUCUUGUUAUACAAUCUAAUAAGUAUACACAGUGGCAAAUAAUGGCACACACCAGUUGUUCAAACAACAUUAACAACAUCUUGAACUACUAAUUGGCAAUAAUUCAUUAUUUAUGGAUGACAUAUUUACUCCGUUCGUCUAAGUGUUCAUUAUACUUUACUUAUGUCUUUUUUUUGACAUUUCUAUCAGAUGAGGGACUUUAUGAAACAGGCAGUGUGUGUCACAAUAAUAUUAUUUCAUGAUAUAUUAGUAUGUAUUGCUUAUCCCUUUACAUCCUUAAUGGGUAAUUUCUUCUCUUUUUUCUCUAAAUGAAAAGAAUUGCUCAUCCUUUUAACUUUGAAAAUUUGGAAAACGUAAAACAUCAUUGAUUAUACGCCAUUGAUAUGGAAAUUGUACAUCCGAUUUCCCUGUGUUAAGAACUCUUUGAUGUCUCAUAUUCCAUCAACUGCUUAAAUGUCAACUGUUGUAAACCUAUGAUAAUAAUCUCCUAUCUUUCCACCUCUACUCCCCGACAAAAAAAAAACCUUUUCCUUAAUGUUAACUGUCCCUAUAUUCUUAACAGACAACAAUACAUAUGGAUAGUUUAUGGAUCAUUUAUGACACUGUAUUUAUUAAUCUCACAUAUUCAAUCAUGUUUAAAAAUAUUGCUUAAACCAGUCCAUUUGUUAUUCACAGUAAAACCAUAAUUCACUCCUUUAUUUCCUCUGUAUGUAAUUUUUUAACUUUUGUCAUACUGAGCUUGAAAACUUACAAAGUAAGUAACCCACUUGCCAUUCCACUUCUGCUGGACACCUCUACAGGGCACUUUUCAUUUUCCAAAUUUAAGAUUAAAAUGGAAACCUCUGGCCCAAUCUACAAUGACAUCCAUAUUGGUAUCCUUGUUACUACCAAGGAAUACCUACUGUGUCAUGCAACGUUAGACAAAAAGUUAAAAAUUGUGGUUAACAGCAACUCUCUCUCUUAUGUAUCGAAGUAGGGUUUCCCAAUAUUGGGUAAUAAACAAGUACUCACACUCUUAUCAUUUUCAAACAUUAAAUUAAAACUCAUCUUGUUGAAUAAUCUAAAAAAAUAUUUCAAAAUGCACUUCUUCAUAAGUCUAUGGUAUCCACUUACUAGCCACCAAAUUUCUCCUGAGUUCACCUAUGACAGGGCUGCCCAACUGGUAGAUCCCCAGAUGUUGUGGAACUACAACUCCCAUGAUGCUUUGAAUGCCUUUAGAAUGCAUUUAGAAUGACAAAUCAUUAUUGGAGUUGUAGUUCUACCUGUUGGGCAGCCCUGACCUAUGAUAUUCUUCCUCAUUUUGCAAUCCAUUGUACAUUAAAUCCCAUAUGUUACUUAUGAAUUUUAAUUAAAUAAAUAAUAACAUUGCUAUUAUUUUGGCUUCGUUAAUUUGCAUUAUCACACUUAAAAAGUUAUGCUUUAUAGCUGCAUUUAUUAUUAUUGUGGCAAGUGAUUUAUUAUAUAUAAACACCGUAAAAUAAAAUGUAUCCUGUCACUAUUAAUUAAUAGCAUGCCCUUUAAAUCAAUUCAUGCAAUCAUCAUUUAAUGUAUGUGUUUGACAGCACAGAGGUAUUUGGCUGCAAAUGGCAAAUUGACUUGUCAUUCGGCAGUCUAUGCUUCGUGUUGUUGGUACUUGAUUGCUAAUCAGCUACUCAUUCACAUUCAGGUGGGGAAAACAAUGGAAUAAUCCUACAAGCAUAUAAACUACAUGAAGAAUGGAAGAUAAUUAUCAUGUUAUAUAUGCACAGCGACUGUGUUUACACUAUAGUUAUAUUGGUUGUUGCCACAUCAUUGCAGUCACUAAAGCAAUACAGGAUAAUGCUUUGUUGCCAGACAAAUAUUUGUUUUUUAGCCUUAAGGUGUAUUUACUAAACUGGAAAUUAUGAACUGAAUGUUGAUGUAACUGUAAAUUGCAGGCCAAAAGAACUAGAACUGAAUUUUUGGCAUAUGGCUAUUUUGGCAUCAAAUUUGUAAUCCCUCUUUUCAAGUCAUCAUAGAAUCAAAUGUACUAAAUAAACUCACAUGUAUUGUUUUUUUUUGUGAAUAUGGUCAAUGUAUUAAUGACUGCAUUCAGAAAGGUUUUAAGAAAGAUUUCACCUACUGGUCUCUUACUAGGUGACUAAAUGUUUUCAACUUUAAAAAAGAAAAAGAAAUAAAAUACAGAAUAAGUCAAAAGGAAAAAUCCACUCAAAUCCCAGAAUAUGAACAUCGUCAGUGUUAAAUUUUGCCUAAGCUACCAUUUUGGAUGCAUUGUUUUUUGGUGCGUCCUUAAUAUUGACUCACCCUGUAAUUUAAUUAAUAUGUUAAAUGAAAUGUGAAAAGAGUCCAACUAUAUAUAUGUUUUCCCAUUAAGGCUUGUAUUUACUUAAAAAAAAUAUAGAUUUUGCCAGGAAUUAUUUAAUACCUUUAAAAUGUGACUCUCAUUUCCAGAGAAUUUACUGUUCUUCAUUCAUUCCCCUCAAUUAACAAUAUUGCAGAAUUUACUGGGGUACACACUCAGGCAUCCACAGAGAAAUUCCUUACGAUCACACAAGCGUUUGCAUACUUUGCCCAGUGUCCUUAAUAAUAAAUAAUAAAAUCUCCCCCAAAAAAUCUAUCCAUUUAUUUAAAGAAAUUUAGCAUAACCUAUCAUUGACUAUGCUGACUGAACAAUUAGCUAAUUGAUUGUGCUAUUGCCUUGGAAUUGGCAGUGCACCUUUAACUCUCUGUGCUUUUCUUUCACAUGUGUAUGACAUGUUUCCCCCAGUUCGCUAACAUUCCAGAACUCUUUAUGUGUAAGUGAGUACACAGUUAAUAGGAGAUCUGUAAAUUAGGCACCUUCAGUUUAAAGAGGAACUGUCACUGGCCCCCACACUGAAAAUUUUAUAUUUCAUAAAGAUCUAAUUUUUAUGAAAUACUAAUUAUGAAUGUAUUAGAAUUUCACUGAAAUUCCAACCCAGUCAAGAGAUAUACUGACACAAAGUAGGAACUGUAUAUUUCAAAUGCCUGACACUUCUAGAUACUGGACAGAGCUACCCCCAUCCAGAAGUGUCAAUUCCCCCAGCCAUCUCCAGUUAUGGCUGCAGGAAUUGGCUCUGUCAAUGGAGAAUCCCACAGUCCCUCUGGAUCCUCCAUAAACCUCAACACUGUACUCUUGCCCAUGCACAAGAGGGACAGGUUCACAUAAGUAGAACCCAGCUUUAUCUGCCCCCUGGCCACCAGACCCCAGCAGUGAUGUCUACGCCAGGGGACUUUGUGAAUUCUGUAAUGUCCCCAGACGGUGACAGUGCCACUUUGAAGAAGUCUUAUUCCCAGCACACUAAAUACAUCUUCAUAAUAAAAUUGUGUUUGAUAUAAUGCUUAUUUUGAAUCUCUUUCAACAUUUAAACUGUGUUUAAUAUUUUGAAUAUUUAGUAAUAUAUUGUUUUAUGGAAGUAUAAGAUUAUAAAAAGAAAAUACAUUUUUUCCAUAAUAUUUUUUUUUUAAAUAUACUUAUAUUAAUAAAAAACAUAUGGCUAAUAUCAUUGCCAUUGUGGAGCUUUUGAAUAAGCAAGUUUUGUCACCCAUCUUGGUGGUGGUUUCAUUUGCAAGCAAGAUGACUUUUAUUAAUAGCAGAUAGAUACAGUCUAUCUCUUUCUACUUGGACACCUGUCAUAUGCUGCCAUCAGAUCGUUACUAGUGAAUCAGAAAACGCUAGCAGGGGACAUGACUCGAUAAAAUUGAACAAAUCUACCAUCUCUGCCCAUUUCGCUGUACUCUGCAGGGAGCAGACCAUCAUUUGGAAAGAAAAUGAGUGCCAGCUUUGUGCAGUCAAAAUAUUAGUCAUCGUGUUCCCUAAGCUGUCAUAAAUGCGUCAGCAUGUCAGCUAAGAUACUUGUAAGCUCCUGCUGGCUCUGGAGAGAUGAAACAAAUGAAAUUAUAUCUGAAUACUAAAUGUAUUCAUUAUUUGUCACUCUUUUUAACACCGCUGGGCCCUACUUGUAUGUAUUACAAAACACCCAAGUAGAAGAUUAAUGUAGAAUCACAUGCUUAUGUGAUAUGUGCAAAACCAUAAAAAUGACCUCCAUAAUCAAUUUUUUUAAUCUUUACUCCUUUAUAAUUAUUAUAUACAAAAUGCAGUCCAGCUCACAAGUAUUUGGACAGUGAUACUAAUUUUUGCCUUGUUGUCCUCAGCAUAUUGAAUUUGAAAUGAAACAUUUAGCAACAGUGCAGACUGGAAGCUUUAAUUUAAAAGUACGGUUUUACAUAGUCCCUCCAGGUCAGAUGAUCAUGCGAAUUGUCAGUUCAUGGUUAAACUGUCCCGUGACCAGGUGUAAAGUCCCUGGAAUUCCAACUUACUUAAAACUAGACUUGUGCAUUCAGUUUCAAAUGAAUUGCCUUUAAUCCAAAUUUUGGGAGGUUAUCCAAAUUCCAUAACUCUGAAUCGGCAUUUGGACGUACCACAAAAGAAAUGGACAGUGGAGGAACAGUUUUGUUCGAUUUGUGAUUUGGAGUUCUGCCCAUGGCACCAAAGUAAGAGAUAAUUGAUGGUUAGAAUACAGCCACUAAGUAUCUAUUUUAUUCACAGAUAAGUGAGAAGUGACCAAUAGAGGGGAAAAAAGGAAGAUCAGUAAAGAAAAAAAUAUAUAUUUACAUAUUAUUUGGAGGCCAAGGCAACACCUUGAACUCUUUGCCAUGUUCCUCAAACCAUUCCUGAACAAUUCUUGCAGUGUGUCAGUGUGCAUUAACCUGCUGACAGUGACCACUGCCAUCAGGGAACACCAUUGCCAUGAAAGGGUGUAGGUGGUCUGCAACAAUCUCUAGGUAGGUGGUACAUGUCGAAUUAACAGCCACAUUAAAGCCAGGACCCACGGUUUCCCAGCAGGACAUUGCUCAGAUCAUAACACUGCCUCCACCAGCCUUCCUUUUUCCCAUAGUGCAUCCUACUGCUAUCUCUUGCCCUGUUGACGAUGCACCCGGCCAUUCACCUGUUCAUUAGACGAGGCAACAUUCCUCCAUUGCCUAGUUAUCACCCUCAUGUCCCCAUUUAAAGUGCUUUUGUGAGUGUAGCGGAGCUCCCUGUACCCUGACUGGGUAGCUCUGCCAAAAAACGCUUCCUAGCUGGAACAGGGGAAAACCUCAGCGCUUCUGCCCCAGUUGCCGUGGCUUGACUGGGGUCCUCCUGGAGCCUCUCCGUCCUGGAACAGGAUACCCUAUGCCCUCCCAGGGACUGGACGACACACAGUGCUGGGAGCUCUAGUCCUUACAAGGACUUUCCCUGCUGAUCCUCCACGAGCUGGAAAAAGGUGCUAAGCAGUGAUUAUAGCUCUUCCCCUCCAGUAACUAGGUGACAAAUAGCUCUGGGAGUACAAGUGAUUUAUUCCAGGCCACACACAGCUUUUAUGCAAAGACCCCUACAUUGGGUCUCCAAUACAAUAAAACAGGGGUUUCAAUCCCCAAAUCCUCUGUGCCUGGGAGAUAAUUGCGUGAGGAAAACCUAUAAUUCUAUUAUCUCUCAGGUACAGAAAAUCCAUACAAAAUAUACAGUACCCCAAAAGUGCCUGGGAGAUAAUUGCGUGAGAAAAACCUAUAAUUCUAUUAUCUCUCAGGUACAGAAAAUCCAUACAAAAUAUACAGUACCCCAAAAGUGCCCCCACCAUAACUAGGAUCACUCAGAUCAGUUCAGUGAAACUGGAAUGCCACUGGGUAAAGUUUUGACCGGCUGGACACAAGGCACUAGCCCAAAACUGUUCCAGGAGAAUAGGUACCUUGGCCGGUCUCUGUUCGGAGGUUCCUGUGCGAAUACCAUGCAAGGGAACCUCUUAGUUUCAGGGUACAAAUGCUCCCCCUGUUCAGUAGUUCAUAUCUCCCGAACGUUGUUCGUAUAGGUGGGCAGUGGUCUAAUCUUUACUGGGGUUUGUGCGAGUGCCUAGCUGAAAAGAGUUCUAGGCACUCGAGGACCAAGUGCAACUGCCCAUGUUCAGGAGACAAGAUGGAGAAGCAUUCAUGAAUUACUUCCCUUGCGGUUUCGCACUUAAGUUGCUUGUGUGAAUGUACUAAUGGGGUACAGGGGUGGUCCUUGUUCAGGAGGUGAAUAGAUGGUGUUUGUAUAUAAUAACUCCUGAAUGGAAAAAGGGAAAAAACACACAAACAGGGGAAAAGUAUACAAAAUUGGUGGUAGGUUCUGCCAUUGUGAGUGGACAGGGGUCAUCAUGGGCACUAUAUGUUCUGACACCUUUCUAUCAUGGACAGCAUAAGUUUUUCAGCAAUAAGAGCUACAGUAGAUGUGCAAUUGGACCUGUGUGAUCGGACUAGAUGGGCUAGCCUUUGCUCCCCAUGUGCAUCAAUGAGCCUUGGGCACCCAUGACCCUGACAUUGGUUCACCGGUUGUACUUCCUUGUACUACUUUUGGUAAAUACUAACCACUGCAUAUUGGGAACAUCCCACAAGACUUGCUGUUUUGGAGAUUUUUAGGUAUAUAAUAUCAAUUUCAUAAUAUUAUCAAACAAAUGUAAAAAGUUAAUAACUAGUUCAUGUGGUAAUCUUUUAUUCUACAGAAUUCUGAAUUCCGUGAAUUUUUGCUGACCAAACUCAUCAAUGCAGAACAUGCCUGCUGUAAAUCUGACAAGUUCGCAAAACUAGAGGUAAGUAACACAUUAUGGGACUUUUAGGAUGAAGUGCAGCUAAAAUAUGUAAUGCAAUGCCUAAUCACCUACAUCUUGCUGAAAGUCAGUGUUCAAUCAUAAUUUUAUCACAUGACAGGAGGCUUCGUAUUUUGCAUAAUCUUUCUUUACUAUCUCCAUAGCAGCAAAGAAAUGAGUGACAAAACUUUUAACCAAUCACAACGUAGAAUAGGGUAUAAGAGGUGAGACCUAUGACAUCAUUUCCUCUUUCUUUGCUGCUCCAUCACAAGCUAAGUACCAAAUUUUGUAUUAUCUAUUCAACAUACACUUUUCAUUUCCAUGACCUUUUGUUUCACUGUACCUUAUAUAUUUACCCUAUUAAUGCUCUUAACCCCUGUAUACCAGGGGACCCUGUCUGGCUCCCUAACUGUCUUUCACGGCUUUCCCGCCGUCUGUACUUUUCCUCCAUUUUCUCUGUUUCUCUUUAACAGUUUUCUGUUCUUUCUACCGAACGCGUUAUUCGGUAGUUUUGCGCAUUCGCCUGUUUUACUCGAAUGCCCGCGCGACCGCACAUUGACUAUUCGUUUCUAACUACCGAACGCUUCGUUCGGCAGUUUGACGCGAUCGCCUUUUUAAACGUUCGCAUCUAUUUCUAUUCGCACGUUCGGCAGUUCGCAUAGAUUUUCUAUUCACGUUCGGCAGUUUUAUGCGAAUGGCAAGCUUACAGUUUGCCGCCCAAACUGGGGGAGGUACUAUUCUCCACACACUGAGCCUGUCAGUCCGGCGGCCAUCUUAAAGAGAUAGACACUGCCUGAUUUUUCUGCUCCUGCUAUUCCAACAAGCAAUUGAAAGCCUUACCCUUUUUCACUCAGUGGGACCAGGUUAGUGCCUUACACUUGGGGUUGGUUUAGCCAGUUGGUCUGCACCUUAUUCUGGCCGGGGUGAGCCCCCAUUUUACGCUGCUAAACGGUCCUGUUUAUGCAGGUUCCGAUCACCUGGGUGAGCCCCAGUGAAUCAGCCCUCUCCUCUACGACCUACCGGUCUCUAACCACAGGUUAUUUAGUCCUGAUACCAUACCACCCCGGUCCCCAGGCCUCUCCAUUAAUCGUGCCUAGUGCCCUCACGCAAUUUACCGGGUGAGCCCCGAAUCCUCACUCCUCAUAAUGGAGGAAUCACAAACCCCAGACCUCCAGGCCAUGAUAACAGCAGCCGUGGCUGCAGCCAUGGAACAAGCCGCUUCCAAGUCGCUCCAAACAAACCCUGAGGUUCCCAGGCCCACCUCUAAACGGGUUCAUUAUAAGGCGGACUCCGAAGACUCUGACUCUUCCAGGGAACACUCCCAACAGCGAAAACGCCAUUGGAAGGGCAAUGUAACCCCACGCAAGGCUAAAGGGAAAGCCCCUGCUGAUCGCAGGAAAGCCACGGUUCGUGCUACCCACGAUGCCACACAACUUUCCUCAGGUGAGGAAGAUGUAGAACCCACUCAGGCACUAGCUGUGCUGGAUGAAUGGCAGGCGGCAGCCUCUGACCAGGGGGACUCUGACAGGGAUUCCACGGCCAACUCUGACCCUUACUUCAUAAGGGAACAGGGUCUGGGUGAGCCCCAGGACUCCAUGGCAACAUCCAUUGAUAACCCACAGGAGGGCUCGGAGAUUUUCCUCGACAAUUCGGGCCUCCAAAUGUUUGACCCAAGAAACAUCCGGCACCCCCGUUCGGAAGAAUGGUCUCCACCUGAGCAUUUGGCAAGGUUUAUGCACUUCUGGCUCAGAAAACCGCUAGACAAGGAGGUUAGAAACCGGAUGAGAUCCGAAUGCCCUCGCCCUAGUCUACCGGACAAAGUGACGCACACCCCCGAGUUUGACCCGCUCAUGACUACGUUCAUGUCCCGAGGGGGUCGGGAUCCGCGCAAGGGCAUAGAGCGCGGCUUUAAAGGAGCGCAAGAUAAGCUGCUAGAUGCCAUUGGGCCACUAGCCAGAAUCAUGGAUAUGGCGGAUGAAGCCUAUGAGAGGGCUGACACUUUUACCCCAGAUACGGUGCGUGAAUGGGCACGAGAUACCCGUGAAUGGGCACAAAGGUGUUUCUGUUUCUUAGGGAACACCAACGUAGCCCUCUCUUCGGAGAGGCGCCGAGCAGCACUUUACCGUAUCGACGAAAAACUGGUCGAACUGGGGGAUAAGGAAUUAGGACCCUUAGCACAGGGUAAACUAUUUGGAGAGGCCUUCCUUAAGGAAUUAAAUAAAAGGGUCAACAUAUUCACGUCCCUUAACAAGGCACAAUCUUCAAUGCGGAAAGUCUUCCGCGGUUCCCACACCCGUGGUGUUUUUGGAAGGGCUGGACGGCAGAGGGGCCGUGCCGCCAGCCGUUUUUGGCCAUCCGGCCCCCGUACAACAAGGACUCAGAUGUUCUACCCAGACUCAUCUAGUCGAAAUAGAUUCAACCACUUCAGGGGAUCUGAUCGUGGCCGAGGCACCCGAGGACGCUCACGAGCAAGAUUCUCCAACGGUAAGUCGGAAUCUUACUCUUCCUCUAACCCCCUGUCAUAUCGCAGGUCGUGUUUCUCUUUUUUUCCAGAACUGGAAAGAACUAUCUUCAGAUGCGUGGAUAAUCCAAACGGUGCAGGGCUAUCGAAUAGAGUUCGACUCGACCCCGCUCCAGCUGACCCCUCCACGUCCAAUCCAGACUACACGAGCAGAUGCCCGCCUCAUAGACGCGGAACUCCGAGAACUCCGCUCCAAGGGUGCCAUUCAACCGGCUCCGGAUGCCACCGGUUUCUACAGCAAUAUCUUCCUGGUCAGGAAGAAAACAGGCGAAUUUCGCCCCGUUAUCAAUCUCAGGGAGCUCAAUUCGCAUGUAGUAUAUCGACACUUCAAAAUGGAAGGUAUACACCUCCUCCGGGACUUGCUUCGACGCGACGACUGGUUCACUCGUCUGGACCUCAAAGAUGCGUACCUUACCAUUCCGGUACACAGAAGCAGCCGUCCCUACCUCCGCUUCUUCUGGCACGGGAUUCCUUGGCAGUUCACCUGUCUCCCGUUUGGCCUCAGCUCGGCCCCGUGGUGUUUUACCAAGAUCAUGAAGCCGGUAGUGGCAAAAAUCAGAUCCCAAGGUAUAAGAUGCAUCAUCUACCUCGACGAUAUCCUGAUCUUCGACGAGGAUGCAGACACUCUGCGGAGACAUACGGAAUACGCACUACACCUUUUGGACUCUCUGGGUUUCGUCGUCAACCGUCCCAAGUCCGCAUUGACUCCGGCUCAAUCUGUUCAAUUCCUCGGAUUCGUAAUAGACUCCACUUCAUGCACUCUUCACCUCCCGGCUACCAAAAUUACGGCAAUCCGCAGGGAAAUCCGGAAAGUCCUUCGUCGGACUACCAUACCCCUACGAUUACUGGCACGGAUCGUAGGCCUUCUCUCCGCGUCCAUCCAGGCCUUUUUUCCCGGGCCCCUGCACUACAGGGCCAUGCAACGCCUCAAGGCAAGUUUCCUUCGCAGACAACCGACAUACGACCAACCGGUUCCAAUGUCGGUCGAAGUUCGGGAAGAACUACACUGGUGGCUGAAUUGCAUGCAGGCUUGGAACGGCAGGGCCAUAUUCGGGAACCAGCCAGACUUCGUGCUGGAAUCGGAUGCCAGCCGUUCAGGCUGGGGGGCAACAGACGGAACCACGUCCACAGGAGGAGUCUGGACUUCCGAAGAGCUCUCGAUGCACAUAAAUUGCCUGGAACUCUUGGCCGGGUCCUUCGCCAUUCGCAGCCUGGCAAAGGACCGAUCCAACUGCUGCAUCCUACUCCGCAUGGACAACGUCUCAGCGGUCAGAUACAUCAACCGCCUUGGAGGCACUCGUUCUCGAACACUGGCGGAUCUCACGAAAGAGAUCUUCGACUACUGCCUACCACGCAACAUCACCUUGCUGGCAGAGCACUUACCAGGAGACUCCAAUACGACGGCGGAUUGGUACUCACGCCACUGGCGGGACGCCAGCGAUUGGCAGCUAGACCCUCACAUUUUCGCGCUACUGGAUGCACAGAGGGGACCUCUCUACCUAGACCUUUUCGCGUCCCGCAACAAUCGACAGACAGAAGUUUUCUUCAGCUGGCUCCCAGACCCGGAGAGCCUCGCAACGGACGCUUUUCUCCAACAAUGGCCAAGGGACGGCGCCUACGCAUUCCCUCCUUUCGCAAUGAUAACGAGGGUCCUUCACCGGAUCCGUCUACAGGGAGUGAGAGUAAUUCUCAUCACGCCGCUCUGGCAGAGCCAGCCAUGGUUUCCGGACCUUCUGGAACUCUCAAUCAACGACCCACUCCUCCUUCCAGAUGCCCCAACCAUCCUCAGGAAUCCAUUGGGCCUUCCUCACCCACUAGUCCUGCAGGAACGCUUGCCCCUUGUGGCCUGGACUCUUUCCGGGGUUCCUGGAGAACCGAGGAAUUAUCGCAGGAAACUAAGGACCUGCUAUGGGAUUCAUGGGCACCAGGAACUAGGAGGUGCUACUUAUCAGCAUGGCACUCCUGGACAAGUUGGUGUGUGGGACGGGACCUCAAUCCCUUUACUGCACCUACUCACUCCAUCAUGAAUUUCUUAACUUCACUUUUCACCGCAGGAAAGUCAUACCGUUCCAUCAAUGUGGUACGGUCAGCCAUCUCAGCGGCUCACACUCCGAUACAGGGGAUUCCUGUUGGUAAGGACCCGCUCAUCUGCAGACUUCUCCGCGGUAUGCGCCUACGGCGCCCCCCGGAACCUAAAUACUCUAGUCUCUGGGACGUUGGCGUGGUCCUUCAAUUUUUACGUAAUUGGCCUCCCAACGAAAAACUAUCACUCCGCCAACUUACCGCAAAAUUCACCCUCCUGCUCUGUCUGGUUUCCUUUCGACGGGUAGCGGACGUACGCGCCUUUGAUGCCAACGCGUUUACUUUCUGUCCGGCGGGUGUCACCUUUCAGAUCUCACGUCGCACUAAGUCCAACUCUCUCUCGGUCUUCUACCCUUUCUUCCCUUCUGACCCUCAACUCUGCGUGGUCUCAACCCUCCGUCACUACGUGGAAGCCACCGCGACGUUGCGGCAACCUUCCACUCAUCAACUUCUCAUCUCUUACGUCCGCCCUUAUGGUCCGGUCUCGGUUACUACACUGGCCAGAUGGGUCAGGUGGCUACUAUCCCUUGCCGGUAUUGACCAAACUUUUGGAGCACACUCCGUUCGUGGGGCAGCGGCCUCUUCCGCUUAUGCGGCAGGCGCGUCCCUCUCGGACAUUUUACGAGCAGCGGACUGGACCAGAGAAUCUACCUUUAGGACAUUCUACUUUCGUCCUCUUGAUAAUCCGGCAUUUGCUUUUCUUUCUCAGCGUUGAAAUUGCAAAAUACGAAGCCUCCUGUCAUGUGAUAAAAUUGAAGAUUAUGCUAGCUUUAGUGUACAGAUAAUCUUAAUUUUAAUAAUGACAGGAGGCGAGUAUUUUCCCUCCCUGUUCUCUUUCGUUCUUCCCUCCCUUUAUUUUCACUUCUACCUACUACACUUUGCUCUCUCAUAUGUUGGUAUAAUACCUGACACGAUAGCUCUUGUUUAACUGCCUUAUUUACAUCAUAGAGAUUUAUAUAUUUAUAUUGUUUGGGUGGGAUACUUAUUUAACACCGCUAGGGAGGACGUUUAGUUUAUUUUAUUCUCAUGUUACUAGACGAUAUUAAAGUUGAAUUACGGGACAGACAUCCUUUGUUUUAUACAAUCACUUCUGGACUCUAACGCACCUUAUACUCUCGUUUCAGCUUAACCAGGAGCUACACGGAAUCAUUAAAGUCUCCUUGCAAGAUGUCGUCAUCAUCGCAUCAGGAGAUUCAUCAUCAGGUCUUCGUAGACCAUCGUUUGACAAGGACACGUCUUCAUCUGCAUUCUACCUGUUCCGAUUCAGUUUAUUCUGAUUAAGUUUCCAGUUUCUUGUUCUAUGGACUUCUCAGCUGUUCGGUUAAUUUUUUCUACUUUUUGGUCUUGUGAUGUCGCAAGUUUAAAAGAGGAAAUGAUGUCAUAGGUCUCACCUCUUAUACCCUAUUCUACGUUGUGAUUGGUUAAAAGUUUUGUCACUCAUUUCUUUGCUGCUAUGGAGAUAGUAAAGAAAGAUUAUGCAAAAUACUCGCCUCCUGUCAUUAUUAAAAUUAAGAUUAUCUGUACACUAAAGCUAGCAUAAUCUUCAAUUCUCUCAUCUGUCAUAGGAUAGGACUAGAGCUGCACUUUUAGACAAUCUUCAUGAUGACCUUCACAUGCACACACAAGUCAUGCUUGGCCUUGGCCCAGAAGAAGACAAACUGGAGAAUGGAGCUCAUGGUGGAUUCCUGGAGUCAUUCAAGGUAAGAAACUAGAACAUUGCUAAAGAUCAAUAGCCACAAUAUAAUAUCAGUCAUUUUUAGAAUCUAAAAUAUUUCUUACGUCUUCAGUAUCUAAGGAAGGUGUCUUGAAAAGUACUACUCUGCAAGGUCAAUGUAUAUAUGAUAUGACUUUAAAUAUUUGAAUAGCAAAUUCUUUUUAUAUUAGUUAAAUAUUAUAGGAAAUUGCAGGGUUAAAUUUAGGUAAGUGUUUAAGAGGCCAGCUCUUUCUCCAAUGUUUUGCACCCUUUUAGUAACGAUGUAGAUUUCAUAAAUAUCACGUAGUAGGAAACCACUUACUACCAAAAUUGCGUUUAUCUAUUAUAACUUUGUUUUGCAUGGCAAAGCAAUGUAAGAAGAAAAGUAGCCCAAAAUAUCCCGCUUACUUUAUUAUUUGGUCCAGAAUUGUCUUAAUACAUUCUAACACUCAGGGAGGUGAAAGGGAGAGAAUUAACUAAAUGUAUCAUUAGUACAACAUGGAUUUUUUGUAAGAUGCUGUUUUUACCUUGCAAAGCCAUUUGUAGUACAACAUAUCAUUGUAAUUGUAAUUAUUGAGCAUUAUACCCAUGUGUAAUCAUUAUCUUAACAUUCUGUUGUCUUUUUAAAAGCUGAAUUACUAAAAACACAGUUAGGUUCAUUAUUGAUACCCUAAACAUGUAUUUUUUGUCACAGCUAUUGAAUGUGAUAAAAAUGGGUCUUCUACAUUCAAGUUAAUGUAAACCAUGUUGGGAAUAUUAUUUUUAAAAAAACGAAUAGCAUUUAGUCUCUAAAAAAACAUCUCCUCAAUUUUUUUUAUAAAGGGUGAACAAUUUAAUGUAAAAUUAAAGUACUGUAAAUUCACAUAAUUUAAUGUUUUAUGUAUCUCCCAAAUGACAGAGAACUAUACACAGAAUUGCUGAUUGUCUAUCUAUGCAUUACCGUUUUUUUCAUCCUAAUCACAAUAUCAUAUCUUGGGCCAUGGGUGAGUUUGGUUCUAGGAAGAAACAGUAAUACAAAUGCAAUCUCAUUCCUAUCAACUAGAUAUUGGUUCAAACAUAACAAAUAAUAUUACUAUUAGUAGGCAGUCUAUAAUUGAUUUUGUAGCAGUAAUGAUAUGGCUUUUUUCUGACAUCUUACAAAAAUGAUUAGUUUAUUUUUAUCUAUUUGUGACAGUAAUUUACAAUUUAUGUUAUUUGGUGGCCAUAAAUGUAGGAAUAAUUAUUUGAAGGUGAUACAACUAGGAGACUUUUUCCUCUUUUUAAUUUUCUCUUGCUAAUGAAAAGUCCUUAUCUCGCCUUUUUUUUCCUGGAAAUUGUGUUUGAUAUUAAAUUAAUGAAUGCAUGCAUAACGGAGAGAAGGAUGCUAGACAUCCCACAACUGACUUGACUGAUUAUUAUACAGUACUUGCUGUGUCAUGUCAGACAGCACACCUGGACUGGGCAUUGAGCAAACUGAGCACAUGUCUGGUGGUGAAUAAGAAUUGUGGGCCAAGGAUAGUUGGAAAUAUAAUGGACUCUUCCAAACUGGCCAAUAAAAAAAAAUAUAUAUAUAACCUGGUGGCCUCAUGGUAGAGCUACAGCUUACCACUACCUGUACAGGCCCAUAUUAAAGUGAGAUAACAUGAAAAUGGGACAGAUCUGUACCCUAUAUGAGUCAAUUCAAGAUACUAAUCCUUACCUAUAAACCUCUAAACAACUCUAGACCUUGUUACAUUUAUUCACUAGACACCUUUUCAGUCUCUCCUCUCUGCCGGUGACCUUCUCCUGUCUGUUGCUCGCACCCUUACUAUUAAUUCAGUGCUUGCAGGACUUCUCACAAGUGGGUACAAGCUGCCUACACUCAUCACACUCUCCCCUAGUCUUCAAUCAUUUAAUAAGUCCAUCAAGACCCACCUCUUUAGAAUUCUUAUGGCCUCCCAGAAUAAUGUCUCUUUCACAAACCUGUCCCUCGCUCUCUUAAAAAAAGGUCACACUAGACUCUCAUCUUCCAGUUCUGCUACUUUCCCACCUUGUUGUUUGGUUGCAAUCCCACACUCUGCCCUUCCUAUUGUGUUUUUAUACACCACAUCCUUUACAUUGUUAGCUCAUUUGAGCAGGGUCCUUAUCAACCUAUUGUUCUUGUAACAUUUUGUAAUUGUCUAAUUUAUUGUUAAAUUUCCCCCUGUAUAAUAUUGUAAAGUGCUACAUAAUAAGUUGCGCUAUAUAAAUGCCAAUAAUAAUAAUAAAUCAGGAGCCUGUGAAGAAAACAGCCCAGACUUUUAUAUCUCCACACGUUGUAUUAGCAGGGAAGGGGGAACAAACUGUCAGAUAAUAUACCCUGGUCUCCAUUAUAACCAGAAAAAUGUAGAGACGAGGGUUUUGGUCAAAUUGGGCAAAAUGUGUACACAAUAAAUUUUGGGUCUGGCUUUGUUUCUGGAUAUAUCUAGUAUUAUCAUAACAACUUUUCCAUGAUGCUCUUCUUGCAUUUCAGAUAUGUGUAGUGACCUUUGAACUAUAGUCAUUUGGAAGCUUUAAGAAAGGGACUGCUGUUCCUCUUUAAGUUGAUUCUAAAUCAAUUGCACAUCCCUCUGAUAAUUGGAGUGGUAAAAUAAGAGCUGUCCCUCCUACCACAACACAUAUACAUAAAUACUCCUUUUGUAAUCAGGCAGCCCAUGGCCAGAUGGUAUGUUCAGAUACUGGGAUUACUGCCAAACUGACAAUUAGUGUGGAUUGAAACAACUGCACAAUAGUUAAUUAAAGAGCACUGGUCGGCAUUUAGUUUGAUUUCAAUUUCAAAACUGAAUCCCCGAGUUUGAUCAGCAUUUAAAACCUGGGUAGCUUGUGUCACUUUGGCAAAUGGCGGUCGACUAGUACUAGCAAACUACAUGUUUCAUUAAUUGCGUGUGAUUGCAUCCACCUUCUAAGGUUAUUUUCAAUUACAUGUUUAUUUUUGACAAGCAUUUUUAAUAAGCAAUAUAGUUUGCACAGAACCACAAAUUGGAGCCAGGGGCCCAGUUCCAUAAGGGAGGUCUUUCAAUUAUGUUUAACUUCCCACAUUCUUAAAAGCCCAGCAAUUUAGUAACAGUUGUUAGACUACCUUUAUCACUGGAAUCUGUACAGAAUUAUAGGUUAUGCACAGCAGCUACAGCAAGAUGUACAGUACGGAUCCAUAGAGAUCUGAACCAACCAGCUGGCUUCUUCUUCUAGGCUCAAAUGAUUGCUGGCACAGUUUGUAUGACAUGAAAAUGUGUUAUGUUUUAGCAAUGUAAUUAAAAUUCUAAUUGCAAUAAAAAAAACUAUAAAAAAAGUCUGCUGUAGCGGUUAUGGUCUCAGAAGUUCCCUGGUGCCAUACCAAUGUAAAGAGUGGACCUGUUUUCAAAAGGUUUGAAAUGUAGUUAGGUCCUUUGGGUGCCCAGAGCUGCAUGUUUAUAGCGAUUAGAGUGAUUUUUUGGAGAUGAAACUCAUUCUCACUUUCCAGUAUAGCCAUUCCUUUCCAGGAGAGUCAUUCUCAGUCAGCUAACAUUGUCAAAAAGUUAUUUUGUGAAUGAGAAAUUGAAUUUACAGUACAGUAGUUCCAGUAGUUACAGUGAUGGUGAUACAAUGUUGUUUUGUGCAGGUGAAAUGGUUAUUGCUGCUGAAAAAAAAUGGCAUUAAGCAGAAAUGCCAAAUUUAAAAAAUAUAUAUUUUUAAUGCAUUCCAACAAAGUUAUUAAUAUAAAAAAUACCUAUAUACUGGUUUUCAAAAUGAUUUUCUUAAGUCCCUAAAAUCCUACUUGUAUAGAAAAUACUGCAGCUAAGCCGAUCUGCCCCCUUUGUUAUUUAAAUCACUAACUAAUUCAUUGUUAAUGCUGGGCAGUGUCCUAUCAAAUGUUCCUCAUAGAUGAGCAUUGUAUGCACGGUAAGCACAUCUGGAAGCUAUAAAACGUAUUAAAACACAUAGAAUUAAACAUAAAUCCUAUAUAACAUAUUUAAAUAAUGUAAUACUAGAUAUUUAACAAUUUAUACGAAUAAAAUAAAAUACUCAGAUUGUGCUGGCAUAGGUCCCAGGAUGUGCUUCUCUAUGCAGAAGAUUUACUUUUUCUUCAUGUGACUUUUGAUUUCUUCUUUUUUUAUAUAAUCUCACACAGGAGGCUGCUUUGCCUUAUGAAGCAAUUAACAAUGCAAUAUAUAAUUACAGAUGUUGCUGAACUACAACUCCCAUGAUUCUUUCAAUUAAAAAUAUAGCCAGGGAAUCAUGGGAGUUGUAGUUCAGCAAUAUCUGGGGAGAGGGGGAGACAGGGGGAGGCGCAGGUUGGACAGCCUGUUCUAAAUGAACAGUUUGUUUACAGGAAGAGUUUAGAGAGGCUGUGUAAGUCACAGUCAGAGGAGGUGUGGCUAGGGCUGCAUAAAUAAAGUGAUUUAACUCCUAAAUGGCAAAGAAUUGUAUGGUGAAAAUGAAGGGCAAGAUUUUUGCACCAAAUCACUUAAUUGAAUGUGUAGGUGCUUAGACUGACCAUUUAAUCAUUAAAGUCCAAUUGUACAGCCAAUCCUCAAAAUACAUGUACAAUAGAAAAAACAAAUAAAAAGCAUAGAUUCACUGAAUGCGGUUCAUCUGAAGAAAUCUCUAGUUCCUAAAUCUGAAUAUUCCAUUUUAUUAUAUUAAGAUCUGAAAAUCAAUACACAUUUUUAGCAAAUUGUAUAUCAGCCAUCAGAUUGUAAAUAAGCCCCCCAUGCUUCCUCAAGUAAGAGGAAGUACCCUUGGGGCUAAACUGAAAUUAUAUAUAUAUAUAUAUAUGUCUGACUGAACAAUGGUCAGUGAGCAUAUCAUCAUUACAAUUUCUACACUGUCACAUUUUUUACACUUUUGUACAUUCUCCACUUUGAAUUUUGGAAAAUUACUUUUUGAGGGUUGCUGUUUAUGAAAAAAAAUUAUUCUCCAUCCCUCUAGUUAACUCUAACCAAUGUUUGGGAAUGGUAGUUUAAAAUAUUGGAAUAUUUGGAUAAACAAUCAGGCCAAUCUAACUGUCCUAUGUCAUCAGAUUAAGAUUAUAAGUGCAAAACAUCCAAAGGAACAUCAUCUCAUGAUAGAAUACAUAAUUGAAUACCUCUGGAAUACAGUUGUUGAUGCAUAUCCAUCUGGAAAGGAUUACAAAGCCAUUUCCCUAAUGCUUUUCAGCUUCUCUGAACUACAGACAAAGCCAUGUUGUCCAAAUGGAGAAAUGGAACACUAAAGGAUGUCUAUGCUGCCAAGAUCUUUCCAAGAAGGUGUAAAACUAUCCACAGAGCAACAAAGACAUCUAGAACUGCCUGACUUCUACAGGUUACUCACCUGUGGUCGUUUACCAUAACACCACCAGAAGACAUUGGCUACAUAUUGGAUGCAUGGUGGAGCAGCCUGAUGGAAACCCUUACUUACUAAAGCAGCAUGAAUAUUUUUCCUGAGUUUGCCAAAAAGCACCUGGAUAAUCUCUAAGACCUAUGGAGCAAAUAUCUACAGACAGAUUAAAUAAAAGUGGAACAUUCUGAAAGAUAACACUCUGUUAUACCUUGCAAACUUCCCAGUCAACAGCCAAUUGGUGUGGUAGAGUGGUGGAUGCAGUGCCAUGGACUGGAUAUCAUUUGCUGCAACAGGACAUAUUGCCAUCCUUAACAAAACCUUUUGAUUACUGGUGGUGUGGUUGAGUGACUGGUAUCACCAUUCAGCAAAGUUUAACAUCAUUUGAUCAUUCUAUAUAUUUAUUCAUUAAUUUAUUUAUGUUAAACAUACAUAUCACUAUGUGUACAGUCUGUUAGCUGGAUAAUCAUUACAAAGUGCCCAGUGUGUGUUUAAAAUGUGUCACUGAGUUAAAGUAGUUGUGUAAGGGAGAGGGGGUUAUGAUUUCUCUGUAGCUCUUUACAAUCAUUAAGUUAAUUAUCAAUAACUAAUGCUGAAGUUACAAGGUUGUGAUUAUAUAUAUUUUCCCACAGAUCAAUAUAUGUUGCAUAAAAUUAUCUACUAAAUAAAUUAAAUAAGUAUCAAAUAUGUUUUGUUGUUGUUGGACUGUAUGAUGUAAAUAUAAACCCCUCUUUGUGUUUGUCAACUGUUUUUGAAAGCAAUGGCUGCAAAAGUUCACUAAUGCCAUUUUCUGGAAUAAUUUAAUCUACUUAUUGUUGGAAUUAUACCUAUAGUGUUAUUCAUUAAAGUGUAAAUUGCCAUUAAUUUAAAGUGAGAAAACUUUACAAGAGAAAAAAAAUCAACUACAUUUUCAGUUUGGUUAUUUUAAGCUAAAAUGUGAAAUUCACGUUGAAUUCAAGUUUAAGUGAAUAACCCUGUAUAUGCCCAACAACAUGAAAAAAAUUGAUUCAAUAAUUAACUUUUGCUAUAUAUUCCAGACACUGAUAUUGAUCGAUUAUAAUAAUAUAGUAACUACUUUCUACUUUUAAAAUAAUUAUUUUUUAAACAUAACCAACUUAUCUAAGUUAAAGGUUUGUUCCCGCUAUGGUACUUUGUUUUACAUUUUGCAAACAAGUUGUCAAUUCACAAUGUAUCUAAGAAGAAAAUUCAAUAUCUUUAUUUUUUUACUUUUUUCUUUUAUUUUUUUAGAGAGCAAUUCGAGUCCGCAGCCAUUCCAUGGAGACCAUGGUGGGAAGUCAAAAGAAGCACCAGUCAGGAGGGAUUUCGGGGAGUCUAAGUGGAGGCAUUGUUCAUACAACUGCAGAGGUCACAAAGACCACUUUUUCCGUAAGUUGCGCUUCCUUAAAAUAGUUGUUAAGCUGUAAAAGUGCUACUGUUGAAGUAAAGUAUUUGUAUCUUUUGGUUACUUUUGAGUUGGUUCCAUAUUAUACCAGUUGUCUUUCAACAAGAGUUGUUGGACUAUCUUGUAAAUAAUAAGUACAGAAUACAUGCAAGUAAUGUUACUUAUUUAUACCUUUGCUUUUGGAGAUUUUAAGAUGAUACUGUUUAAAUUACUAUACUUAAAAUGUACCAUCUUUAGCCAUGAAUUUAGCACAGUCCAAGAUAUAAUAAGAGGUUUCUAUCACUAUUUAAAAUUCCAAAACAUUGUAGCACCAUUAUCGACCUGUGAUUCAUAUUUUAAGGAAGACAAUAAGGAUGUUAGAUGCAAUUUUGUUUAGAAUAUUGGAGAAAUAAUCAAUAUUGUCCCAUAACACUUAAAAAAUUUUGUGUUAAUAGUGUUUUUGUUGGCUUAUAUUCAUAUAUCUAUUUCUUAUUCUCUUUCUAAUGGAUUUAUUUUCUAGCCCCCGGCAGUGGUCACAAAGACACAAUCGAAGAGUCCUAUAAAACGAAGAUCUGGUCUCUUCCCUCGUCUGCACACAGGAGCAGAAACCCAGCCUGAUGGCCGAACUCGGUGGUACAUAUCUUAAUUAUUGUUCUUUUUAAGAGUCAUAGUUAAAUAAAAAAAUUUGUUCUGUUGGUGUUAUUAAAGUUGGCAGCAAAAGUUAAAAAGUAAAGGUAGCUAAUAUGAUAAAUAUAUAUAAGAUCACACUGUAAUUUCCUAAUGUAAUUUCUUACUAGAUAAGGGUUCUUCUGGUACUUGGCAGACGAACAACUGUUUGCAUUAGUCUAAAUGUAUAAAAUGACAGUGUUUCUAAUAAAAUUGUAGGUAUAGCUAAGGUGGCAUGGAAUUUCUAAGUAAUAUAUCUACCAAAUAGCUUUGUACCAGAAAGAUUAUGGAGAGACCAAACACUGUAAAACACCCCACAGAGCAAAUACAAAAAUUAAUGUUAUGCAUCACCUGCAUAUUUCAAGUUGGACUUGAGAAGGCAUUCUUGGGCACAGGAACUUGAGAAAUUGUGUUUCCACAACUAUCCUAGAGAUCCCAGAUAGACAUGCAAAUGAGCAUAGACAAACAUCAUGUUUCAGUUUUCAUAUUGCAUUUCUGCAAAUAAGCAUGGCAAUGAACACUGUUUUAAACUCACUUUUUUUGUUUUUAAACCAAAGCAUGUGCUAUGAUCCAUGGGCCAUAACUAAGGGUAUCUGUGCUUCACAACAAGUAUACAAACUUUAGUUCUGCCAAUUAAUUAUGUUGUUUUUUUCCAUAGUGAUAGUGUAUCUUCUACUCAAAAAACUCCAGAUGGUGGACAGUCAUCUCAGGACAUCAAGUCUGAAACAUCUUCCAAUCCUAGCUCGCCGGAAAUCUGCCCCAACAAAGAGAGGUAAUGAAUGUUCAUGGAUAGACUUUGUUCUUAUGAUUUAAUGUUUUACGUCAAUGAAAACAUUUAAGAAUUUUCGUGAAGCCAAAAAUAGAUCUCAGUGGAGAGGUUAUGGCCGGUUAUGUUUUUGGCAGGGGCAAUUCAUCUUUCAAGUACCUAGGAUCUGUAAAUUAACAUUUGGAUAUAAAAUCUAUACACUUUAACAUACAUGAAAAUGGAAGAUGUCAAUAUAUCAUCCAUGUAAAACUAUGAUUAAGAUAAACUACAUGCUAUUCAUGAAUUGUCCUUUCUGAAAAUGUUACACUUAUGUCAACCCUAAUUAUAUUAUGCUGACUAAACUGAUCCCUCAUUACUCUGGAAAUUGAGGUCACUUAAACCUAUAUAAAAGAAGAAUUAAGUCAGUGAACUUUUUGUCUAAGGCAGUGGUUUCAAAACCAGUCAUGGCCUACCAACAGUCCAUGAUUUAUGUGUUUCCCUGUUUUAUUCCAAUGGAGAUACUGAGAAAACCUGGACUGUGGGAGGGUAUUGAGAACUGGUUUGGGAAAAACUGGAUUAGGGUUUUAAAUCUGCCAGAAGCUGAAUAAGUUACCUUGGCCUUGAAUGAAUGUGGUCUAUCUACCUCACUGUAAUAAAACAUUUCAACUAUAGGUAAUGACAUGUGAACCUUUAUAUGCAUUUCAUAUUAUAUUAUAAUAUAGAUUAUUUUACAUUAGUGCUAUAUAAAUAGCAAUAACAAUGUGUGUGUUAUCCUUGCAGUAUAAAACUAUAGGUCACCUGAAUUUUAGAGCUGGGCAACAUAUAUCUCUAUUGAAGAAACCAAAAAACGAAAUCUGUAUUGCCUAACCUUGUUUCAUCAAAUCCGCUUUGCAAUUCCCAUGUGUUAGUUGUAACUGCUACAUUUCAGAGAACAGUUAGUCUGUUUAAGUCAUUUUUUCUUAAAUUUCUUUGUCUGGAAUCCAAAUGUUGACAGCAGCAUGUCUACCCAGUCUUCAGUUACCUCAGUGACCCAUUCUUCAAUUGUAUUAUAUGAUGUAUACUACAAUUCUGACUUUCUACCAUUCUAAAGAAUUUCUCCCAAUCUGCCAGCAGUAAAAGAUUGAGAGAUCAGCUGAUACCCUCAGCCUUUUACCAGCAUCCAAAGGAGAAGAUUCUACCGUAAUGCUAGAAGAAGGUAGCGGGGCCAAGGAGAUAGGAUUUUGGUGAUAUCGGUGAUUGGCAAAAUUCCAACUAAGGUAGAUUUUUGGGGUCAGGAUUAUUUGCAUCACUAAUCACAGUCCACUAUUGAAUGAAUACAUUUAAUAGAAAGUAAAAAUUGGGAGUAGAAAUCUAGAACAUUUUGAGAAAUAAAAAGACAUGAGAAGUAAGUAGUAAUUUUUAUUAUAAACAAGGUGGCCUAAUACACAAGCUGCCAAUUGACAUUGAUAAAUGUUGUGUAUAUUCUAUCUCUUCCAGACCUUUUAUCAAACUAAAAGAAAAUGGGCGCUCCAAUAUCUCCCGUUCAUCAUCCAGCACUAGCAGUUUUAGCAGUACUGCUGGGGAGAGUGAGGCAUUAGAUGAAUAUGAGAGUGGGGUAUGUAUUUAAUGAUUACAAAUAGUGAUUCAAAUAAAUGGUUUUAUUACUUAAACUAGGAAUUAUUAAAAAAAAACUUCAAUAUGUGUUGGCACUCUGCUACUGAAUGGUGCUGGUAUUGGAGGUGUUUCCCAUAACAACCUCAAAAAAUAUACAAAUUUUAUCCAUAAAUUCAAUACCGCACUCAAAAAAAGAAUCAAUUAUUAUAUAUAUGCCAAGAAAAUUGAUUUAUUAUACAGAAGCUAUUUAUAAAUUCAUGAGUGAGAAGUGAUUUCCUUAUAAAUUCAUCAAAUUGAACAAUUUCAUCGUAUAUACAUCCCAAUAUAUAUACAAUAAUUUACAAUCUGUGUACAUAUGAAGAAUGGAGUUCAACAGUUCAUGGAUGUUUUCAGGUGGAUCCACCACUCAGUAGUUUUGUAUGGAUGAAGUAAACUUUGAAAACGGUGAAAAACAGAAGAGAGAAAAAAAAAUUUAAAAAAAUAAAAUAAAAUAAAAAUAAAAAUAAAAAAUAAUAAUAAAAUAAUAUAUAAAAUUAUAUGCCAGAAUACACAGUCCAAUUGCAUAUGAUGCAAAGAUGAAAAAUUAACGCGAAAAAAAGGAAAAAAGAAAAAAAGGAGAAAAACAUAAAAAAUAAUUGUAAUUAAUCCUAAGUAAAUGUAAAAAGAAUAAAUACAAAAAAGAAGAAAAGUUGGUUUGAUCUCACCAAUUGAAGUGUAUACAGUCAACCUUCCAAGUAGUGAAAAAAGUAGUGCAUGAUCCAAAAAGGUUAUUGUGGCACAGUCCCUUAAUCCAUCACCGGGAAAGCGAUAUCUGAACUCCUUCCUUUAUUGUACACAUGUCAAGUUGUUAUCCAGGUGGUCAGGCGUCCUGCUCGAUCAAAAACAGCUGGACUGCGCGCUCGGGACAAGCCAGUCCCUUCGAUGGCCCCUGGGACUGGCUUGUCCCGAGCGAGUAGCCCAGCUGUUUUUGAUCGAGCAGGACGCCUGACCACCUGGAUAACAACUUGACAUGUGUACAAUAAAGGAAGGAGUUCAGAUAUCGCUUUCCCGGUGAUGGAUUAAGGGACUGUGCCACAAUAACCUUUUUGGAUCAUGCACUACUUUUUUCACUACUUGGAAGGUUGACUGUAUACACUUCAAUUGGUGAAAUCAAACCAACUUUUCUUUUUUGUAUUUAUUCUUUUUACAUUUACUUAGGAUUAAUUACAAUUAUUUUUUAUGUUUUUCUCCUUUUUUCUUUUUUCCUUUUUUUUGCAUUAAUUUUUCAUCUUUGCAUCAUAUGCAAUUGGACUGUGUAUUCUGGCAUAUAAUUUUAUAUAUUAUUUUAUUAUUAUUUUUUAUUUUUAUUUUUAUUUUUUAUUUUUUUUCUCUUCUGUUUUUCACCGUUUUCAAAGUUUACUUCAUCCAUACAAAACUACUGAGUGGUGGAUCCACCUGAAAACAUCCAUGAACUGUUGAACUCCAUUCUUCAUAUGUACACAGAUUGUAAAUUAUUGUAUAUAUAUUGGGAUGUAUAUCCGAUGAAAUUGUUCAAUUUGAUGAAUUUAUAAGGAAAUCACUUCUCACUCAUGAAUUUAUAAAUAGCUUCUGUAUAAUAAAUCAAUUUUCUUGGCAUAUAUAUAUUAAUUGAUUCUUUUUUGAGUGCGGUAUUGAAUUUAUAGAUAAAAUUAGGAAUUAUUAAAGACUGAUGUUUUAACUUACAAUUUGCAGAUUCAAAAAUCCUAAUUGAUUCUAUACUGUUCUUAGUUUAUUAAAUUAACCAAAAUAUAUUGUCAAACAUAUGUUUGUAAAUAAAUUAACAGUAUAUAUAUCUCUCUAUAUUUAUAUUAAUUAUAGAACGCAAAAAUAAAAAAUAAAUAAAAAAUUAAAAUAUUAUAUGAUGAUCUAAUAAUGUUAGGCGUCUCAUUUGCUACAACCCUAAAAAAUGUGUACCUUUAUUCAGUCACCAAUAAUAUGACAUAGUUGGUAGGGAGGACAACCCACUCUCUUCAUUACCUUUUGUCAUUUCGUUCACCUACUCAAUGACACUCUUGAUGUGAGAAAAUAAUAGGACCAUUUUUUUGUUUUUAAAAUUGGUCUCAAUUUCUGACCACAUACAGAUCAAGUUAGAGGUUGUUUUGCAAAUCCUGAUUUUUUUUUUAAUUAAGUGCAUAUCUUCCAAAGAAAUGUUUACUCAAAACUUAUUUUUAAACAAAAUGACAAUAAAAUGUACAAUUAUACUGAACAUUGUUUAUGUAUUUCUUAACCCUAAAAUUGCAUUUAUAUGCUUUUUAUACAGGGCAGCCAACCAUUGACUGCAUCACCAUUCAAACAGGAAGUGUUUGUCUAUAGUCCGUCACCUAGCAAUGAGAACAAUACACCAUCCACUCCUGUAAUCAUGAGCAGGAGCCCCACAGGUGCGGUUUUGUUAUAUUUCAAUAAAGCUGGAGAGUUUUGAAUAAAAAUAAAAGUGAAUGCGUGUGAAUGAAAUAUAUCUUGGCCUCUUUUAGGUACAAAUGCCAGGGGCACAAUUUACCAAUGCACAAAUCAUUAUUCGGUAUAUUCAUAUAAGCAGUAAUUUCUCUUUGUUCUGCCCAGACACACAACCUUUUCCUUUAGCUCACAUUUAGUUGAUAUAUUUGCAAAGCUUAACCAAUCUACUAAAAAUUGUAAAAAAAAAAUAUAAUUUUUUUUUUUUAUUGGUAAAACUCACAUAGGCAGUGAAAUCUGACAAAUUCAAAAUAAUUGUGGCUGAAGAGAAGAUAAUAUAUUUUUAGCAUUAACUAGCACCAACAAAUAUUACAACACUUUACAAUGAUAGGAAGGGGAUAUUUAGAGGUGAAGACGGCCCUGUUCAAACAAGCUUACAAACAAGGAUCUGAGGUAGACAGAUAUAUAUUGUGUCUUGACCGAUGACAAAUACUGGUGAGGUGGUUUGACCAGGAUUUAAAUCUAGGUUUCCCAGGUCUAAGGCAGUGAUGUUAACACUGCUCUAACCUGCUGAUAUAAUCUAUUAUGUUAGAAAAAGCACUUGUGUCUUACAAAACAUCUAAUUUUAAUAAGGCACAUUAAACACUUGUGAUAAUUGAACUGGUGCCAAGUGUAGUAAGACAUUAUUGAAUCGUAGUGUUAGUAAUCAACAUGAAAGACAACCAUAAAGUGCAAUUCAAGUAGAAGUCUGAUCAUCUUUCCUUCUCACAGAUGUAAAGAGUAGAAAUUCCCCAAGAUCCAACCUCAAAUUUCGUUUUGAUAAACUCAGCCAGUCAAGUUCCAGCUCAAGUACAGUAAGUAAAUCCUUUGCUGGUGAUAAAGCCAUCUAACCAAGCGACAAUUGUCAUUCCCUCUUUAAUUGCAUAGGUGUCAAGUGUGUUAACUGUGUGGUGGGUCUGCCAUACACAAGUCACUAAGUGAGAGCUAAGGCAUUGCGUAUUGUUACCAUUCAUGGGCAAAGUGAAAGGCUUCUAAUACUGUAAUAAGCUAAAACUAGAACAUAUAUUAAGCCAUUUUGUUCCUUUGUACGACUGAUAAGAGCUUGAUGCAACAAAAUGGCAUUGUGAGCCACAUUAAUGUUAUAGAGGUAGAUGUGUGGCACUGUGUUCACUGAAACAUUGAAAACGUUUUGAUACGGAGCAAGAAAGUAUUGCAACAAAUGAGUAUAAAACACCAUACUUAUUCACCAUGUGUUGGUUGGAUAGUGCAGUAAUUUAAAUAGUGCAGUAAUGGGUGAACAUUCAUUUAGAUCUACCUGGAUAUGUGGGUACGAAUAGUAUAUAUAGAAUAUAUUCAGUAUACGAAUAGUAUAUAUUCAACCGCCCCCAAAUGCCCAGGCAAAUGUCUUGUUAGCCUGGCGGCUAACUGACAAUCCAGGCGGGUGGGCGGCGCUGGCGAGGGAGCACUGAUUAGUGAGCUCUCAGCUCCCUCACAUGCUGCAGAGUGAUGCAGGGAGCUGGAAUAUGAUGUCAUAGUACGGCUCCAGGCAUCACUCUGCGGCGCUCGAGGGAGCUGAAUAGGAGGAUCACUGCUCCCUCGCCGCCUGAAGUCAGUGGCCGGCCACCCAGCAGCCCCACUGGACCCCAGGGAAAAGGAGAACCCCGCAUUCCCAAAGGUAAAGAGGGGGGAUUGAAUUUAAAAAAAAAUGUGAGUGUGUUAAUGUGUGUGUUUCUGUUAGUGAGUGUGUGUGUCUGUUAGUGUGUGUCUGUUAAUGACUGUGUGUGUGUGUGUGUGUCUGUUAGUGAGUGAGUGUGUGUGUGUCUGUUAGUGAGUGAGUGUGUGUCUGUUAGUGAGUGUGUGUGUCUAUUAGUGAGUGAGUGUGUGUGUCUGUUAGUAAGUGUGUGUCUGUUAGUGAGUGUGUGUCUGUUAGUGAGUGAGUGUGUGUGUGUCUGUUAGUGUGUGUGUGUCUGUUAGUGAGUGAGUGUGUGUGUGUCUGUUAGUGUGUGUGUGUCUGUUAGUUUGUGUGUGUCUGUUAGUGAGAGUGUAUGUCUGUUACCUAGUGUAUGUGUGUCUGUCAGUGAAUGUGUGUGUGUGUGUGUAUUUAGAAGGCGGGGAAAGGGGGGAUGCCUGAGAUUUGUCAUGCCUAGGGCAGCACAAAACCAGGAUACACCACUGUAUAUAUUUCUUUAGUUCCUGCGCAUGUUUUGUAAAAAAAUCAAUAUGCUAGCCAACCUGGGUCAACAGGAAAUUCAGAUACAUCUUUUCACUUGUGACUUUGAGGCUAGCUGCAUUAGUACACUAUGUAACCCCUUUAGUUACUCUGCUGGCUAUGGGAUCUGAACCACUACUUUGGAUUGUGUGGCCAGUAAUUCUUGUGUAACAUUAUACAAUCAGAUGUUAAAGAAUUCCUCAUGUGAAAGAGGUAUAGGAACAGUGAGAGGUCUUAUCAAACCUUGGAGUGGUCGGGCAUAACUGGAAAAAACUCCAUGAUGUAUAUAACAUAAACAUGGACAAACUGAGGCAGAACAGAGAACUCCUCCUUUUCCUCCUCUAUUGGUUAUUUUUUUCUCACUUGACUUGUGAACCAAAUGACAUAAAAAAAGCACCAAUCAAUGUACAGCAAAUUAUAUACAUAAUUUUUAGGAAUAUUGUUUGCAGUACACUAAUAGAUGCACAGUGGACAAACAGUGUUGUUUGAUUCAGAAUUUGGAGUUCUGCCCAUGACACCACAAACAGUACUUUAGUAGGGACAUUUUUGCAUUAUUUUGGUUUACCCGAAAUGCCUUCCUCUAAACCCUGGGUUCCCAAUUGAUUUUUCCAGUGGAACCCUUUGACAUUGUGUAUCAACAUUGUGAAACCUCCCCAACCCAGGAUAUAAAAGCCCCACAUUCCUAACCCAAUAAGACACAGACACUAAAAGUAUAUCCGUCAAAUUUGUCCACACCUUUUUAUUAAAAUAUAUAUUCGUAAUAAAUUAACGUUGAAUAAAGUUAUUGCCACCAACCCCGCCAUACCACAUCCGUAUCCCGCACAGUUAUAAAAGGCAAUGACCCAUAUCAGAAAAACAUAAACAUAUAACAAUAUUUUACCAACAUGAAGAUAAAAUGAAAGUACUGAUGUUUUGAAUAGCCAUGGUAGGGGUAUACCCGGAUACCGCUACAUCCACCAGGUUCUGAGCCACCCACAAGUUAGAAACUUACCAAGAACCAUAUUAACUCUUCCAAAACCAGCAUUAAGAAGAGUCUAUUUUCCUAGCCUUCAGUUUACUAUCCUGCCGCUGUUACAGAACGGAACAACCCAGCAAACCAACCCCAGGGAGGGAGGGUCAAACUCAGCCAGGUAGGAAAGUGGUUUUACUAAGAUGGCUGCCUAUUUAUAUAGCUUAGCCUCUAACUUCCUAACAAACCAUUAUCUAUUAUCAUUUGUAUUGUUGAUCAAUCAAAAUGGCGUAUGAUUUUUAUGGUGAAGAAAACAGUUCAAUUAGAGCAAUAAAAUUUAAAGACUAUCACGUUUUGUAUAAAUUUGCCAUUUGCCAACUUUUAAUUGUUGUAUACAUUUAGUUUUUAAAAUUACAUGACAGUUUGUCCUCUUGAUGUGCGCUGGCUCAUUACACACCCACAGACUGCAGACAAAAUCUAUUUGUUGUAGGGGAAUGGCAACAGCUUUAUUUACCAAUCUUUAGCAGCUUAACAUUUCCUUCAUGCAAUAUCACCACUGCCAAGUGGGUGCUUGAAUGCCUUCAGGUGGUUAGACAUCACAAGCUGAAUCCAAGAUUUAUGGUCCUGUCAUUACUGCCAUCUAUUGGCAGGCCCAUGACUUCCCAGUCCCAUGACUUUUAAAUGUAUUUUCUUAACAGAAAAUGUAUGAUUGCAUAAACUUUAUAUAUACAUUGACAUUUACAUAUCCUAUAAGCAUGGCAGUGGGAGAAGUCAUGUCCACUGUUCACUAUAAGUAGACCUCUUGAUACCUCACAACAGUGUUAGAGUUUGGUUUUUGUUAAAAAUAAAUAAAUAUGAAUUACAAGUUUCAAGUACCUGUGGUACUAGCCAGGUAUUUAAAGUUACUCACUACUGGAAACCUGGAGGGUCCGCUGGCAAAUUAUUUAGGGGUGAAUUACUCCACUUUAUUGCUCAUACUGUAAAUAACACUUUUCUCUGCUGUAUGUGAAAUCUACUCUCUUCAAGUCUAAGUAGGCGACCCUUGUGUCCUUUGUACCUCUUAUUAAUGAACAGAUUGCAAGUAAACUGGUCCUGUAUAUAUUUGUAUAAUGUUUUAUAUUCCCUCUGAAUCUCCUUUUUUUCAAAGCAAACAAGUUCAUUUGUUUUAGCCUUUCUUCACAACCUGUAUCUUCCAUUCCCCUAAUUAAUUUUGUAGUUCACAUGUACAUUCUAUCUAGUUUAAUAACACCCUUCUUUAAAACAGGUACUUACAAUUGUACAAAUUAGGCAAGGAGGGGUCUUUGAUUUAUAAAGAGGCAAGAUUAUAUUUUUGUUUUGUGAAUUUCAUGUAUUUAUGCCCUUCUCAUUUAUUGUUUUCCUAACUAAGCACCAUAACUUUAUCUAUGUCUAUAUUAAAUCUCACAGGUUAAAUAGGCCUUUCUAUUAAAUGGGGGUGGCACAAUUUAUGUACGAUGCCACUAGCUUCUUUCUGUAGACAUAUGAUUUGUAAUUACAAAAUUACAAAAUUUAGCAUCCCUAAACUCCUGUGAUUUUCUUUUGUCUUUGCAGUGAACUGAAUUUUUGGUUGAAAGAGGUUUCCUGUCUUCAAAACUGACCGGCAAGGGUACAUUCACUCCAUUAAUAGAUACUGCCAUGUUGCAUUAAUGGAUACACUUUGUGAUCAGGCCAUUCCCAAAAAAGAAUGAAGAAGGAACUGUUGUUUUUAUGCACUCCCUAUGUCCAGUGAGACUUGUAUUGUGAGCAGAUUUUAUGUUCUUUUAAUAUUUUCUGUCCAACAGCAGAAUUUUAUUUAUUUUUUUCUUCUUAAAAUGAAAAGAAGACAUUGUUUUUUUUUUUUUUAACCUAUCUUUGUACGUGUGAUCAUUUUAUUCAACCUACCUGAUCACACUGUGCCAACUUCUUCAUCAAUAUUGAAAUGGGUGGAUACGAUAAGAUCACUGACAAUAUGGUAUCUCACCAUAGUAAGUACAUUCCAUCUGAAAAUGGUGCCUGGCGUUUGAUACAUUGAUACUGCCUUUUUCAUCUGCCCAAACCUGAAGAUGUUCGUAUAGCUUACCCAGAUUCCUUUAUUAUUCCUGUGAUACUGUGAUGAUGCCAUGCAGAAGAUGGACGAGCCAUUCUAAACAUGGAUGGAUCAUUUUGCGAUAUUUUUUGCUUCUUGUACAUUCAAUGCACACGCACAUAAAAAUCGACCUGAAUGUUUAAACUGUACUGUAAUUCAAGCCUGAAGAAUGGAUCCAAAUGUACGAUUAUUACCAAAAAUUAAGAUAUUGUUAAUUUAUUUUUACUCCUUUACAUAAUAGAAGGCUAUGAAAUAUUACCGACUACUAUUGGUCAUUACAUGGUCAUAUUGAACAAUACAUGGUUCAAGGUAAAAAAAAACUAAAACAAACAGGCACUAUAUGAUUAUGAUCCAUGGCAAGUGUCAUAUGAGAUUGCUAGUUGACUCCUGCUCAAAUCUAGAGGAAAAUCUCAAAAUUUGAAUUUCAUUUUUUCAAAUCUCAAAAAUAUGUAUAGGAAUUGUAAAUUUACAGUUACUCACUUAAUAGUGAAUUGUCAGAAAUUGAAAGUUAUUUCAAAGUGAAUUCCAAAUACUGAAGGGAAUAUAUAGUUGCUGCAAAGCAUUUCUCCAAUUCAGUUAGUUUUGCCCAAAUUAAGGCUUAAAUUCCCUUUAAAUGCACAUUGAAUUCCUGAUAAUAGCCAUACUAAAUGUUCUUAAAUACUCCAAUAUAUAAUAGUGAUACACACUAUUAUCACAUGUAAAGGAAACAAUGUAGUUAUAUAUGAAUAUUAACCUAUCAAAAAUGAAUCGACCUAUUAAAGAAACACUCUAAGCACCAAAACCACUUCAUUUUAAUGAUAUAAUUUUGGGGCAUAUUGGUUACCCCUGCAGCCCUUUAGAUUAAAUCUGCUAUCAUUUUACAAUCCCCAAAAUUACUAAAAAUAGUUUCAAUAAUUAAAUUCAAAGUAUGGAGAUAUUAGUCCUUGGAUAUUUGUCCAGUUCUUCUCAUCAUGGAGAAUUAGAUUUGAUGCAUCUCAUAGCGAUGCCUCAGUUUGCUUGAUUGUAGCAUACAUGCGCCAUACGUCUUCAGUGAUUCUCUAUGAGAAACAUUUAGGCAGUAGACAGAGUCUUGUACCGUGAGCUUGUCUUUCUCUGAGCUGGAAUAAUAGUAAGUUUCAAAGUUUAUUAUAUUUUUCAAUGAGAGGCCCACUAUUUGAAACUAGGAAAGAAAUGCAUCUAACUAAAAAAAUAUAUAAUAAUUAUAAUUGUUUUUUUUUUUUAUUAGUGUUCCUUUAAGCAGUAGCUUUGCUGUCCAACAGUUUCCAGUUAUUUUAUCCACAAGAAUAUGUUUCUUACUUUAUUGAGAAUAAUCUACAUGGUAUAUAUAUAUAGUGAUUGUUCACUCUAAAUUCACAUCACAAAUGCCCGUUACUGAAACAAUCAGAACAGCUUUGAUCAUCCUUUCCCAUCGCUGACAUCCAUUAUCUGGUCACAUGGCUUUACUAAUGUGUCAUUUCAGUUGUCAGGUACAAUCAGUUCGCAGUUCUACUAACCCUUGGUGUGUCUUAGUCAUAAGCAAAUCGUUGUAAUGCCAAUAUUUUAAACUAAUAUUACAAUGAGCAGUAGAUGAGCUGCUUUGGUGCAUCUUGUAUUACAGAACUAAAAUUUCCUCUUCUUUCUCUCCCACCUCAAUCUAAAAUUGUCUGUUACUUGUACACUGGAAAGUGAUAGAAUUUGCAAUCCAAAAAGCUCAUAGGUUGCAAGUUGCUUGGCCACCCUGUAAAGUAUCCAUUUAAGGGGACACUCCAGACUCCUAAAGCACUUUAGCUUGCUACAAAGCAUUACGUGUAAAGAGUGUAUCCUAUUUUUGUAAUUUUGCAAACACUGCAGAUUUUAAUAGAAAUUAAUUAUUUUAUAAAUUAACCUGGUACCUCCCUCGCAAAGACUUCUCACUGCUGCAUUGGGAAGUCUGUGAUUGGACAACCACAGGAAAUCUGAGCAGGGUUAGAAGUUGAGAGUUUGCAAAAGAAACAGUCAAGAAACUGCAGGUUUUGCAACCUUAUCUCAGCAUAUGCUCACAGUGAAACAAAUGUAUAAUUAAAUGCAAAUGUGUUUUCAUUUAGGGUAUAUCUACUAAACACUGAUUUUAAAAAAAAUGAAAAAUUGUAUUUGGUCAGUGGACUGUCCCUCUAAUAUAUAUCCCUGUUAAUAGCAGGUCACUAGCUGACAGCUAUACUAAAUUUAUUAUUCAGUUAACAUCAAUAUGUUCAUCUCUUAUAAUAGAAUCCAGCCUGAAGAAUCUUAUGAAUCCAACCAGUUAAAGAUCUCCAUCCUGGUAACCUGGGAUCAUUAUUCUUGAUUUAUUUCAGUUGAAAACCCUUACUUAAUGGGUCCACAUCAUCACUUUGUUACCAAUAUUUCAUUAGAAUUGUUUAAAACACUAUCAAACUUUCACGGCACUCCUUGAGACUGUCGACUGUUCUCAUUUGCCAACCCAUCAACAGUAGAACCAUAUCAUCUAUAUAUUUAAAUAUAUGUUAUAAUAAUUAUUAGGCUUGGGCAUUCGUGUUCAUAACAAUCGCAACUGGGACGAAAAUUGUCUUGUUUGUGUAAAUUCCGAAUAGAUUUCCAAUGCUGGAGUAUAGUGAUUCCCACCAGCUUGUUAGAGUUGAGAGAACUGUACUAAUCAUGAGAAAAAAUUAAAGUGGGCCUCAGAGAACUAGGGCUUCACAAAAAAAUCAAGGUGCCAUUUCAGUGAAGAUAGAUAUUUAGUAUUAACAGUAGAUAGCCCUUAUUUCUACAUUUUGAAUUAACUACAUAAGGCUGCACCUUCAGUUAAAAAAAAUCACUUCUAUAUUAUCUUUAUUUCACUGUAUUGUAAACACAGAAUAGUAGGAGAGUUCAGAUGUUUUACAUGAUUCACAAGAGUAAGCACUAUUCAAACAUAUUGAGUGCUUUGGAAAUGAGUAGUAAUACCCUUCUGCCCAUGUUCCCAAUAUUGACAUGAAUAAAUGGGAACAAGUGGUUUUAUUUAGCUUUCAAUUAGUUCUUGAAAGUCGGCAAAUGAUGAAGAGUCCUUUGAGAUUUAUAUUUGUAUAUCUUACUGAUGGCAAGGAAAUGAGAAAUUCAUUCUCCACUAAUAUUUCCCAUCAUUGUCAUUGCAUUCAAAUCCCCCAAGGAAUCUCUAUACCUUUUAUUGCAGAGGGCUAAAAUACAUUUAAAGGAAAAUAUGUUCAGAUAUCAAUAUCAAAUAUCCAGCCUUGUUGAAACUAUUACUACUGGUGAAGAACUUCAAACUACAUUAUAAAACUCCAGGUUAUUAUGACCACUUCAACUGUUCAUGGUGCUUGGAGUAAUUUUCAUUAUCAGGAUUCUAGGCAUUGUCUGACACUUGAUAAGCAGGAUAUGCUGUGCUAGUGUAGGGAUACAAGGACUGUAUUGUGAUGAUGGCAAGGAUUAUGGUUGUUUUCAUGUGUUUAAACCAUGUUUCUCCAUCUUAAUUCAACUAAAUAAUGUUAUUAUAAUGAUAAAACAUCCCUGAUUGCAACUUUUAAUUUAACCACUACAACUGCCAAAUAGCAUUACGAAAUGUGUAACUAUACAAUAUACACCAGUGGUAGGCAACCUUUGGCACUCCAGAUGUGGUCUUCAUCUCCCAUGAUGCUUUGCCAGCAUUGUGGCUGUAAGAGCAUUAUUUGAGUGCCAAAAGUUGCCUACUUCUGCUCUACAUCCACCAGAAGUACCACAUAGGAUAAAUAUACCACAUUUGAGAUAUCUUGACGAUAUUUACCUUUGUGUAACAUAGUUCACAGGCACGCUAACACCAUAACCCCUACUUCUCAAUGUCUUGGUUAUGGCUCAAAUAAUCUUUCAGUGCCUCUUUGAAUUUUUGUUGUCAAACUAUUUUUAAGCAUUUUGAAGAAACACAGGGCUUUCUUAGAACCUAAAGCCAGGGUUCACUUGUACAGCUUAGAUAAGAACUAGGGCCUAUCACCUGACAUUACAUAUGUGGCUCAGAUAAUGUGGAUGAUUUACUUCUGCAUAAUCUAUCCAAAGCUGCCCAAUCAUGAAACGCCACGAUAGGCUGAAAUCACUCAACAUGCAAUAUUAAAUUCUAAUACUACAUUGUUCAUACCAUGGCUAGGGAUUUAAACAUGUAACUCAAACAAUUUAUAAAGGAUGCUCAUAGCUAAUGUUUAAGAAUUUCAAUAAAAUAUUCUAUUUAUUUCAUAUAAUUUAAUUUUCUUCUACAAAGACUGUAUUGUAAGUUAAAAAAAAAACAACUAAUUUUACAGAGAUUUAAAAAUGACAUAUUUCAGAAUAUCAUCAGGAGUUUAAUAGAUAAAAUAUCAUAUUGUAAAAGAAAUAUUUUAUUUGUACAUUAGUGAGAUAUUUAUUUAUGAUACUUAAAAAAGCAACACAUAUUCCCAGAACCAAAGAGGAUACAAAUAAAUGUGGUUGUUGAAAUGAUUGUAACUAUAUAUUUGUUUUAUUACUUUUAACCUCUUGUGUAUUCAAAGUGUUAGCAAUAGGUGUACUAGACAUGACUUUUUGGUUGUCAAACUCUGAAACAGAUCAACUAUGUGGUGAGUCCUCACAAGUUGUCUUGAGUUGACAGUUGAAUACAUUUCCAACUUCAUUAUUUGAACCUAAAUAUUGCUAAUAAGUCAGUUGUCUACCAUCUACAAUUUACAAAUGAAAAAAGUCCCCAUUUGUGUUGAUUACAUAAUGUUUUGAAGUAAAAUAUAAAACUCUUUUGUUGUCUUCAGAGAAUAUUCUUCUCAGUGUUUCUGUAAUGGAGUUCACAGCUUAGAGCAGACUGGGCUACAAGUGUCGUCAAACAUAGCCAAGCACUAUACACAUCUAGCUGAGAGUGAAACUAAUUAUAAUAACAUUAAGUAACACUCAGGGCACAUAUAGAUAACAAAAAGCACUUCCCUUUAGCAUGAAUGAUUUGUCAAGAAAUUUCAUAUUUACAACAUUAUGUACACUUCCAAAUCCUUAAUAUAACAUCAACAAACGUACAGUAACAAAAAUGUGCUAAACCAACCAAUAAAAACAAUGGGCUGCAAAUAUGUUUUAAUUUUAUUCAAAUUUCUUUGAACACAGUCACAGCUUAAAAUUCAUCACGUUGGAUGUUAUGUCUGUUUUUGUUUUGUUUUUUUCAACAAGUUAUGUUCAUUAAAUAUUUGUAUAUUUGAAAAAAAAAUGUUAAUUGUAAUGCUUUAUUUUUAAACCUCUAAUUUUUCUAAGGAAUAAAGGUUAGUUAAUUUAGAACUUUAUGAAUGUUGCUAGCCAAGAACGUCAAUGAUCUACAUCUGCUGAGUGACAGAUUUACAUCCACCUAGCCAAAAAAACAAUCCCUGUAUAUUAAUCUAAUGACCACUUCUAGGUACUGGUCUAGGUACGUCUUCACUUGACCUUUGAUGUAAUAGUAUGUGGCCAUUUUAUAUUCUCAUACUUGAUGUGCUCAAAGAGCCAGAUACUGGUGGGCCUUAGUUUAUACUAGGAUGCAAUCCAAUGGUUUAAUUUAUUUCAAGCUUGUGGCCCCAUACACUUUGUUGCAGGUAGAAAUAUUGAAAAAACCUGUAUAUAGAGACGCAUGCAGAUAUAAUAUUUCUACCUAAAUGUAGCACUAGAUAAUUGCAAAUUACGUGCAGAAUCCAUUUCUAAUUUUAGAUUAUGAAAAAUAAUUUUUAAGUAUGUGGGUUGAGGGAAAGAGGGAAAUCCAAACAUUUAUUUAUAUUAUUUUUAGAUAGGCGGUGCUUUCUGUAAGUCUCCAGUGACCUCUGUCUGUAAAUAGUGUAUAUUUAAUUUAUUGCUGGUCUAGUCCUGUAUAGAAUGAAAUCUGAAGUUCACAAAUGUAUAUUUUGUUGCUUAAAUGUGUGCAAAAUUCACAAUAAAUUACCUAUUUUAUGUCCAAUUGAUUUCUUGAUAUGUGAUUCUGUGAGUGUAUUGUCCUUUAAGAAACUAGUUUUAUUAACGUGUUGAUGUGAAAUGCAUAUACACCUUAAGAGAAACAUAGAAACAUAGAAUGUGACGGCAGAUAAAAACCAUUUGGCCCAUCUUGUCUGCCCAAAUAGUCUGCCAAGAGGACUUGUCAUUCACAAAUAUGAAUAACUUUUCAAAAAGGCUAUAAAAUGCAAUCACGAAUGGCCACAUUGUCAUCAAAAUUGGUGCCCCACAAGGAGGAGGUUUAUUAAUUCAGAGCACUGCAGAACAUGUAAUAUUAAAAUAGAUGCAUAGAUAGAGAAAUAUAUAGACAUAUAGAUAGACAGAUAGUUAUGGAUAUAUGUGAGUGUGGGUAUAUAUAAUAUAUAAAUUUGAAUAAAGAUACCACUCUAGGAUUUUUCAGAAGAAAACACCUAUAUCAACUUUACAUAAACAGUUUCAUCAGGACAAAGUUAUGCAUUUUGGUGUAUACAUAGUGCCGUUGAACAUAAUUUCUGGUCAUUUUAAUUAUUUAUAUAAUUAGAAUAACAAGUGUUAUAAGUUACUAACACACAGCACUCGAUGCAGUUCAUAGUGGGCACUCAAAACCCACAUUCAGAAGGCAAUUAAAAGCCAAAGUAGGGCUGUAUGUACAGGUUUAUUUGUCAACUCUGCUAGAAUGCACAAAACGCGUCUGACUGGUUAUCCCUUCCUAUAUGUUCCCACCAGUUGCUAACAGUUUUUGAAUUAUUUUGUGUGGUUUAAUAAAGGAUUUCUUUUCACAAAUUUACUGGGUGGAGGCAAUUUGUAGGUGUUCUCCUAUCAAGAUUCUGGAUUCUGCUCAAAUUAUUAUGUUAUGGAGGAGAUCUGUCUCUCAGGGAUCUUUGAUGGUUUGGAUCUUGAAAUUGAUCAUUUUCAAUUUUGGAAUCAUGCCUUUUUUACAUUACUAGAGACUAUUUACAUUUACCAGUGAUGCUUUAACCCUCAUCCUUGUUUCUACAGCUAGUAGGUAUUUAUGUAACAUUCCUUUGAAUGCAUAAAUAAAACAGGUCUAUAGACUGUUUUAGUAAAGAGCGAAUACAUCAUAGCACUUCCUGCUCUAGUGACUUGUUCAUCACACAUAGGCAACUUUUGAGGUUUUCUACUUCAUUUUCUGCAUUUCACUUGCUCAAGUUAUUUAAAUUGGUACCCCUUUCAGUUUUAAUUAAGAGAGGUCAUACAAGAUAGUAACUUGGUUAUUGUGAUUGAUUAAAAACAGAAUUGUAAUAUGUCGGGCAGAGAAAUGUUCGCCCACUCAGCUCGACUGUAUGACUAGGACUAGGGAAGGAAGACAUCAAAGAGUGGGAAAGCUUAAAUGUAAACAUUAUAAGGGAUGCACCCCCAAUUUUUCAGUGGGUUGAAGCCCCUUAUGUUUUUGCCACAAACACCCCUAACAGAGAAGAACCAGAAAACCUUAUGUGACCAUUCCCAUAACUAAAUCUAAAAUCUGAAACAUCACCAAGAUUACAUUCAGAUUGUCCCAAGCACCUCUGAUUACUGUAUUGGGGCAUUUUAAGUGUGAAUGUGAUAUAGUGAGGGGAGCAUCACAAAUGAUCUAUGUUCCCUUAUAUCGAACAUGUGAUAUCGAACAUGUUUGAGAGCACAACUUUAACAAAAUGUUUCAUCCUUGCAUUUUACUUCUAGAAACAGAUUCUAUUGCCUUGAUUUCCUUUAAUGAACCAGGGCAAAAUUCAAUGUGCAGUGUGUGAACCUAGGCUCCAAUUGUCUUUCAAAUGAUAAUCCUGCCCUUUGAAUGACUGACAUUUAGUUUAAUUCUUAGUGCUCUGAAGAGCAAAGUUGUUUAGUUGAUCACUGAAAAUAUAACAUUUAGUGCUUGUCCUUGUUUUCAGCCUUGAGGACAGAGACAGAUGUUGCUGGGGUGCUGUUCAAGUCUAGUCUAGUCUUGAAAAGUUUCAGGUCUGAAAUAUGUUGUUAGCCCAGAGUCGCCUGUUCCACAACUAGCUGGGGAAUUAGGAGCAGAUUGUGAUAGAGAGUCAUCAAUGAAGCAUGUUGUGUAAAAUCAUUGAAGUUCUGACACAAAACUGCAGAGUACUGAAACAUGCAGUACAUGGUGAAGGCCAUAUAAUUCCAGGGACUGGGGAGACUAGCUGAGAAUAACCUAGUUCUUGUGCUUAAUGGGGUUGGGAAUGUCAUCACUAAAGUUCUGCAUUGUGCAAAUGCAUGCUGGAAAUUGAGUGAUGAGGCUGUUCCUAGACAGUGGAGGACUGAUCACCAGGGGCCAGGGGUACACAGCUAUGGCCAGUCUGGGGGAUCAAAGGAUGUCCCCAAAGGGUCCAUCAUAAUUUAAGAUAGUAAUAGUUGCUGGGCGCUGCAACCUACCCACUAUUUAAAUUUAUUUUUCAAGACCUGGCAGGGCGCUCCUACCACGCGUGUGAACACAGUAAGAUGUCUGGAGGAGGAAACAUUAUCACUGUGAUGUCACAGUGGCAGGCUGCUCUGGGACAGAUUGGGGCAGAAGAUGGUGGCUUGGGGAGCAGGAGGAGAAUAAUUAAAGGUGAGCCAAUGGCACAACUAGGGGUGACGAUGAGAGAAACAAAGUGGGUGACAAAGACUGAUGUAUGGGGUAAAGAUUUAAGUGUGAUAUAUAUGGCUAUCUUGUCUUUUUUUUUUUCAUGUAUCAUUUUUAUUGAAAUUUUUGUUAUUGUUGUACAUGAUAAAUACAGGUACUGUAAUACUUUUAAGUUACAUGACACAAAUCAAAAAACACAAGUACACAAGUAGCAGACAGCACUACCAUUUCCAUAUUGGUUAACAAUCACCUUGUAGAAAACAUUUAUCUCAUUGGCAUAGCAACAUGUCACAGACAGGCAUUCACUACACUACACGAUUAGUUGUGGUUCCCAAGCUUAAUAUCCGUAUACGUUCUGGUGCGGCCACAUUUUAGUUAUUGUGCUGUGUACCGAAGAGGCAACCCUGCCCGCCACCCAGCUCAAGAAAUACGAACAUGACAUUGAAAACAAGAAACAGCACAUUAAAAUUAACCAUUGUUGACCUAAGUUUUAACAAAAGUUUUAACAAAAAGGUUUAGCCAGUAAACCCACAACCUGCAUUUUCUAAUGGGGAUUGGACAGUCAACGUGAUUCCCAACUGUGGCACUUUGGAGGGUGGGGAGCCCCAACUACCCAGCCAUUACCGUGGCAUUGAGCGGUCAAUAUUGUAUGAAAAGGGUCCACUGGCAAUUCAAUAACAAACAUUAAUGCAAAUAACAAUACAACAUAAACAAAGUAUAUACAAUUUCUCUUGGUGAGGAGAGUGUAAGCUGCGGCCAGAUGCUGGGCCUGGUGUGCCAUGCACCGUAUCAAUCACCUGGGGGAGUGUGGUAGGAGAGGCCAGAGCAACCCAAACCAUAUUUGCUUUUGGUACGUGGGAUUUUCUCCUUCAGUACUGUAGGGUAUAGCCUAAAAGAGUUCAUUUUAAACCUGCGGGCAUACCAUAGCAGUAUAUUAGCAUAUAAUUAACUCCCAUUUAUAUACCACUCAUAAAGAGUGCUCUCUUAUAGGGCAGCGUGGCCCGCAGUAGGCAUAAGUAAAUAGAAUCAACCUUAGUGAUAUCCCCAUAUCUCAACUACUCAGAAUCAUGGUAUUUGUGCUGUCAAAAUGCUUGGUGUUUUCCCCUGCAUCAUGUCGGUCCUAGGCUACAAGGAAACCCAGAUCCCUGUUGCUGGGUUUCACAGGGCGAUUAGUUGGGCGAGCCCCAGCACUGGUAUGAGCUAAGUACAUGUGGGAUGGACAUUAAAUCAAUUUUUAUACACUACAUUUAACACAGAAGCCCAACACCAUCUGCUUCACCAACUCCCUACCCGACAGCACGCAAAGAUGCAACAGAGCGCUUGCUCCUUUAGCAUUCAGCCCAUGAGAACUAAUGUAUCUGGAUACGUACUGAUGGGGUCAGAUGGAGCAACAACAACUUUUAAACAUUUAAAGUAAACCAAAAUAUUGGCAAUACAUCUCAGAAUGUCAUAUAACAAUACAACAAGUUAGCAACUCCUGUAGUAUGGAUCUCAACUUUUUUUUGUGUGUGUGUUUCUGCUUAUUGUUAUUUUUUUUGUUUUGUUUUUUCAUUUUUGCGAUAUUGUGUAACGUAUCUUACGUGUCCGAUGAGUAAUGCAUAUGACCUGCCAUUGAAGAAGUCCGUGACGAGUCCAUAGGUAGAAGUCCGCGGACGUGGGGCAUGAUCACCAUCUUCUGAGUGGCCGGUGGACUAUAAAACUCCACAAGCAGUCCUGGUCUCCUAGCUGACAAUGAGUAAUGGUUAGCAGUCUUGGUAGUCCACUUUUUAAGCUAAUUUCUGGGAACCGGCCAUGGACCAUUCUGGCAUUAUUUUAGGCGAGUGCGGUUUUGCAGGUGAGUCCGCUUCUGGGUUCCUCCACAGGCCCCACUCCUUGAUUUUGCUAAAACCAACCUCUGGUUCCAGGACUGUAUGAAGGGAACCAUUGCGCCAAAUCAGCAGCUUCGUUGGGAAGCCCCAGUGAUACAGGAUCUUGUGAUUGCGGAGGUUCUUUGUUGUUGUAAGAAAUCCCCUCCUCCAUGCCAUAGUGGAAGCUGACAGGUCAGCAAAAAGGUUGAGAUGCUGGUACGGCUCCGGCAGCAUUUGUAGCUUCCUGGUGGUAUUCAGUAGGGCUGCCUUAGACUUAUAGUAGUGGAAGGGUGCCACCACAUCCCUCGGUGUGGCCGCAGUGAAUCGGGCAGGUCUCAGCAGACAAUGCACUCUAUCCAACAGCCAUGCUGUGUCCUGCAGCUCCAGUACAAGUGCCUGGCACAUUGUGCAGAUGUAGGGCGAGAGUUAAUCUAUGGUGACAGAGUCAGCAAUGCCACUAAAGUGGACAUCAUUUUGAUGGGACCUGUCCUCCAUGUCAGCAAGUUUGUUUUUCAUCAUGGUGUGUUCCUCUUCUAGUCUCUUGAUCCUAUCAGCCACAUCAUUGUGCACAGUGCACAAUUCCUCUGUUUUAUGUUCGAGGUGGUUUAUCCUCUCCCCCAGAUCUGCAAGGUCUUUGUGAAUGGAGGAAGUAAUCUGCUGGAAAUCCUUCUGAAUUGUUGAUCUUAGGUCUUGGAGCAUUUUAUAGACGCUUUUUUCUGAUACCGGUUUGUCCCCUAGUGUGUCUGGGGUGAGGUCAGGCUCCGAGGGGCCUUUCCAAUAUCAGAUUGUGCGGCCGAGUCGGUGCCAUCUCGUUGCACCUUUUGGCGGUCUUUUCUCCCAGGUCGGAAUGGCUCAGUGAGUUUCAUUUGUUUAGAAUAAGAUAUUAGUUGGUAGUAGGACACUGUGCGCUUCAUAGGGUUAUAUUUUGUGGAGAAAAUCCGUGCUUAUGUGGAGCUCUGGGUUAGGUUGGAUACGGAGCCCUUACUCCAUGCAACCUUCCGUACCGAAAGUCAGCCGAGCCGCUAUUUUGUCCUAAAUUAGUGAUUUUGUUAUUAAAACCGAGUUUGCUUGGGAUUUUAUUUUGGCCUCAUAGUAUUUCCUUAUUCAAAUCAUCUACUGGGCAGCUGUAGAUUACAAUAGUGCUGUAUACCAAAACUAAGUUAUUGGUAAUCUCAUAAGAUCUUUGUACAGAAAAAAAUUAAACAACAGAAACCCUGUAUUUCCAGGUCACUGACGCUGAAUGACAGCAUUCACAAUUCGGACAAUCUUUAAAUACACACUACACUACAGACACAGAAACACAUCCAAACAAACACUAAGACAUGAUUCACAGCGUGUUCGUAUACACAUGCCAUCAAAAUCUAGCCUAGGAGGAGCUAGCAAUGUGGCUUAGAAGGGACCACCAAAUUUUGCUUUGUGCUCAAGCCCCAGGUGUUUUCAAAACUUGCAACGUCGUUGUGGACAGAUCACCUUUCUAUGAAAUUCUACAAAAAUCUGGGUACAUUGCCAUGUAUCCUGGUAUUUUUUGGCUAAUGUUGGACUGGAUACAUUGACAAAUGUUUCCAAGAAACCAGAAACAUGUCCUAAACGUUUUCUUUUAUCGACUCUAUAAAACAGUUAAACAAAAAUAUAAGAGAAAAAAAAAGUGGAGAGAAUGCAUGUGUCCUAAAGUGAUUACAUAGUUAUAUUGUGUUGGAACAUGUAUAGGGUGUAGAUUAAAAAUGCAAUUUUAACAUGUAUUUUAUAAGAAUGUUAUUCACAGAAUCAGGAAACAUUCACUCAAUGUACUCUCUUGUAUAUAGGUCUCUCUUUACGUAUAUCCUGCAUUGAAAUGUUUAUCUGGAAGCGGUGAUCUUGAAAACUUCCCAUCUGUUCUCCCAGAUUAUCAGAAUCCCAGAACAUAGCUUAUUUUUUACAAGUACCAUCAUACACUUAUACAUUUGUAUAUUAGAUAAUAUUCAUUGACAAUAAAUCCACACUCUCCACUUUUGCUAUUGAUGAAAAAAAAUUCUCUUUUUUCUUGCCAAAAGGUUCCUUUGAUAAUGUAAAGGAUCCUUUCUGAAAAAAUUGUUACUUGCAGUAAGUUUGACCUUCGUUCCCUGUAGC